CUUGGACAAGUGGAUCACAACAUCGUGCAGCUUUACUUUAUAGGAAUAUCUAUCAAAAUCCAUUUAGGAAAUGGGGCUUCUUCUUCUUCUUCUUGUUCUCUGCUCCAGCCUCUGGUCCAGCCUUGGAGAUUCUUCAAAAAUGUAAGAUUUGUCAAUUUAACUAUUUUGAAUACAUUUUAAGCAUAAAAACAAUCUGGAGGAACAGCCUUUCAUAACAUACAGCACACCUUUAACUAUAUGGUUUUCUUUGAGCAAAAAAUACUACAAGAUUGUAAGUAAGUAACCUUCCAGUGCCCCUAUAACUCUAACAUUUUAACCCCUUAAUUACACAUGACGGAAAUAUUCCGCCAUGAUUCCAUGUUAUUCCAGAAGCUGUGUCCUUAAGGGGUUAAUUUGUGUUUACCAGGUAUGAGGUGUGCUUUAACUAUUUGUUAAGUUUGUGUGUUUUUCUGCUUUACAGAAAAAGUAUUUCAAGUUUUUUAAAGAAAGACUGGGAUAUAGUUUUCAUUCAGCCUUUUUAAGCUACAUGACCUCACUCAUAUAAUGUGUAUAAACAUAUAAUCACUCAAAAAAUAUUAUCACUUAUUUUAAAAAAACAAGGUUCAUAAUUUAGCAAACAGUACGCUGCACACAUUCCCAUUAAUGUAAGUUGCUUUCCUUGUUGAAAAAUGUGUUACAUGAAAAAGUCAAUCAACUCUUAAAUUUUGUUUUAUAAUUAUUUUUUCAAUCAGCUUAAACAUAAAGUUUAUGAUUUUAAAAGCUACAGGAUCAUGGUGGGUGGGAUAUCUUUCCCUCUCAUACUAUGCUUUUUACUUUCGUAAACAAUUUUUUAUUUUUUUUUGUGAAAUAUGGACUAGACUUGUGUUUAUUUUAUUUAUAUUUUAUGUAUUACUUUUGUAGUCCCCUGCUAAAUAUUCAUAUGAGAAUUGGCUGCAUACUAUCUGUUCAAAAUGAUAUAUUGAUCUAAUUAUGUGCCUGAUUUAGCUUUUAUGGAAAGAUGACUGCUGUAUGGUGUAUCAAUACAUAGACAGCAGAGAUUCACUCUGUAUGUCUUAAUGUUUGUACCAAUGUAAGAUUUUAACCGAUUUUCCCAUUAGUGGUAAAAUGACAAAGAGAAAGAAAUACCCAAAUAUUUUCUACAAUCAGUAAUCCUUAAAAAAUAUUGGUUUGUGUUUACCUUUAAACAGGAUAUUUGCUUACAUUUUAAAUAUUUGUCUCUUGAUGGAGGUUCAUAAGUAAAGACUUUUCUAUUUUAUAUGAUGAAAACCAGGGUGAGAUAGCAUUAGGAAAAGUAAAGAAAAACGGAAAAGAAUACCCUGGAACACUCAAAGGAUUCCAUGAAAUGGAUGAGAAGAAAGAAACAAGAAUGUUGUAUUUUAAACCCCAGUACAAUAAAUUUGAAGUCUGAAAUUCAGUUCGGCAAUACAGCUCAGUCAUAACAACUCACAGUUUAGUAAAUAAUCCCCUCUGAGAAAUCUAAGUGGUAAUAUAAUGUCAACAGUGUGUCUAAAGAAGGAUGGAAUGUACAGGUGCAGCUAAAAGUGUAAUUAGUUUAAUUAAUCGCUGAAGCCAAGAGACAGCCUGGCGCCAGUCAUGGAACGAGACUCAGCUGAAUGAGGACAUGUGAGGAAGGAAUUGUAAGUUAGAAAAUGAAAUAAUAACAUUAAAACUGAAGUUAACAUCAUAUUCACACAUUAUUGCAGGUAUUACGUAUUGCUGGUACCAGCUGAGGUGCAUUAUCCCUCCACAGAGAAAGCAUGUGUACAUGUGAUUGGAGCUCGAGAAAACCUGACUCUCACAGUCACCUUACAGUCCGAGAGUGAGGAUAUUAUAUUACACCAGCAGGACAUGACUGGUCCAUUGCUUCAUCACUGUAUAAAUUUCCAGGUACUCAACCUUCAUUCUGAUAAAUUUGUAUUUGUACAAAUAAAUUUGUAUUUACCAUAUUCCACCACUCUUUCUUUCGCUGGUAGAUCCCUGCCCCAGCAGAUGAUGUGGAGGAAGUUGUAUCAAUCCAUAUUUCUCUGCUGGGCAAAUUCACUGACGUCUCAGAGAGCAAAAAUAUACAGAUACGUCACAUGGGCACGGCCACCAUGAUUGAGACUGAUAAGCCAAUGUACAAUUGUGGAGAACAAGGUAAGUUUAGGGUACAUAUUCGUUGUGUUUCAGAUAUUUCCAACACUGGCCCAAUAGCUGUAAGGAAAUUAUAUAAACUAUAUUUCAAAAAUAGCAAGAGGGCAAAAGAUGGAUAUACUUGUUCUACUUAGUGUAACACUCAACGAGUUUGGUUGGCUGCUUUCAGUAUAAGGCGAGUCGUAGAUAUAUCUUUGAGAAACUCAUUGUGUGUUGACCAGUCCUUUCCAACACACCUAACACUCAGCUAUAGGCUGCACUGUAGAAAUAAUACAGUCUGAAGGGGGGAAGAUGCCUCCUACAGAUAAUGAAACAUUUUAUUGGAGAAUACACAGCUAGCAGGUAACUCUUCACACACUGUAAGUGUCCGUUCCAUCACUUGCUGCUUUAUCUUUCAGUGAAUUUCCGGAUUCUGAGAUUUAACAUAGACUUCCUUGCUGCCAAUGACAUGGUGAGUGGGAAUGUUCCAUUAAUAGGGGACAGAUAGCAAAAUGUCACCGUAUCAGUUUAAUUUUAAAUGUAUGUCAUAUGAAAAUGAACAUUUUGUGCAAACCUCUUUUCCUUGAUGGAUAUUUACCCAAUGAUCUUGUGACCACAUUCACUGUUUCCUGUGCUAUGACAUUUAUUUCAUUACUCUCAAUUUUGGCUUGUUUCACUAACACAAUUCUCUUUUUGCUUCAUUCUCUCUGCUGUUUCUUUGCAGGUAUCACUAGUGCAGCUGAAGGUAAGUCACAGUUCUGGGUUUGGAAUCUAAGCGAUGUCUUGAGGGUUUAAUAGUGAUUUUUCAGAAACAAAAAUAGGGAAGUCUUCCUUGCAGCUAUCUCUGCUUAGCGGUUCUGAUUUUAAAGGACCACUAUAGUGCCAGGAAAACAUACUCAUUUUCCUGGCACUAUAGUGCCCUGAAGGUGCCCCCACCCUCAGGGUCCCCCUCCUGCCGGGCUCUGGGGAGAGGAAAGGAGUUAAAACUUACCUUUUUCCAGUGCCAGGCGGGGAGCUCUCCUCCUCCUCUCCGCCUCCGAUCCUCCCCUUCGGCUUAAUGCGCACGCGCGGCAAGAGCUGCACGCGCAUUCAGCCGGUCUCAUAGGAAAGCAUUUACAAUGCUUUCCUAUGGACGCUGGCGUCUUCUCGCUGUGAUUUUCACAGUGAGAAUCACGCAAGCGCCUCUAGCGGCUGUCAAUGAGACAGCCACUAGAGGAUUUGGAGGAUGAAUUAACCCAUUUAUAAACAUAGCAGUUUCUCUGAAACUGCUAUGUUUAUAAAAAAAAUGGGUUAACCCUAGCUGGACCUGGCACCCAGACCACGUCAUUAAGCUGAAGUGGUCUGGGUGCCUAGAGUGGUCCUUUAAGGACUUUCAUGGAAUUCCUACUGCGAGCAUUACUGUUGAUUGUUAACAAACGUAAUGUAAACUCUGCAGAGUAUGGAACAACAGAGCAAAAUAUAAGGAAUUUGGCCUCGUUCACAGUGGCACUUAUUCUAAUAUUUUAUUUAGCAUAUCUUUAAAUCAAAAGUAGUUUUUGUCCUCCUGAGACCCAGCCCAUUAACUUGUGUCCUCUGUACUGGACAUUUCGUUUACAUGAAUCUCCUUUUAUUCUUUGAGCUACUCUAUCAAUCCCUGCUGUAUUGUAAAGAGCACAUGCUGGGUUUUCCAGUGAUAUGUCAUGUGAUAGGCUGGAAUGCUGCGAACUUCCUCUUACUUUUCAUCACAAAUGGAAAGAAAUUGGAAAACAAUAUUUUUCCUUGGUUCCCAGGACGUUAUUCCACUUUCUCCCAUGUAAGGAAAUUACAAAAAAAAAUGGAAUUGUCCAUUCAAUAGAGAUUUGCUUCUUUCCCAAAGGAUCCAAAGGAAAAUUUAAUUUCUCAAUGGAUAAACCUGAGCCCGCAGCAAGGGAUCAUUGACUUGUCCUUCUCUCUGAGUUCUGAAUGCAUAGAAGGGAUGUACACCAUAAAGACACCAGAUGAACAGCAAGUGUUUCAAGUUCAAGAGCACGGUGCGUCAUAAUACAAUUAGUAAAUACCCACAUGUACAGAAUCCAUGUAGGAGCAGAAUUGACCAUGACACAGAUAUGUUUAGAUGAAAGAAAGGGAAGAUUACUGAAAGACUAAAAGACAACAAGAGAGUCAAGAAAAGUGAUGUAACAAAUAUACAUGAUUAGAGUUGAGCGAACCCCAACUAAAAAGUUCGGGUUUUUACCGAACAUUAAGUUUUUUGGACCCCGGACCUGAACACAGACAUAUCACUGUAUGUUCGGGUUGGAGUUCGGAGUUUGGCAAUUUAAUGACGCAUUUUGAAAGGCUGCAAGGCAGCCAAUCAACAAGCGUUUGACUCGUGUGCCCUUAGAAGCUAUCACAGCCAUGCCUACUAAUGGCAUGGCUGUGACUGGCCAGUGCAGAAAGUGACCCAGCCUCUAUAGAAGCUGGUCACUUAGUAUUAGUAAAUUAUGCCCCUACUCACUAUACCGCGAGUAGAGGCAUGUCUAUUAAACAGUGAGCAGCCUGUGGCGACGCACAAGUGGGGGCUUUUAAACUAAAGGGGGACCUAUUAUCCCCCCAGCCCCCACCCCUGAGCGGUGGGUGGGGGCCCUAAAUAACAAUAAGGGGGGGGACCUUGUGUCCUCCCUCCUGGCCCCCACCUCUGAGCGGUGGGUGGGGGCCAUAAAUAAAAAUUGGGGGGGGGGAACCUAAUGUCCUCCCCCAGGCCCCCACCCCUGUGCGGCGGGUGGGGGCCCUAAAUAACAAUGAAAAAUGUGUUACAAAAUGUGUUACAAAAAUGUGUUAAUGUCCUCCCCUCGGCCCCCACCCCUGAGCGGUGGGUGGGGGCCCUAAAUAACAAUAGGGGGGAACCCACUGUCCUCCCCCUGGCCCAAAAAAGAAAAUAGACUUACCAUUUGAUGUCAUCUUUCUUCUAAAAUCUUAUUUUUUCAGCCCCAAAAAAGGCCAAAUAAAAAUCCAGAAUAACCGACGCAGUUUAAAAAAAAACGCAAAAAAAUAACAAUCCUUCUUCACCCUGAAGGGCUCCAUGCAGACUGAGCUCUGCAGGGCAGGGGAAGGCUUAUAAAGCCUCGCCCCGCCCUGCAAUUAGGCUCAGAGCACUCUGGUUGGUGGGUUUAAGCCAUCCAAUCAGAGUGCUCUGACAGGUAAAGGAAGAGACUGACAGGUAAGUCUCUACAUUUCUUUGGAAUUUUCCCACGCUGUGUAAAAUGACACAGAGCACUCUGAUUGGUGGAUUAAGUAACCAUUCAGAGUGCUCUGUGUCAUUUUACACAGUGUGGGAAAAUUCAAAAGAACUUUCCCACGCUGUGGAAAUGACACAGAGCACUCUUAUUGGUGGAUUUCAAGCCAACCAAUCAGAGUGCACAGAGCACUCUGAUUGGUUACUUAAUCCACCAAUCAGAAUGCUCUGUGUCAUUUUACACAGUGUGGGAAAAUUCCAAAGAACUUUCCCACGCUGUGUAAAAUGACGCAGAGCACACUGAUUGGUGGAAUUCAAGCCAACCAAUCAGAGUGCUCUGUGUCAUUUUACACAGCAUGGAAAAAUUCCAAAGAACUUUUCCACACUGUGUAAAAUUCUUUGGAAUUUUCUCACGCUGUGUAAAAUGACACACAGCACUCUGAUAGGUGGAUUAAGUAACCAAUCAGAGACUGUUAGUGUAACGGAGCACCCCGUAUUCCGACCGACUACCUUCCAUUGAUGGACGCUUACUAGCUUGCGCCGAGGACCACAAGCACCACACCGGACACCACAACCACCGCAGACUCCACAACCACCGUAGCUUAACUCCCCGCAGCUUGGUUGGGGUCUCACCGUCUCCUACCCACCCUGGACCUACGACAAGACUCUAGGUUCCAGUGGGUGAACCUCUCCUCCAAGAGAGUGAAGCAGGAACAAGCUCUUAAAAGAACUUAGUAGUGAUUAGCUAAGGGAGUAUGCAGAGCAUAGCAAUCACUUGUAGUGAUAUAGCAAUUCCCCCAAUAAGAGACAGGACUCAUAUUGAGGAUGAAGAAGAACUGUCUAAAACUUUAUUUUACUUGGGACUAGCCCAUAUGGUCAUUACAUUAGCAUUGCUGUGAAAACUCAAUAAAAUUACAAACAGUCAAAUCAUGGCAGGCAACAUACAGUGACUUAUUAUAACACAAUUACAUAUUUUUAAAGAUGUGGGGAGACAAUAAUUAACAGAAAAUGUCUCACAUGCCUGCAGAAUUAGCAAUAUGCAAAUCUACCUGAAUAUGCAAAUGAACCAGUCUUACUAUUCAGGUAGUGCAUAUUGCUGUUGCUACCAACAGAGGGCACUAGACAAGCUCCAUAGCCAAAUCCACCUAGUUGGUAGCAAACCUCAGCAGUACAGGAGAGCAGGCAAUACAUCCCAAGGGCUAUAGUCACAUGGUAGGAGGCUGGCAAUUGGUCUUCUCCAAUGCCCAGUGGCGAGGCUUGUUCCACCACAGUCAGUCUAUUUAUUUACCUGUCAGAGCUCUCUGAUUGGAUGGCUUAAAUCCACCAAUCAGAGUGCUCUGAGCCUAAUUGCAGGGCUCAGUCUGUGUGGAGCCCUCCAUGGGUGAAGAAGGAUUUGUUUUUUUUAAAAGUGCAUCGGUUAUUCUGGAUUUUUAUUUGGCCUUUUUGGGGGCUGAAAAAAAAAGAUUUUAGAAGAAAGAAUAUAUCAAAUCGUAAGUCUAUUUUUUUUUACAGGUAUUUAGACAAGGGUCCCCCCUCAUUAUUUUUAGGAUGAGGGGGGUAGGUAGGGGUAUUUUUUUGGGGGGGGGGGGGGACUAGGGGUUUGAGGACCCUGUAGUCACCUGGGGUGGGGGAUUUUUAUUUAUGGCCCCCACCCACCAUUCAGGGCCAGGUCCCCCCCCUUAUUGUUAUUUAGGGCCUCCACCCACUGCUCAGGGGUGGGGGCCAAGGGGGAGGACAUUAGGCCCCCCAUUUUUAUUUAUGGCCCCCACCCACAGCUCAGGGGUGGGGGCCGGGGGGAGGACAGUUGGUCCCCCUUCAAAUUCUUAUUAAUGGCCCCCACCCACCGUGCAGGGGUGGGGGCCGGUGGGGAGGACAGUAGGUCCCCCCCUCCACAUUCUUAUUUAGGGCCCCCAUCCAUCGCACAGGGGUGGGGGCAAUAGGAUUUUUUGUUUUUUUUACAGUGAGCAGCCACUGGCUGUUUACUGUUUAUUACUAGACACACCCCUACUCGCGGUAUAGGAAAAGUUAAAGGAUCUUAACAUGUAUAGCUUGGAGGAAAGACGAGACAGGGGGAUAUGAUAGAAACAUUUAAAUACAUAAAGGGAAUCAACACAGUAAAGGAGGAGACUAUAUUUAAAAGAAGAAAAACUACCACAACAAGAGGAUAUAGUCUUAAAUUAGAGGGACAAAGGUUUAAAAAUAAUAUCAGGAAGUAUUACUUUACUGAGAGGGUAGUGGAUGCAUGGAAUAGCCUUCCAGCUGAAGUGGUAGAGGUUAACACAGUAAAGGAGUUUAAGCAUGCGUGGGAUAGGCAUAAGGCUAUCCUAACUGUAAGAUAAGGCCAGGGACUAAUGAAAGUAUUUAGAAAAUUGGGCAGACUAGAUGGACCGAAUGUUUCUUAUCUGCCGUCACAUUCUAUGUUUCUAUGGACCAAUGAACGUGUUUUCUUAUUUAAAUGAAGGUCGAUGUGAUGUAAUGUGUGCCUACUCAUUCCUAUGUUGCAUCUUACAUGAGUGCAUUUGACACCCAUUCAAUAGCAACACUUGCAGGACCAUAAGUUCUAUCAACCUAAUAGAUGCAACUAGGAAAAUCCUCUGCUUUAAUGGUAAAUUGGGAAUUUAGUGAACCUACUUGGAUUUAGAAAUUCAUAUAAAUUCCAUAUUUAUAGGAAUUCUAUAUCCAUCUUACAUUUUACAAGUAAUGUAAACCGACAAGUAGAUAAAAAUAAUUGUAACUAUUUUACCUCAGUGGUUAAAUUGUAGUUCAGGUUUAUUAAACAUUGGAAAUCACAUUAUCAACAAGAAUAGUUUUUUUUAAAAAAAUAACAUUUACAUCAUCCCAUAAAAAGACGUAGCCAAUCCCACAGAUAUUACUGAGUCAUAAUGCCAGAGGCUCAAAGUGGACGGAAAUUAUUUUUUCAAAUGAGACUGUAACACACAUUCUUUGUGUUUUUUAAUGCUAUUCUUCUGAAUUUGUUCUAAAAUUAUACAUCCCUAUAUGAUUCUAUCUUACAGUGCUACCAAGGUCUGAAGUUCUCGUGAUGCUUCCUUCUGUGGUAACUGUUUUGGAUGAAAAUGUUAAAUACAAAAUAUGCGGCAGGUAUUGUAAAGCUGUUUCUCACGUGUUUUUCCAUAACGUAAUAUAUCACUAGAUCGAAAGAUAGAAAAGGGAAGGAAGUGACAUCACUAUUUACUAUGUAACAAAGCAAUACUCACUAAUACAACCAAGUUCAUAGCUUCAUCCCAAAUGUAAUAAAAAUGUUGAAUUUUGUAAUUAUUAUUCGUGGAUAAUUGACAUUUGAUCCAGUCACUUAUGUGAAUGAAUCUCUUAUAACACAACAUAAGUGAUAUAUGACCUUGGCUUAGAUUGUAUAGGUUUGGAUAAGAUUUUCCAAUAAAUUAAUAUUUUUGGAUAAACUUUUAAAAUAAUUUUAUCAAAAUCUUAACAUAUCCAAAAAUGUAUAAGUCUACACUGCACUUACUUGAAACACACACCGAAGCCCCUGGAAGCAAUCACCACAAUCAUUGAAAUCACCUACUUCACUAACUGGGAGCACAUCCCGCACUAACUAAAACCACUCACUGCAGUGCUUUUGGUAAAAAAAAAUGUAAUAUAACGCAUGUGAGUGUUACAAGGGCAUUCAUGGUGGCACACAUGCAUGCACGUAAAUUGACACAAAUAUAUGUUGCAUAUGAAAGGUUGGUUAUAAAAAGUGAGACUGACUGAUUUACUUAAACUCCUGGACUUCUGCACCAUUUAAGCUAUAGACUUUAUAGAUGACACCAAAAAUCCAGAUUCACGGAAAAGCAGGUACACAUUUAACACACAGGGGAGAGUAUGUAGGUUUCUAGAAAUGGGCUAAACCUGUGCUACUGUUUGCUGACCUUCCUUCCCUCUUUACUUACUUCCUAUGAAUUUUGGGAACUUGCACCAUUUAAACCAGAAUACCUGAGCCGGUAAUAUAGCAUGACAAAAAAGGAGAAUGCACACCAGAAACCACAAGUAAUAUAUAACCCGGUUCAAUAAACUAACAAUUGGUUUAAGCAUAUAAAUAACAAUAACAUGUAAAGUGACAAAAAACGGGCAAAACAUAAAUAAUAAACAAUAAUAGUUUACCAAAUUCCUCCCAAGCCUAACAGUGCAGAAACAUGAAUCCAAAAUAAGCCCCCAACGUUUCGGCACCACCUGGCUGCCUUUAUCAAGGGUGUAUAUGAUAAAGGCAGCCAGGUGGUGCCGAAACGUUGGGGGGUUAUUUUAGAUUCAAGUUUCUGCCCUAUUAGGCUUGUGAGAAAUUUGGUAAACUAUUAUUGUUUAUUAUUUAUGUUUUGCCCGUUUUUUGUCACUUUACAUGUUAUUGUUAUUUAUAUGCUUAAACCAAUUGUUAGUUUAUUGAACCGGGUUAUAUAUUACUUGUGGUUUCUGGUGUGCAUUCUCCUUUUUUGUCUUACUAUUGUUUAUAUUGGUAUUGGAGGGAGUACCAGUGAGGAAUAGCACCCAGGUAGUUUUAGUCUUUAUUAACCAGUUGUUUCUCCAUACUUUAUUCAUUAUAUGAUCGGUAAUAUAGCAUAACAUUUGAAAAUCCUCAGUGUUUUCCUGACAAUUUCACAGUUUAGUGAAUUACCUUUUUCUCUCCUAAUCUCUUUCUCUUUGACAGAUAUAGCUAUGAUAAGCCUGUUUCAGGCACAAUCACUUCCAAACUGUGCCGUAAAGUUGUGCCCUAUCACUGGAACUUUUCUAGUCGUCCUACAGAUAUUUGCACAGCUCACACAGGACGGGUGAGAAUUAAUUUUUACUUAUUAAUAAUAUGGGAAAAAUCCAAUGAACUCCUCUUCAUCACAAAUCAAUUCCCAGAAGCAUGAUGAUCUUCUGACAGCCACAAGCUAUUUCUACAUAUGACGAACUGUCAGCAUUUAUUUUUUUAAAGCACCAGUGAAUUUGAUAAGUUUCUUGUCUGUAAAUGCUUCCACUUCUGUUGCCUUUUAACCCCCCCCCCCCACCACCACCACCACCACACUCAAUAUAUUGUCUUCUAUGUAUUUGAUUGUAUUGUUAUCUCUUCGCUCUUUUCUCUUUGACCAGACGGACAAGACAGGGUGCUUAGACAUAGAGGUACCAACUGCAUCACACCAGCUUCGAUCUUAUGAUUACCAGAUGAAGUUUGUAGCUGAAGCAACCCUUGAGGAAGAUGGGACCGGUAAGCAUCAUAAAACAAAUCUUGUACCAGAACUGUCCAAGCAAACAUCCCUCCCCAAAACAAUAAAUCUGACAUCAUCUUCAGUUGUACUGAUUUGUUUUACACUAUUAAAGCAGAAACACAAUUAGAAUUUUGCCUUAUUCAGAAGAGCAGCAGGUACAAUUAAAAUUAAUUGCAGCUUUAAGUCUCUAUAAAUGAAAAUUGAUCUCAGCUAUCUUCUCAUCUUCACAGUCAUCUAGACGUGGAGAUUCAUUUCACUCCAAAGUGCAAUCCAUCUGAAUUUGGGUCAACCAGCUGAUCUUACGUAUUCCAGAACUCCAAGCCAAAAUUUAUCUAAAUCACAAACAAAUCAAGAUACGCAAUGGAAUAUCAUGUUCAUUUUUAUUCAUGAUUCAGAAUUCCGCUAGCGGUGGAAAAAAAAAGAAAAGAUGAUUGAUGUGCAAAAACAGCUGGUUUAUGGCUAGGCGACAGUCACUAAAUGUUGAUUUUUUUUUUCCACAGAUCAAGUGAAAAAAAAGUAACCAAUAGAGGGAAUAAGAAAGGGAACAGUAAAAAAAUCUAUGUUUAUAAAUGAUAUAUUAAAUAAACAUAUAAUAUAUAAUUAAAUAAAUAUUGUGAACCACAUGACAGGGAAAUGCUCCUGUCAGUGUACUGCAAAUUAUAUAGAUAAUAUUUGUAUGCAAAUUCUGAUUGAAUAUAAAUAUAUACUGAUUGAUCGCACACUUUUGGUUCGUCUAAAUCGCCAUACGGCUGAAAUUCGUCCAUCCCAAAAACGUGUUUAUUUUUGGAUGAACAUCUUGUUGAUUGUUGACACGAUUGACCUAAAUAUAGCCAUUGGAAUGUAUUUUCCAGUAAUUUCUUAAGUUCCUUUUCUCGAUGAGUUCAUCAGAUGAAAUGUUUCUUCAUUUUACACAAUGGGAGACAAUAAGCAAAAUAACACACCUGUACACUGCUGUAUGCUUGUUUUUAGGGCUGCAAAUGAAUGCCACUGGCAGCUGCCGAAUAACAGCUGUGAUCGCGAAGGUGACCAUUGAGGAUGUAGAAAUAUCAGAUUCCCAUUACAAGCCUGGACUCAGAUACAAGGGGAAGGUUAGUAGAAACACAAUCUAGUUUUGCUUAUCGGAUUUCAACUUACUCAACAUUUUUACAUACAACAAUUAUUUAUUGGGGAACAAAACAAUUGAAGAAACAGUGAAGAUACACUCACUCUUAAUUAAGCCAUACGUUGGUAUUAACAGUUAUAAGGAGCUUGUUUAAUUCUAUAACAGCUUUACACAUCUGGGUUCCAUAACAUGAUAUUUACACAUCUGGGUUAAGUGGUAUGACCACAAUAUUUUGAUUAAAGUGCCUUGUGGUCCAUUAGUUUGGAUGUGGAACUUGGGCAUACAAUAGUUGAAAUCUGUCAUGUUUUCUGAUUGAUAGUGAAGACGGUUUUAAUCAUUUCCAGGUUCUUGAUUCUAAAACACUCUAGGGACAUGAAAAAAACAGCAAAAACAAUCAUAAAAAAUCAACUAUGUGUAAAAAAAAAAGUCACGAAGACCGUGUCUAAUUUUACUUAUUUGGAAUGUGACCGCUAAAAAUUUAUAUAGACAAAAUCAUCCCUCUGUCACAAUAAGCGGUAAAGAAAAACACACACAGAUAAUUGCUACUCCCUUGUCUGUGUCCCUCCAAGUCAAUCGCGCUACCAUCUGCUCUACCUCUAAGGCUCGCUGCCUAGGUGUUCUCUUCCACUCCGACCUCAUCCCUCAUGUCCAAUCAAUCGCCAAAUCCUGCUGCUUCAAUCUCAAAAACAUUGCAUGCGUCCGUCCCUAUUUAACCCCUGAUAUGGCAAAGAUGCUUGUCCAUGCUGCUGUCCUCUCUCACCUUGACCACUGUAAUGCACUUCUCAGUGAUUUUACGUGUUCCCAAAUUGCCCCAUUAUAGUCUAUAAUGAAUGUGGUGGUGAGGCUCAUCUUCCUGUCCUUCCACACCUCCCACGCCUCCCCCUUUGUCAGUUCCUCCAUUGGCUUCCCGUAAGAUAUAUGGCUCAAUUUAAGAUCCUGACACUUGCUUCCAAAUCUCUGCACAAUGCUGCUCCCACCUACCUAUCCUCACUAAUACACAAAUAUGUCUCGUCUAGAAACUACACGGCCCCGGUGAAAAAAUUGUCCUGGGCCCUCCCCCCGCCCCACCAUUUGUAUAAUAUAACACAUACAGAUACAUACACAGACACACAUGCUAAUACACAGCCACACAGAAUGACACACGUUCAGAUACAUAGAAUAACACUUCUACAGAUACAAAAAUGACACACAUACAGAUACACAGACACACACUGACAUAUGUGGAUACACAGACACACAUACAGACAGAUACACAUAUAGACACAUGCAGACACACAUACACAGAAUGACACACAUACAGAUUCAAACAGUGACACACAUACAGAUACAUAGGGACAAACACAGACACAUAUUCAGACAGAUACACAAACAAACAGAUACACACGUAGAACACACAUGUGGAUACACAGACACACAUACAGACAGAUACACAUAAACACACACAUGCAGAUACACAGGCACACUUAAUGACAAAUAUUCAGAUACACAGAAUGACAUGCAUUCAUUUAUAAACUGUGACACACAUACAGAUACAUAGGGGCACACGGUGACACAUGCAAACAGAUACACAUACAGACAUGCAGAUACUCAUACAAACAGGUACACAUACAGACCCACAUGCAGACAGAUACAGACAAAGAUACACAUACAGACACACAUGCAGACAAAGAUAUACACAUACAGACACACACAUGCACACACACACAGAUACAGACACACACCUCCCCAGUGAUCUCCACCUGCACGACUCUCUUAGCUGGUGACGACUUCCUCCCAACGGGCACUCUGACAUAAUUACUGGGGUCCUGUCAUGCUCUUAAAGCGUCCUAGUGAUGACCAGGCCCCAGGUAAUUCAUUGCCAUCGGGUAGUCUCAAGAGCAUGGGCCAUCUGAUGGGCCCCUUCAAUGCUGCCCCCUCAAAUGACCCCUGCGACCGAGGUAGUUCCGCCACUAGCUCUGCUAGAGUCCUACGUCUAACCUCUGUUCGUACUCCUACCUCUAAUGCUCACCUUAAAGACUUCUCUAGGGCUGCACCGUUUCUAUGGAUGCCCUUCCCCUCUUUGUUAGACUCUUACCCAAUCUCCACUCCUUCAAAAGAUCUUUAAAACCUUCCUUCUUUAGGAAAGCAUAUCAAUUAAACUGUGAACAGCUUUCCCACCCCGCUCCCUGAUUCCUCUCCUGAAACUGUCAUCAAAGCAAAACACUAAGCCCUCAAUUAACACUAUCAUAGCAACCUACCUUUCUAUGCUACCCUUAUCUUUUGUGUCACAUUACCCCACUCCCUCUAGCAUGUAAAGUCAAUAUGCAGGCCCUCAAUUCCCCUGUUACUGUGUCACUACACCCCACUAACUCUAACAUGUAAACUCACUGAGCAGGCCCUCAAUCCCUCUGUUACUGUGUCACUACACCCCACUCCCUCUAACAUGUAAGCUCACUGAGCAGGGCCCUCAAUCUCUCUGUUACUGUGUCACUAUACCCCACUCCCUCUAACAUGUAAACUCACUGAGCAGGGCCCUCAAUCCCUCUGUUACUGUGUCACUAUACCCCACUCCCUCUAACAUGUAAACUCAAUGAGCAGGCCCUCAAUCCCUCUGUUACUGUGCUACUAUACCCCACUCCCUCUAGCAUGUAAACUCACUGAGCAGGCCCUCAAUCCUUCUGUUACUGUGUCACUAUAACCCACUGCCUCUAACAUGUAAACUCACUGAGCAGGCUGUCAGUCCUUCUGUUCCUGUGUGUCCAACUGGUCUGGUAACAAAUACGUGUCUGUUAGUCCACCCAUUGUACAGCGAUACGGAACUUGUUGGCACUUUAUAAAUAAUAAUUGUGACAAGACCAAUCUCACCACAUUGCAUUGGAGAAGCCUGGUUGCUCAUCUGCUGCCUUUGGACUAUGGCCCCCAUAUUAAAAGACUUUGUUUCGCCUGCAGAAAAUCUUUAUUCGUGCUUUUCUGCCGGGUGUUCGGUAGAUUCAAUCUACCGAACAACCGCACGAAUGAAUAGACCACCUAGGAGCUGGACUGUGCCGGCAAUUAACCUCCCUGAAGCUGCGGUUAACCGCAGCUUAAUUGACGAAUGCUGGGUGGCCACCAUUCGUAUCCGGAACACGAGGUCGCGGCCAUUUUAAACAUGCAAAUGCACAGCGAUGUUCGACGUUUAAUUCAUGGAACUAAAAUCGGACACAGUUUUGCGCGAACACCGCUGAAGCCGCCGACCUCCCUUCUUGUGUGGUGAAAGUACACGAACGGCCAGUGUUCGGUAGUUUUACUUGUCUAUGUUAUACCCCAGAUAGGAAUCCCAUGGAGCCCAUUUGCAUGAAACUGACUGUGUAAAGACUUUAGCUCCAUGGCGAUUAAACUGUAUUCCUGUGGUCUGAGUGCCAUUCACUUAAUAAUGUGCGCUCAGACCUGAGCUAUCUGGGGACAUGUUAAAUGUAUAAGUUUAUUGUAAUGUGUCUUACAUGGUGUAUUUUAACAGUAAUUCGUGUUUUAGUAUCCCCACGUGCAUAAUGGCGAUUUGCCUUUGUCUUGGGAGAUAAUUGAAUUACUUCUCAAUUAUCUCCAAGGCAGAGGGGAGGAAGCCAGGAUGCAUUGUGGGAAUAUAAUGUGACUGUCUGUCCUAUUUGUCAACUUGUCUGUCUUUUGUCACCUUCUCCCAUUUGGUCCCCUAGGGGAGUGUCCACCAGGUGGGAGACCUGCAUAAAUACUGGGCAGGUAGCCCUCAUUAAACAGACCACUGCUUGACCCCCAACACAGAGCCUUGUCUCGUCUUUGGGGGGAUUUACUGAAUGCUGAUAGACUGAUUGCUAGGAGUGUAAGCCGCUUGGAGGCUUUUCCUAUUCGUCUGCUAGCAGUGAUUCGUAUGGUUCCUGUUCGUGUGUUUGGAGUGCUAUAUUGGAUGCCGUUCGGGAGUUUGGAGCAUUCACUUAUUGGCGGUUCGUGUGUUUGGUGUUCUACAAUAGCUGUGCCUGCAUCUCUGGAAAGGGGGACGAUCGCCUAAACGGUUUUUACCCCUUGUGUGCAAAAGGGUCCGUUACAAUAAUAAUAAUAUCCAAUGAAGGUGUAGUGCAUCAAAGGAACAGAUUAUGAUACAUGUUUAAUCUGAAAUAAUUCAAAAUACUCAGAUAGUUCUAAUCUGAAGAUAUUUUGUGUGUCUAUGAAAUAUGCUAGUAACUCCCCACUUGGUUUGUAAAUUACUAACAGCUGUAAAUGCAAAACUUGAGUGUUUGGGCCCUGUACCAAUUAAAUCUGGUGGACAAAUUGGUCCCUUGCACACUAAAACAAGUUCUUUUAUUUAUUUAAACACAAAAAGCACAUAAAGUCAUUUCAUACAAGUUUAUCUUAAAUCUUAACUUUUCUUUUGAGCUUGCAUGUUGCAAGGAACUGUGAUGGAUUAUCCUCACAGACUUAAAAGAAACUCGUAAAAAUCUGGCAAAAACUGCAAAGUUGUAAAUUCAUGAAUUUUGAGAAAAUAUAUUCUCACUUACUACUCAUUGCAGAUACGUUUAUUUUAUUGUAAUUCUCCUGGGUACUUUACUCAUAAAACACUCCAUCAGACAGUUACAGUUAAAAAGAUGACAAUUCUUCUUGUCUAAUGAGUUGUGGUGUCCGCUUAGAAUGCCAUGUAUAUGGUCAUGGAUGCCAUCAGAUAUUCUGAGCACCCUGCACAGCUCAAGGCCUGGGCCCACCCCUAACAUCUGCCCACAGGGCUCACUCCCUAUUCCACCACUAUCUUGUAGACAUUUAGAGCUGUGAUAGGGGAUGUAAUAUGGGUUUGUAGGAGAUAUAUUGUGUGUGUUUAGGGAAUGUAGUGUAUAUGUAUAGGCACCCCAUAUUUUUAAAAGUGGGUUAUAUAUAUAUUGUGAUGCUCCAUAUAUGGGGAUUACAAGUGUAUGGCCUGUACCCCCUUGAUGGCAGCCCUGUGGUCUCUUAUCUGUCUCUCCAGAUGAAAUUAGAAGGUGCAGACGGAACCCCCAUGAAAUCUGAAACUCUGCACCUCACAGAGGAAUACAACAGGAAGAAAAAAGAACGGACGUACAUAACAGACGAAUAUGGGCAGGUGACCUUUACCUUAGAUACCAAGCCUUGGAAAAGUCAAUUUGUCUAUCUAACGGUGAGUGGGAAUAUCACAUGAUGACAACGGGUUACAAGCGAGAUAGACUUAUUGAAGGAACUGAAAUAAACACUGUUAAAUUAAGAUAUAAUGGGGGAUAGUAAAUGUUAGUGAGUAACCCAAAACAUAACGCUUUCAUUAUUAUUGCCAUACUUUUAGAAGGCAACAUAUGUAUUGGCAUUAACCAUAAGUAAGGGAAUGAUUAUUUUUGCAGGGAAAUUUGAACAAACUGAGUUUAAAAACAAAAAUUACAUUAAAAUGACAAAGCAGAUUCAAUAAUAGACAAAUUAAAAAUGAGGACAAAAAAAAUGAAAAAAACUGUCAAACUGCCCUAUUUUUAGAGUUCUUUUAAAAAAAUCAUUAUACAAAAUAUUUUGGGGGAAUUUUUUGCUGUCAUCUUAAGUCAUAGUAUGAGCCUGCAGUUAGCGAGACACAAGACUGGGAUAAAAAGAUGUAUUUACUGGGCUUAAUAAAAUAUCCAUGUUUGGGGGCUGGGAAAACACUAGGUUCCACAAUCUCAUGGGUGAGGGAUAAAGGGGACACUAGUAUGUCUCCCCAUUAUUUUAUUUUAAGCCCCGCCCGAUGCCCAUAGUAGCUGCCCGAGUUUUCAUUACAGUGAGCAGCCACUGACUGCUCACUGUUUAGUAGACAUGAAUUAGACCUCCCUUAUACUAAUAUGGAGGGUUAUAUUUAUAUUAUUAUUGAUAUUAUUAUUAUUAUUAUUAUAUUAUUUAUAAUAUCAAUAUAACCCUCCAUAUUAGUAUAAGGGAGGUCUAAUUCAUGUCUACUAAACAGUGAUAUAUUUUUAUAUUAUAAUAUUGAUGUGGGUUUAUUUUUUACAUUUCUGGUUAGCCCAAAUAAUUUCAUAUAAACAAAGGGAUUCUGCCAAACCAAAAACAGUCCAUGGCCGAGAUUCGAUCUGACCAAAUCUAAUUUUAUUUUUGCGUGAAUUGAUUCAGAUGAACUGAUUUGUUUUUAAAAAAAAAUAGCUGUACACAAAUCUGUCAAUCAGUAUCAGUCUGGAUUCACCCAACGACGUGAGUGUUAACAUGCAAACAUGACCAACCAAAAGUUGCAUCCCAAUUGGGAUGGACAAUCGGCCAAGCAGAAGGCACCAAGUGGGAUGUUUUUGUCUUCUUUCUAUUUCUUUCUUUCUUUUUUUCUCACAAACAAAUCACUUGUUGAUUAGCACAAUACUAUGAAUAGCAAGAGAUUACAUGUAAAUUGUUAAAUGGAAAUAUAUCACUCUUGAUACACACAGAUGGAUGUUUGAUCUCUGUAUUUUAUUUUAUUUUUGAGCACAUGUUAUUUUUGUAGGCCUCAUACAUGAAGGAAAAACCAGAAAUAAUCUACGGAGAGCUUAACCCUGUCUAUAUAGAUGCACAUAUCACCCUGCAGCCCUUCAGCACCUUGACCAACAGUUUCCUAAAAAUCCAACCUGCGGAGUUGCCCUUGAUCUGCCACCAGGAGCACCAAAUAGAAAUCGAUUACCUCAUCCGGGGCAGUGAGUUGAUGGGUAAUGUGGAGACCUUGGAGGUGGUAUAUGUGGUAAAAUUACUCUGUUGUACAAUUAAAUAGUUUAUAUUGAAUUUAAAAAUAAUGUUUAGGGAAAAAACAACAAUGGGAUGGGAAACAAAAGAGAAAAAGGGGAAAAUGGGGAAACAAAUUCCACCUCUACCUCAAUUAUAUAUACAAGGGAUCACAAGACAUUUCAAACAAAAAUGAAAUUUGACAUGAAACAUAAAGAAUGUGAUCAUUAUAAUUACGUUCCAUGUAAUGUAUUGUUUUAUUUUAUGUUCUAUUUGGCAGGAAUAUUAUUCAGUGGAGUUAGUAUUUUUACCAUUUUUGGAGGUUAGAUUUAGAAUUAAGAAUGUGUUUAGGGUUAAAGUUAAGCUUAGAGUAAGAGAUAUGUUUUAGAAUUUGGAAGACAUUUUAGGAUUAGAGUUAAAGUUAUUUUAAGAUAUUUGCUUAAGGAUUAGGGAGUUGUUUCUUAGCCUAUCACCAGCCUCUUGGAGGUAGAAGACUAUCACCAAGAAGAUGAUGCUCUUGAUUCAGAUGUCUUCAGAUGGAGACUGAUGACUUUGGAGUUAAACAUGUGCCAAACAGUUUAAACCCUGUUAGUAAAAAGGUGCCCGGACACCCCUGCCCCGCAUAACAACUUCAAUUUUGUUAAGAUGCUAUGUGGGUAAACUGGAUGGUAAGAGAUGUGUUUUAGUGUUAGGGUAAGUUUUACAAUUAGAAAAUCAGAUCGAUAAUCUGUUCAUAUGAGUCACUCUCUAGGCUCCAAAUAAAGUUGGAGGAUCACCCCUAUUUUAGUUAAAGCAAAGAAGGAGAAAUAAUAAUGCACGCUGUCCUAUGGUUUGCCUAAAACCAGUCUCAUCUGCCCCCAACCAUCCCCAAUAAGCUUGUAUUUAGCAAAACCCGCACUGGUUGUUAGAUCAUUAGGCUUCUGAUCAAGUAUUAGAAGGCGCCAUCCCAUAUCUAGGACAUAUCUCGGACAUUAGAGUUUUGGCCAAUAAUCAGCCCCCAUGCCCCAUUAAGCAGGUUUAAAUGGAUAGAAAAAAAUUUUAAUUUCUAGCGCCUGCGCAAUGGCUGCUCGGACUUCCCAAACAAGAGUCUCAUCCUUGUAAUGUCCUCAAACCCAAUUGCGUACAGGGUGAUAUGAAAUGAUAAGAAGACAAUAAAAUGAAAUCUAGUGCACUAUUUUCAUUGCUGGUGAUAUUAGAUGAAAAGGGAGAAAUACACUAAAAUCAGCUCCAGAUGUAUUCUCUUGGACGGUAUGAUCCGCGUCUAUGGGUAUGCUGGUAUAGGUCCUGGUCCUUUGUUAGGAGAUGUCCUCAGGCCCGUCAGUGGUGGGCAGCCAUUACAAGUUGCUGGGGAUGUUUUCUUUUAGUGCGUUGUAUUUUAGCAGCACUUGUCUGUCCCCCUUUUUCUUUUCCUGAAUUCAUUUAUAUUUAAAAUUCUCUUAAAAAGUAGUUCCUUAUACUUUAACUAUCAGGAAGGAGUUACUCUGAAAUGAGAAUAUUACUUCAUCCUUUGGUUUUCAGCUUUACUUUUUAAACUUCAAAGUGCAACCUAGCCUGCCAUCUAGUGGUGAUUUUUGAGACAUUACUAUAGUUUUUAGAAAAAAAGAAUUUGUUUGCCUCUGUAGAUAUUACAGAUUUAUUUCAAAGUGAGCUUUUCACUCUAUAGCAUCAUGGAUUUUGUGGGUGUAAAUUGUGUGAGCAUCUGUUUCCCCUUCUUGGCUUUAGGCUUUAUGGUUAGGAUUAUUCAUGGAUUGGAAGUCGAGAAUGACUCUAUACUUUGUGCCACUCAUAUUGUACAAAGUAUUGGUUGUCUUGGUGCAUGGUGUAUUGAAGUUGAAAAAUGUAGAAUUAAUACAUCCUAGCUCUACAAUCAGGGUGGUCUUACUUGGGACAUAGCACAUAUAAUAUUAUAAGUAUCUCCUAGCCCAUUUAAGUUCAAUGACAGGUAAAAUGUAUGCAAAACAAGCAAUGUGUUUUUCAUCUUGUUGAAGACGUGGUCUUCGUAACAGCAAGGAAAAAAAAUAUUCUCAACUCUUCCAAACUCACUUUAGAUAACUCUGUUCAUACAGGAGCCAGAACACUGCCCAGACACACCAAGAUUGUUUAGGCUUUGUUGUUAUAACAGGGGUGCAGUGCUCUCUGUAUCUUGGGGACCCUGGAAUGGAAAUCUGACAAUAUACAUAUUUAGCAGUACCUCCAAUUGCACUCAAACACUUAUCUAAUUAAACAAAUCACUGUGUACUUAUGUAUUUCAUUAAUGCAGUAAGCCACCAUUUUGGUUUUAAUGCAAUCCAUGUACUUAAUUUAAUUUGUUUGAAUCAGCAUCAGUUUCCAAAAUGUUAGAAAAAAAACUUUCCAAAUGAUAUAUCUACAAAACUCACUAUUAAAGCCCAGGGGUUUAGAUAUAGGAAUAAGUUCUGAUGCUGAUUCAAACAAUUAAAUUGAGGUCUAUGUUGGAAAUAUAAGUUAAAGUAAUUGUUUUUCUUUUUUUUAAGGUGGUUGCAAAAGGGAACAUUGUUUUAAAUGGGCGGAUGUCAAUAAAUGUCAGUAGGAAGUCAGGUAAUAAAACAUGAAAGCCAUCAGAGAUAUGUCGUAACCAUAGCCUGUAUCAAAGAGCCGAGUGUGAUGAAUACUGCAAUCUGCCUCUUGGUUGGAUCAUGCUAAUGUCUCUGUGUCGAUGAGAUUUCAUGUUUCACUUACCCUUGGAUCUAGAAACCUAAUGUGUCUAUAUUAAAUAAUUUAGAUUUGGUUAGAAAUUAGUUUAUACUUAACUCCAACUCUCUUCCCAAAAUAAGCCCCUCUACUCCUUAACCAGUGUAUAAGGUGGUUAUAUAUUUAUUCCGGGGGGGGGGGGUUUCCUUAGGAAAAAGAAAGAAAAUUUGCUUUGCAACAAACAGCCCUCUGCAGACCUAUACACAUCCUUCCCAGAGUACAUUCUGACACCCCCUGGUUAGCAAUGUAUCUUUCAAAGAUUUACUCCUGCUAGAUUCUUUUAAAUUCCUGACUUAGACAUAGAGGACACUUAAUGAAUAUUCUGAUAAGAGAUGCACUGCUUGUGUGGAAGACAUCAUUUAAUUAGAUGCCAACUAGCCCUUUACAAACAAAGAAGGCUUUUACAGAUUACUUACAAAUCACAUCAUUUCCUCUCCCAUGUAACACAUAUGAUGUCAAUAUAUUCUUUUUCCCAUCGUUUCCCCCACUUUAACGCCAAAGUCAUACCUGUACUUCAGGCUCCAAUUUCAGGGAAUGUAUCAAACUGGUCUGAAAGAUUUGACCACAGAAGAUGUUAAACUUCAACAACUAUUUUAAAGCACUCAGAGACUGUUUCAUCCUCCACUUCAUGUCACUUUUCCUGCAGCAUGGAAUGGGGUGCAAAAGGUUCUACCUCUCAUAAAGGAAAUGUGAUUGACAGAAAAAUAGACAUCUGUAAUUUUGUUUCGUCCUGAGAAUAUUAUUUUUUUCUGAAUUUUUCUCAAUUUGGGAAAAAUAUUCUUAAUUCUUUACAAACCAAAAUGAACCCAAAAAUUUUAUAUAUUUGUAACUAAACAAAAUCAAUUAUUUUGGAUCCAUUCUUUUUCAUAAGGUUAACAUAUUAGGGACUUAUCUACUAAACAAAGGAAACUAACAUUUUAAGGGGCUUUUUCUUACAAUAUUGCUUAAGUGACAAUUCUUAAUGAUGUCAAAGUGAAUUUCAACUUUAAAGGGACACUAUAGUCACCAGAACAACUACAGCUUAUUGUAUUUGUUAAUGAGUACAAUCAUUUCCUUCAGGCUUUUUACUGUAAACAAUGUUUUUUUUUCAGAGAAAAUGCAGUGUUUACCUUACAGCCAAGGGAUAUCUCCACAGGCCACUCCUCAGAUGGCUACUAGAGGUGCCUCCUGGGGCAGUGCUGCACAAUGUGACUGACAUUCAGUGUCUUCACACUGCAUGGAGACACUGAACUUUCCCCAUAGAUAAUCAUUGAUUCAGUGCAUCUCCAUGAGGGGAUGCUGAUUGGCCAGGCUUGUGGUGGCUCUGGCCCUGAUCUGCCUUCUUGACAGUGUCAGCCAAUCCAAUGCUUUCCCUAUUGAAAAGCAUUUUGAUUGGCUGAGAUCAUCACUUCUGAUGAUGUCAGACAAGCAGGCAGAUCAAGGUCAGAGUCAGCAGCUGUAGACUUGAAUUAAAGUAUGGUUUUACUAUAUUUAGGGGUGCAAGCGGGGCUAGAUGUUGGUUAUAUCAAUAUAGGGUCAGGAAUAAGUUUUUGUGUUCCUGACCCUAUAAUGUUCCUUUAAGGCCAAAAUAGCUGAAUUGGAAAAGUUUGGCUACUUUGAAUUCUCACUUUAGUUAAUACCCCUGGUAAUAUUGCUCUUUCAGUUGUUUAGUAAAAGCUCCCUAAUUGGGUAUGUGGGAUUGCCAUAAAUAAGGGUACCAGAUUAUAGGCUUAUCUACUAAACAGCUGAAAAGCAAAAUAAUGAAAAGGGAUUUCAUUUUGGCCUUUCACCUGUUUAGUGGAUAGCUCCCUAAUUUGCUACACUUAGUGAGUACCAUUUUUAUGGAUAACCAUUAGAAAUUUAUAUCCUAAACACAACUUCUCCCUAAUUUGAUACACUUAUGCGUGAUUGCCAUUUUUACGGAUAAAUUAGUGUGCUGUUUAGUAAAUGGCUUCCUUAUUUGGUAUUAAUUAAAUAUGACAAUCCCACAUAGGGAUCUAUCUAAUAAACAUCUGAAACACAAAAUUAGUAAAAAAAAAAAUCCCUUUUAUUUGUGAUUUUACAGCUGUGUUUAGUAGAUAUCUCCCUUAUUUGGUACUCGAUUUUUAAGAAUACCAAAUUAGGAAACUAUAUGCUAUUUACAAAUUUCAUUUAGUCCCAAAUUGUUAAUUUUCAAAUUGCAGAAGAAGCAAGAAUUGAAAAUUAACAAAACAUACAGUCAGGUCCAUAAAUAUUGGGACAUCGACACAAUUCUAAUCUUUUUGGCUCUAUACACCACCACAAUGGAUUGAAAUGAAAUGAACAGGAUGUGCUUUAACUGCAGACUUUCAGCUUUAAUUUGAGGGUAUUUACAUCCAAAUCAGGUGAAUGGUGUAGGAAUAACAACAGUUUGUAUAUGUGCCUCCCACUUUUCAAGGGACCAAAAGUAAUAGGACAAUUGGCUGCUCAGCUGUUCCAUCACCCGGUGUGUGUUAUUCCCUCAUUAUCCCAUUUACAAGGAGCAGAUAAAAGGUCCAGAGUUAAUUUCAAGUGUGCUAUUGGUAUCAGGGCCGUCGCUACCUCUUAGGCAGACUAGGCAGCUGCCUAGGGCGCCCCUUGGGAAGGGGCGCCGCCAGGAGCACCGGCCCCCCAUGCUGCAGCCGUCCGAGUGCUCUGUAGAAAGCCUCAGGCGGCUGCAGCUUUGCCCGGGCGGUGCGUCCAUGAGGGCGGACCGCACCGCCCGGGCGCAGCCUGAGGGGAGGGGCUGACAGGAGGGAGUGCUCAGCGCUCCCUCCUGUCACUCCCUCUCUGUAGCGUGGCCGGGCCCUGCAGCAUGAUGGUCCGACGGGUACAGGGAGCAUCUGUCUCCUGUACCCGGCUGGACUAACAGGAAGUACACACUGAGUGUGCACUUCCUGUUAGUCCGGCCGGGUACAGGAAACAAAAGCAACCUGUACCCGCGGACCAUCAUGCUGCAGGGCUCGGCAACGCUACAACAAAGAUGGGGGGGAGGAGAAAGAAAUUGGGAGGGAACGGGGGAGAAGAAAAGGGGAGGGUGGGAGAAGAAAUUGGGAGGGAGGGGAGAAAUUGUCAGGGAGGGGUAAGAAGAAAUUGUGAGGGGGGAGAAGAAAUUGUCAGGAGGGGUAAGAAGAAAUUGGGAGGGGAGGAGGGAGGGAAGAAGAAAUUGGCAGGGGAGGGGAGAGAAGAUUGGGAGGGGGGGGGAGAAGAAAUUGGUAGGGGAGGGGGAGAAGAAAUGGGGAGGGUGGUAGGGAGGGGGGAGAAGAAAUGGGGAGGGUGGGAGGGUGGGAGUAAAAGAAAUGGGGAGGGUGGGAGAAAAAGAAAUUGGUAGGGGAGGGGGGAGAAGAAGAAAUUGACAGGGGGGAGAAGAAGAAAUUGGUGGGGGGGAGAGAUUGACAUCCAUCACACACACAUGCAAUGCACCCCUUGCACACAGAAAAACACACAAUGGAUUACACACUCACAAACAAUGUAACCCUUACACACAAUGCAUCCCUUACACACACAGAAACACACAAUGCAUUCCUUACACACACUCAAUGCACCCCUUACACACUCAAUGCACCCCUUACACACGCACACACUGCAUCCUGUACAUACACAGAAACACACCUUGCAGCCCUUACACAUACAAACACAGAUUUACACAAUGCAUUCCUUACACACAUAUCAGGACAUCCCCUACACACUCCACCCCCUGUGAAAAAACUCAUUGGUGGAACAUGAAGGUGGACCCUGGGACCCAGACCUUGAGCUGUGUAAAGGGCCGCCCAAAAAUGGAGCUGCUUCCCGUUCUCCCAGAAUAUUGAUUUUUGUGACCACAGUUACAAACAGCCUCCAGAGAGCCUGUUGUACACCAGACCAGUGGAGCCAGACUGCAGCUAGAGCCCAUCAUCAUCCUCAUCUCGUUGUAAGUAGGCAAUCUAGUAUAUUAUUUGUGGCACUAAUCUCUAAUUUACCUCACAUUAAAGAAACACUAUAGUCCCCAGAACCACUGUAGCUUAAUGUAGUUGUUCUGGUGUCUAUAGCCUGUCCCUGCAUGCCUUAUAAUUUAAACACGGCGGCACUGCAGCACUGGCGUUAGUUAACAUGGCAGAUCAUAUGGGUGGAGCAUUGUGAUGUCACAUGGGAGGGGGGGCGGCAAACUUUACUUUUGCCUAGGGCGGAAACAAUCCUUGCACCGGCCCUGAUUGGCAUUUGGAAUCUGUUGCUGUCAACUCUCAAUAUGAGAUCCAAAGAGCUGUCACUAUCAGUGAAGCAAGCCAUCAUUAGGCUGAAAAAACAAAACAAACCCAUGAGAGAGAUAGCAAAAACAUUAGGUGUGGUCAAAUCAACUGUUUGGAACAUCCUUAAAAAGAAAGAACGCACUGGUGAGCUCAGUAACACCAAAAGACCCGGAAGACCACGAAAAACAAAUGUGGUGGAUGACCGAAGAAUUCUUUCCCUGGUGAAGAAAACACCCUUCACAAAAGUUGGCCAGAUCAAGAACACUCUCCAGGAGGUAGGUGUAUAUGUGUCAAAGUCAACAAUCAAGAGAAGACUUCACCAGAGUGAAUACAGAGUGAAGAUGUAAGCCAUUGGUGAGCCUCAAAAACAGGAAGGCCAGAUUAGAGUUUGCCAAACAACAUCUAAAAAAGCCUUCACAGUUCUGGAACAACAUCCUAUGGACAGAUGAGACCAAGAUCAACUUGUACCAGAGUGAUGGGAAGAGAAGAGUAUGGAGAAGGAAAGGAACUGCUCAUGAUCCAAAGCAUACCACCUCAUCAAUGAAGCAUGGUGGUGGUAGUGUCAUGGCGUGGACAUGUUUGGCUGCCAAUGGAACUAGUUCUCUUGUAUUUAUUGAUGAUGUGACUGCUGACAAAAGCAGCAGGAUGAAUUCUGAUGUGUUUCGGGCAAUAUUAUCUGCUCAUAUUCAGCCAAAUGCUUCAGACCUCAUUGGACGGUGCUUCACAGUGCAGAUGGACAAUGACCCGAAGCAUACUGCAAAAGCAACCAAAGGGUUUUUUAAGGGAAAGAAGUGGAAUGUUAUGCAAUGGCCAAGUCAAUCACCUGACCUGAAUCCGAUUGAGCAUGCACUUCACUUGAUGAAGACAAAACUGAAGGGAAAAUGCCCCAAGAACAAGCAGGAACUGAAGACUGUUGCAAUAGAGGCCUGGCAGAGCACCACCAGGGAUGAAACCCAGCGUCUGGUAAUGUCUAUGCGUUCCAGACUUCAGGCUGUAAUUGACUGCAAAGGAUUUGCAACCAUGUGUUAAAAAGUUAAAGUUUCCCACUCUCCCCCCUCCUGUUUACCCUAUGCCUGGAACCAUUCCUGCGAGCGGGCAGAUGGACGGGGGUAUCUCUGGGUUCACCAUGAAGGGCACCAUACACAAGAUAGCGGCAUACGCAGACGACUUAUUAUUCUUCGUCAGCAACCCCUUGGUGUCACUACUGAACAUCUUAAAAGCAUUUCAGGAAUACGGACAGGUAUCGAACUUAAAACUUAACACCGACAAAUCAGAAGCAAUGCUCAUUGCCACCGAACCGGAGGAGGCCACCCACCUACGCACGCAAUACGCAUUCAUGUGGUGCACCACCAAGUACCUCGGUAUCUGGCUCCCGACAGACCUCUAGUACCUAUACACCCAUAACUUAGCUCCUAUCACACUACCACUCGAGGGGAGGGGGGGAAGAAAUUCCCACCUUGACUGAUUUACACAGACAGACAUGGUACGCUGGUCUAGCCUAUGCGUCUCCUGGUUCGGCAGAAUGAACGCCGUCAAAAUGAAUCUCCUCCCCCGCCUACUGUAUUUAUUUCAAACGAUCCCAAUCAGCCUACCCACGACUUUUUUCCGACAACUAGAUUCGGAUAUUUGUAAGUUUGUAUGGCGCAACCAAUCGCACAGAAUUUGCUGGACUCUGCUUCACAGAACGAAGGAACAGGGAGGAACGGGUCUACCAUCGAUGAGGGUGUACCACAGAGCCACACACCUAUUACGUAUUGUCGAGUGGCAUAUCCCACACACGCCCAAGCACUGGAUAUGCAUGGAAAAGGCAUUGAUGGAGGAGAGGAUCCCGGCACUAGUCUGGAGAUACGACCUCAUGAAAACUACCCAAGCCCAGAACCACCCACUCAUCUGAGCAACACUGAGAAUCUGGAAAGCAAUUUGGACGAAACUCUCUCUUACCACACUACCAGGGCCAAUGACCCCGGUACUCUUUAACCCCGAGGUAGCAUGGGGGCUCCUACCCAAGGAUGUAGCAGCCUUUGGCGAAGCGGGCCGAACCCACAUACACCAAUGGUGCACCACGGCUCAAACAACUACCCGACGUAAUGGAGAACAAGACUCCCAACAGGGCUAGAGAGAUUUCGGUACCUCCAAAUCAAGAAGUACUAUAAUGUCCAACAAGGGAGACAUCUCUUUCACAGGCCCCUUACAGAGUUUGAGAAAUAUUGCGACAGCGGGACGCACAGUGCCCGGGGGAUCUCAGUCCUUUACUCUAAGCUCAGGUCGAAGGUCCAGCUCGAACCAGCGAAACACACAGCACGGUGUGAGAGAGUGACGGGAAUGGAGCUCACUGACGCCCAGUGGACCAAAAUAUAUAUUCUCACGCACCAGAGCUCCAUGUGCUCCAAACUACAAGAACUAAACUACAAAUUACUCAUUGGCUGGUACCGCACCCUGGAAAGGCUCCACCGCAUGCUGCCUGAAGUCCCAGACACAUGCUGGAGAUGUGGGGAGAGACCAGGAACAGACCUCCACAUCUGGUGGUCGUGCGAAAGGAUAGCCCCCUACUGGCGGGAUAUCCACGGAGCUAUCCGAGAGAUACAGGACACCGAGCUCCCAUUUCAACCGCUCCAGAUGCUGCUCCACCACACCCAGACACCACUCUCGCAGUAUAAAAAAACCUUGACAAAACACCUCCUCAUGAGGCAAAGGCUAUGAUCCCGAACUAAUGAAAAUCAGAACAAACACCCACACUCCAGCAGUGGAUGGAUAAAGUCAAAGAGCUACACAAGAUGGAAAGGCUCACGGCAGUGAUAAGGAACAACAUGGAAAAAUAUCAACAGUGCUGGAUCCCCUGGAUCCUCUAUCUAGCCAGAAGAUAAACGGAGCAGGUAAAACACAACACGGACGGCAGAGGCCCGCCGGAUCUGGGCUGCCUGCGGCCUGCGGGUGGGGAUGGGGCCCGCCGGCCUUCCUCCCCACCUCUACACCCACCUAUGGUCCUCCCCUUCCCUACCCUCCCAUCCACACAAGAGGCGAGCCGAGCAGUGGCGGUCGGAGGCGAGGCACCAUGGAUAGGCAUAUUGACAGUAUUCCAACACAGGAAACACUAGAUUGUGAAGAGAUGACCCCCCCACGGACUUUAGGGAAACAAACCACACACGACAUCCUGCACACACUUAACAUAAGGAGACAAAAAUAAGCACUCCACUCGCAGACACGAAAGAACGAAAUGGGACAACCAACCCCCCUCAGGAAACAGGCCUCAGCCACCACCAGACAGACAGACAGAAAAUAGGCCUUACACUACUGACACAGAAUACGUUUAGACUGUCUGUUGCUUCUGAAUGGACACCUUUAUGACCCAAUGAAUGCAGAGGCCCUGCGUAUGUUUUAUGGUGGGAGUCCCACCUUGACUGAUUUACACAUAAAAUCAGCUCACAACCCAGACAACAGAGCUUGGGCAUUACAAAGUUAUUACACCUGUGUUUAUUACGAAAGCCACAGUAAUAUGUAGAAAAAACAAAUAAAACAAUGACUAUCUAAAGAACAUAACAGAGGUCAACAAAUCUGAUAUACCGCACUACUAAACUUCAAACACAAUUAGUUAUGACUCACUAAACCGAUCAUUUUGUACUGCUCAUGACAUGUAGGCAACCAAGAAUAUGACAAGACAAUCUCGGUAUAAGAUCUGUCAAUAGGUUUUAACUUAGCAUUAUCUCUGUUGUAUCCAUUGUCGACCUAUAUAGGUACCAAAUGUAAGCUGAUUGUUAUAAUUUGGAAAAAUAUCAAUAAAAACAAAAUAAUUGAAAAAAAGUGAAAGUUUGAUUUAUGACUGUUAAUCUGUCCCAUUACUUUUAGUCCCUUAAAAAGUGGGAGGCACAUAUAUAAACUGUUGUAAUUCCUACACCGUUCACCUGAUUUGGAUGUAAAUACCCUCAAAUUAAAGCUGAAAGUCUGCAGUUAAAGCACACCUUGUUUGUUUCAUGUCAAACCCAUUGUGUUGGUGUAUAGAGCCAAAACGAUUAGAAUUGUGUCGAUGUCCCAAUAUUUAUAGACCUGACUGUAAUAAAAAAAUCCUAGGACAUCUUUUAACAACAAGUCUUUAUUAUAAUCAAAUGAAAAUCACAAGACAAUGACAGGGUUACCUUUGUUUUGUCUUUUCUUCCUUUUUUGGUUUAUUGUCACUUUCAUUGUGGAAAUGAUCAGCCUAUGUUGCCUUUUAUAUCUCAUGUAACUUGUGUGUAGAUUACAUUUUUUUCUUGAUAUUUCUGAAUUUGAAUAAAGCGUAAAAGAAAAUUACACCUAUUAUUUCUAUUAUAACCCAGAUGUAGAAGACACUUUCUGCAUGUAUUGUUUAAAGCAGGAGUACACAAACGGUAAAUCCCCAGAUGUUGUAGAACUACAAUUCCCAUGAUGCUUUGCAUGCUUCUAGAAUGACAAAGCUUAAUGAAAGCUGUAGUUUUAAAAUAUCUGGAGAACUAUAUUUUGGUCGCCACUGGUUUAAAGUAUUUCUCAAUACUGACACUCGUAUCAUUUUAUUAACCCCCUUUUAUUCAGUUUUAUUUUUUCAAAUGUCAACAUUUUUAUUUAAUAGUUUUCAUUACAAAUUACACAAAUUACUAAAUCUAAACAGAAUCAGACUAACAAUCUUUCAUACCUCCAUAUUUUUAAAUACUUUUCUUCCUUGGAAUUAAUAUAUGUCACAUACCAUAUAAGUCAUUUGUCAUUUACCAUAUAAGUCAUUUGAAUCUUCCCACGUACAGUUGUAACAGGGACUUUACAGCUCCCCCUGAUGGUCACUGCUGACAUUGCACCGCUGAUGUACAUGUUGGUUUAUACAAUGCUGAACAAUGGUCAGAUGUCAGCUGAUACUGAACGGUUCCAAGUCGAAAAGUGCUUUAACAACAAAGUGAGAAAAUCUCUGUUUUUUAAAAUUAAUUUGGGGCAAACCCAGAACAUGCAUUUCUCAGCCGUGGUGCUGUCAUUGACACCAACAUUUAUACAAAAUAUAGAUUAAUGAACAGUAAACACAAAAAUACAGUUUAAUAAUCUUUAUUUGAUACAGAACAGAUAUAUGAUAUGCAUUGUAAGUAUAUACAUCAAAACACUAUCACUUUAAUUGUUUGGUUUUGAUACUGUAUUUAUUUAAAUACUUUUUCAGAAUUGUGUUUUUUUAUCACAUUAAUUUUGCAUUAUAGAUGUUCAUAAUGCUAUUAUAACAGAUUAAUUAAAUACUCUUUAGUUAAUUUAGCACUAUUUAAUUUGUCUCAGGCAUUAACAUGAGUAUAGGACCCCAUGAUAUUGAGGUACUGUGAAGUAGUGGGGGCUUCACACGAUAUGGCCAUGUGGUGCAACUAAAUCCCCAUAUUUAUGAUUUUAGCCUUGUAAAAUGUAAAACUGUAUUUUUAGGUUUCCUUAAUCUGUAUUCUGUUUAUACAUGUUUGUCUCUGACUGUCCAUAUACUUGUCUUUCUGCUUUCUGUCUGUCUCUCUGUCUGUCCAUCUCUGUUUGUCUGGGCCAGUGUAUCUAGUGACUCUGUAUAAUGUAUGUUCCAGUUUAUCUGGAGUCUACGUAUAAUUCCUGGUCCAGAGCCUUCUGAAUCUCUGUAUAAUGUGUGGUCCAAUAUCUGCUGUGUCUCUGUUUAAUACCUGGUCCAGUAAUUCUCUGACUACAUCCCUAGGUGACCCUGGAAUUCUCAGACGAUGAGGUUACCCCUGGUUCAACUGUCUCCAUGCACCUCACAGCAGCUCCUGGAUCUCUCUGUUCCAUCAAAGCAGUCGACGAAGGUGUUUACUUCUUGAAUCCCAAAGCUGAGAUUUCUACAGACACGGUGAGUCUAAUUUACUUUUCAGAUUGUAUUAUUUUUAAUAAGGUUAAGUUAGUAUUUAUUUAACACUAUUAUCCAGAUUGAUAGCUAUGGGAUGACCAUUAAAUGCGGAUUUUAUUUACAAAUCAAGUGAAAGGUUAUGAAUUGAGGAGGAAAAAAGGAGGAAAAAAAAACAAAUAUAUUUAUAUAUUUAAUACAUUUAUAAAAUGAAUAAAAUAUAUAUUUAAAAGGGACACUCCAGGCACCCAGACCACUUCUGCCUAUUGGAGUGGUCUGGGUGCCAACUCCUACUACCCUUAACCCUGCAGCUGUAAUUAUUGCAGUUUUUAUAAACUGCAAUAAUUACCUUGCAGGGUCAACUCCUCCUCUAGUGGCUCUCUACGCUAUGUGAGGACCUCCAGCAUCACUAAAAUCCCCAUAGGAAAGCAUUUAAAGCAUUUUCAAUGCUUUCCAUGGAGAGGUCUAAUGCGCGUGCACAGCAUUGCCACGCAUGUGCAUUAGGUCUCCCCUGCCAGCGGCCACGUAUGUGCAAUUGGUCAUCCGGCGGGGGAUGAGCGUGGACAGAUCCUUAACCAGCACCGAGGGACAUUGGCGCUGGUCUCAGGUAAAUCUCUGAAGGGGUUCUAACCCUUUCAGCAACUUGAGAUGGGGAGUGGAAGGGAGAGGGGACCUGCAGUGCCAGGAAAAUGGUUUGUUUUCUUGGCACUGGCGUGUCUCUUUAAUAAAUAUGUAAAUAUAGAUUGUUUUACUGCCCCUCCUAUUUUUCCCUGAAUUGGAUACUUUUUCUUACUUGCUCUGUGAGCCAAAUUGUGCGUAUCUGUGUACUGAAAAAUAUAUAGCUAAUAUUUAUAUUAUGUAUCUACCUUACAGCACACUGAUUGGCCCGUUGUAUUUACCCUUUUUGGUUUGCCCAGGUUGAAUCACCAACUAAACCAACUGUUGGAGGUCCCAAAUUAAAUUAAUUUUUCUGCUCAAAAUGGUUGAGCCGAACCAAAUUUUUGAACCAUGAACAAGUCUUGAAAUUACUCAUAGAUUGGGCUAUAGAUGGUAUUUCACCAAUGUUUAAUUUAUUUUUUUAAAUACAAUGGACUAACUGAAGUGAUAAAAUGCUAGCCCUCUCCUGUUUAGCCUAUGCCCCAUGCUGCUUAUAUUCUGCUCCUAGAAUCCUCAAGGGAAUGCAAUAGUGUUAGGAAUGCAAACCUGUAUUCCUAAUGCUAUAGUGCUCCUGUCCCUAGAUGUAUUCAGAACCUACAUUUAUUUUUCCACUAAAAAGUAAGAAAAUAAAAGUUCUACUUACCUUUUUCCAGCACUGAGGCUCCCUUUCCAUCUCCCUCUCCAUCUCCUGCAAGUCAUGGCCAAUCCAAUGUUCCUCGUAAAUCCAAAGGGAGCAGAUGAAAGCAACUGCACACGAAUAGCUUAAUACCUCUGCUACCAGAUGUGUAACGCACCACCAGCAGCAUCAUUGAGGCUUCCUUUAGAGACAGCACAGAACAUUGUUCUGUGCUGACAUAUCAGUCCUGUGCAGAAUUGGCAUCUGACACCAGCAUGUGUUCAGCAUGGUAGCUUCAGACAGCCAACAGUGGUACACCCCUCUCAGUCUGUCCUUCCUGACCUCCAUUCCCCUUGAGAGGAAGCAACAUCAGUUGUUGAGGAUGAGCCUGCAGGGAGAACUUGGCCUUGGCUCUGUAAAAAAUUUUUUAUUAUUUUAUUUCUGUUUUACAUUUGGGGGUUUAACCACCAUAGCAAGAGUAACAAGCUGUAUAUUCAAUACAGUGUAAGGUUCUUAGUGACUAGAUUGUGAUGAUGGCAAACUAACAUUUGUUCUUUAAUGGAGAGAAUCUUCAAACUCACCCUUGUUUUAAUCUUGCAAUGCAGUACAAGGUUUACGAAGAGAGGAUGUGAGCAAACUAUUUUUUUAGUUGUGCUUAAAGGGGCACUCUAGCCACCAUAACUACUACAUGACAAUAUAGUGGCUAUGAAGCCAAUAGGCUGAGGACACUGUUGAACCAUUUUUAAGAUGUUUGACCAAAGCCUGGGGUCCUCACCUUGGCUAAAGCUAAUGGUGAAGUGCCCCAUCACCCGCAAUUAAUAAGGUAGCACAUGGUCCUAUAUCUUCUCAUUGACUAUAGAAUGAAUAUCCUGAGAUCCAAGUCUAAGAUAUCAGACUAUAAAAUUGGGAAGGGGUAAUGCUGUGUUCUCUGGAGUGUGUGCUCUAAAACCUAAAAUAAUAUUCACAUUUUAUUUCAUCUGCCAGCUGUACAAUUUAUUAGAUUUGAGAAGUCGUUAUGGGUAUCCAUACAGGGUUCAGGAGCAAGACCUCAUCUGCUGGAAAGGCCACUCUCGAUACAAUAAACGUUCACUUGAAACCUUUCACCGCAAAAAACGAUUCGUUUCAUUUUCUCCUGAACCCAGCGCACCUGAUGCAUUCUCGCUCAUCAAGGUAAAUUUUCUAUUGUACCCAUUGUAGACUAUUUAUAAUUAAUAAGAGUAGGCACUGUUAACUUUAAACUUCCAGAAAUAAUGCUACAAACCAACAAUCAGUAAUGUCCUCUCACUUCAAACCUGCAUGCAAUAUUCUCAUUUUUUGAAAGUUUUUGUAACAAAAUUAAUUCAUGAAGUAAAAUACAAUGUGAAACAAAGAAGUGCAACAUUUCUAAACUUGAUUUUAUCUCGUUAUCUCAAUUUACUACAAGACUUUCUUGCAAUUAAAUUUAAAAAAUAAAGAUAGCCCCAAACAACUCUACAGGCUUUGCUGAAUUAGUUUAAUUAAUAUGCAUUAUAUUUUACUUUAGUGAGAUAAUGAGAUGGUUUCACAUGAUUCAAACAAUGUUCUUUUCCUUGCUGCUUAAGCACGUUCAUUAUGGUUUGUUUGUUAAUUAGUGAGUGUACCCCAAAAGAACUUUGUAACGGAUCCACUAUACUCCGGCUGAGUAAAUCCAUUAGUAGUCUCCCGAAUCCCAAGUUCUGCAUUGAUUAUAGCUCUCCUGUUUCCAGCAGAGUAAUGAUCAGAGCUCUUCAAUCCCCCCAAACGUGAGCCAACACUCCCCUGACACUCCUACACAAACAGGAUCAUCCCUCUACUGGACCUGAGAUGGGACUAGUUACAAGUUAAAAACUCCUCCUCUGUGCCUGAGAGAUAAUUGAGUAAGGAACUAUACUAAACUCCAUUAUCUCCAGGCACAGAAAACACACAUUUUAACAACACCCCAAAACUACCCCCAAAACACAUGUAAACGCCACAUCCCCUGAUAGCCCCAAUCAUAUCCAAAAAUCACCCAGAUCGGUUCAGGGUUUCAAGAUUUCCAUGGAAGUCAUAAUUUGACCGACAGCACACGAAGCUCCUGCCCAAAACAGUUCCAGAGAAUCAGGGCUUGCGGUUGGUCUAGUUCAGUAGUUUAAAAACCGAACAAACUAUCAAACAUAGGAAGGUCACAGAACAAAAUAGUACAAUAAGGAUGCGCCCAAAAUAAAUACUAAAAUAUAUGAACUAAAAUAAAAUAUAAAACAAAGUGUAAAAUAUAGUAUAAAAGUAUAUAAUUAACAAAUGUCCAAAACUUAUCAAAGUCCGUAAUGAGUGAUCCCACGUAAAAACAAAGGAAGGUUCUUUAAAAUGUGGAGUAGGGUCAAAUCUUCAUAAUGGUAUGUACAGGAUUCAGUGGAACAUAUGUGGAAAGAAGAAGAAACAGGACUCCAAUGGUACAGUAUGUAAAUACGUUGAAAAUAAAAUAGUAGAAUAGGUCUUACUCACAAUUUUCAGAGCUGAAGAUCCAGCUCUGAUGUUAAGCACGUGAAGUGGAAUAAUCCCCACUCAAGGAUAUAUGGAGUAGACUUCAAAUGGCGGUUCUCUGGUACACGUACAACGUCCAAAGUACAGACCCAAAAGAAGAAAAUAAAAUAUAUAGUGCUCUCUGUGUUACGGUGAAAUAUAAAAAUUUGUAAAAGGAAUAUUACUCACAUUCUUUUGAGCAGGUAUAUACUGCUCACUAUAUGCGCUUGGGUGGUAUAAUCGCCACCUAUGGUUUCUUUAAGCUUCUUCUGAAAUUAGGCAAUAUACGUAGUCAGGUGAAAGACAAGAAAAGAAAAAGAAAAAAUGGCAAUAAAGUGUUUUAUGCCAAAAAUUCUUUAUUAUAACAUAAUAAAAUAAUAUCUAAACGCGUUUCGCCACAGGGGCUUCUUCAAGUAGAUAAAAUGAAAAAAGGGGGGGGGGACACCUGACAUACAAGGUUUAUAUAAGAUGCAAUAAGGCUAUGGGUUUAAAAUUCCCGCCAAAAUGACAUCAUCAGAACAUCAAAAAUAGUGCAAAUAGAGAAACAGUAAUUUUUCAUACAUAUAUAUAUAUAGAUAUAAUAAAUGUGAGGUAGAUACAGUACUUUUAAUUAAAAAACGAAGGUUUAAAACACUGGAAAUAACCUAUUAAGCGCUAUCACGUGACGCGCGAUCUCUAAACAUUUCCGCGUCACGUGAUGCGCGGUGGAACGCAUGCGUUCUGAUAGUGUGGAACGCAUGUGUCAUAGAAGGGGAGGAGGAUUCUCCCAAGUGCUCGGGGAGAAUUUGACCGAGCAGAAAGAAGGCUAUCUGCUGAGAACAGCAAGCAGAUAGCCUUCACAGUAAAGCACAACACCCACUGGCCGUCCACCCAGACAGACAGGCAGCAGGCUGGACCACAGGAUCACAACCAGCUGUGAACAAAUAAAUACAUAUUUGUGAUAAUAUUAAAUUGGACAAACAUAUAAAACAAUAUUCAGUUAGAUAUACAUAUAGUUGUGUAACAACAAUCUUAUAGAGAACAGUAUAUACAAAUAUGCUAAAAAAUUGAAUUUAUACAUAAAAAAAUAAUAAUACAUAAAAAAAUAAAAAAUAAAAGAAAUGGGAUAUGAAAAAAAAUAUAUAUAUAUUUUUUUUUUUUAAAUGAUAAAAAAUUAAAAAGAUCAAAAUCAAUAUUCAGACCUUUUGGAGCAAGGGUUUUCACAUUAUAUGUCCAUUCCAUUUCUCUUUUACCAAGAACUUUUUUAAUGUCACCACCUCUCCAUGGGACAUUACAUAUAUCUAUGCCUAAACACUUCAGAUAUUUUGGGUUCUUUUCAUGUUGUAAAAAGUGUUUUGAGACAGAGUGAUUCUCAUAACCUUUUAAAAUAUUCCUACAGUGUUCGGCUAAUCUUGUUUUUAAAUUUCUAGUGGUCAUGCCAACAUAUUGUAGUCCACAUGGGCAUUCCAGAAGAUAAAUCACAUUCUUAGUAUUGCAGUGGAUAAAGUGUUUUAUUUGAUAUAUUUUCUGUGUAAUUGUAGAUGUGAACGAUGUGGUUUUGGACUUAACAAUAUUACUCGUACGCUUGCAAACAAUGCAUCUAUUGCAUUUAAAAAAAACGCUCGGUUUAUUCAAAAAGGUGGAAGGACUAGGAGAUAAGGUGCUAUAAUCAUGUUUAGUGUAGUUACUUGUAAGGAUGGACUUAAAGCUGGGUGCCCCCUAAAUAUAACUUGUGGUUUUUCGGGGAUAAUCCCAGCCAAAGUCUCAUCCUCUUUUAAUAUAUGCCAAUGUUUCUUUAUAAUCUUCUUCAUAACAUUACUUUUGUUAUUGAAGUCGAAAAUAAUUGGCAAUACUGGGGCGGUUUUCGUUUCUUUAUUUGUUUUAUAUUCAAGAAGUUCAGAUCUAUUGGUUGUACCAAUAUUUUUCAAAGUUUGAUCCACAUUGUUUCUGGGAUAAUUUUUUUGAAGAAAUUUGUUGGACAGUAAUUGAGACUGUUCCUCAAAAUCUUGUGUGAGGGAACAGUUUCUACGUAGGCGGAGAAACUGGCUCUUUGGUAUCCCUUGAAGCCAUGGUUUAUGGUGACAACUGGAUACAUCAAUAACGUUAUUAGUGCAUACCUUCUUAAAAAAAGUCUUAGUAUGGAUUUGAUCAUUUUUAAUAAAAAUCUCUAAGUCUAAAAAAUUAAUAGAAGAUUUACUAAAAUCCCAAGUUAAAAUGAUACCUUUGUCAUUAUUGUUAAGAUGUUGUAAAAACUGAUUAAGAGAAUCUUCUGGGCCAUCCCAAAUAAAAAACAAAUCAUCAAUGUAUCUAAAAUAUGUAACCAGGUUCGCCCGCCAGCCAUGCUCGCCCAAACUGGCAGUGGAUUCCCAAUCCGCCAUAAAGAGGUUAGCAUAGCUGGGGGCAAACCUGGUCCCCAUAGCGGUACCCUGUUUUUGUAAAUAAAAAGAAUCUAAAAACCAGAAAUAAUUAUUAUUUAAAAUAAUAUUAAUACCUUGGAUAAUAAAAUCUAUUUGUUGAUCAGGGAUAUUCUUUUCAGCUUUUAAGAUUUUUUCGACUGCUAAACAGCCUUUUUUGUGACAAAUGUUCGGUAAAAAAUAAAUAACUGGGAUAAUGGGAUGAGAUACAUUGAGAUAUUCAAAUUCAUGUUUACUUAAAAUAUUUUGGUCACGACCGUUAAUUAAAAAAGAAGUUAAAAUUUGUUGAAUUUUAGAUGUAGGAUCUCGUGCUUAAAAUUUGUUGAAUUUUAGAUGUAGGAUCUCGUACUUAGCACGAGAUCCAACAUCUAAAAUUCAACAAAUUUUAACUUCUUUUUUAAUUAACGGUCGUGACCAAAAUAUUUUAAGUAAACAUGAAUUUGAAUAUCUCAAUGUAUCUCAUCCCAUUAUCCCAGUUAUUUAUUUUUUACCGAAAAUUCAUAAAGAUAUUAUUAAUCCCCCAGGUAGACCCAUUGUGUCGGGUAUUAAGUCUAUUUUAUCUAAUUUAUCUGAGUAUCUAGACAUUCUUUUACAACCUUCAGUGAAACGUAUGAAUUCAUACCUAAAAGACUCAAUGUCCUUACUCCGUUUUUUAAACGCUUUUAAAUGGAAAAAUACAUAUGUUUUAGUGACCUGUGAUGUGCAAUCUUUGUACACCAUUAUUUGUCACAAAAAAGGCUGUUUAGCAGUCGAAAAAAUCUUAAAAGCUGAAAAGAAUAUCCCUGAUCAACAAAUAGAUUUUAUUAUCCAAGGUAUUAAUAUUAUUUUAAAUAAUAAUUAUUUCUGGUUUUUAGAUUCUUUUUAUUUACAAAAACAGGGUACCGCUAUGGGGACCAGGUUUGCCCCCAGCUAUGUUAACCUCUUUAUGGCGGAUUGGGAAUCCACUGCCAGUUUGGGCGAGCAUGGCUGGCGGGCGAACCUGGUUACAUAUUUUAGAUACAUUGAUGAUUUGUUUUUUAUUUGGGAUGGCCCAGAAGAUUCUCUUAAUCAGUUUUUACAACAUCUUAACAAUAAUGACAAAGAUAUCAUUUUAACUUGGGAUUUUAGUAAAUCUUCUAUUAAUUUUUUAGACUUAGAGAUUUUUAUUAAAAAUGAUCAAAUCCAUACUAAGACUUUUUUUAAGAAGGUAUGCACUAAUAACGUUAUUGAUGUAUCCAGUUGUCACCAUAAACCAUGGCUUCAAGGGAUACCAAAGAGCCAGUUUCUCUGCCUACGUAGAAACUGUUCCCUCACACAAGAUUUUGAGGAACAGUCUCAAUUACUGUCCAACAAAUUUCUUCAAAAAAAUUAUCCCAGAAACAAUGUGGAUCAAACUUUGAAAAAUAUUGGUACAACCAAUAGAUCUGAACUUCUUGAAUAUAAAACAAAUAAAGAAAUGAAAACCGCCCCAGUAUUGCCAAUUAUUUUCGACUUCAAUAACAAAAGUAAUGUUAUGAAGAAGAUUAUAAAGAAACAUUGGCAUAUAUUAAAAGAGGAUGAGACUUUGGCUGGGAUUAUCCCCGAAAAACCACAAGUUAUAUUUAGGGGGCACCCAGCUUUAAGUCCAUCCUUACAAGUAACUACACUAAACAUGAUUAUAGCACCUUAUCUCCUAGUCCUUCCACCUUUUUGAAUAAACCGAGCGUUUUUUUUAAAUGCAAUAGAUGCAUUGUUUGCAAGCGUACGAGUAAUAUUGUUAAGUCCAAAACCACAUCGUUCACAUCUACAAUUACACAGAAAAUAUAUCAAAUAAAACACUUUAUCCACUGCAAUACUAAGAAUGUGAUUUAUCUUCUGGAAUGCCCAUGUGGACUACAAUAUGUUGGCAUGACCACUAGAAAUUUAAAAACAAGAUUAGCCGAACACUGUAGGAAUAUUUUAAAAGGUUAUGAGAAUCACUCUGUCUCAAAACACUUUUUACAACAUGAAAAGAACCCAAAAUAUCUGAAGUGUUUAGGCAUAGAUAUAUGUAAUGUCCCAUGGAGAGGUUGUGACAUUAAAAAAGUUCUUGGUAAAAGAGAAAUGGAAUGGACAUAUAAUUUGAAAACCCUUGCUCCAAAAGGUCUGAAUAUUGAUUUUGAUCUUUUUAAUUUUUUAUCAUUUUUAAAAAUUUAAAAAAAAAAUAAAAAAAUAAAAAAAAAUUUUUUUUUUCAUAUCCCAUUUCUUUUAUUUUUUAUUUUUUUAUGUAUUAUUAUUUUUUUAUGUAUAAAUUCAAUUUUUUAGCAUAUUUGUAUAUACUGUUCUCUAUAAGAUUGUUGUUACACAACUAUAUGUAUAUCUAACUGAAUAUUGUUUUAUAUGUUUGUCCAAUUUAAUAUUAUCACAAAUAUGUAUUUAUUUGUUCACAGCUGGUUGUGAUCCUGUGGUCCAGCCUGCUGCCUGUCUGUCUGGGUGGACGGCCAGUGGGUGUUGUGCUUUACUGUGAAGGCUAUCUGCUUGCUGUUCUCAGCAGAUAGCCUUCUUUCUGCUCGGUCAAAUUCUCCCCGAGCACUUGGGAGAAUCCUCCUCCUCUUCUAUGACACAUGCGUUCCACACUAUCGGAACGCAUGCGUUCCACCGCGCAUCACGUGACGCGGAAAUGUUUAGAGAUCGCGCAUCACGUGAUAGCGCUUAAUAGGUUAUUUCCAGUGUUUUAAACCUUCGUUUUUUAAUUAAAAGUACUGUAUCUACCUCACAUUUAUUAUAUCUAUAUAUAUGUAUGAAAAAUUACUGUUUCUCUAUUUGCACUAUUUUUGAUGUUCUGAUGAUGUCAUUUUGGCGGGAAUUUUAAACCCAUAGCCUUAUUGCAUCUUAUAUAAACCUUGUAUGUCAGGUGUCCCCCCCCCCCUUUUCAUUUUAUCUACUUGAAGAAGCCCCUGUGGCGAAACGCGUUUAGAUAUUAUUUUAUUACGUUAUAAUAAAGAAUUUUUGGCAUAAAACACUUUAUUGCCAUUUUUUCUUUUCUUGUCUUUCACCUGACUACGUAUAUUGCUAAUUUCAGAAGAAGCUUAAAGAAUCCAUAGGUGGGGAUUAUACCACCCAAGCGCAUAUAGUGAGCAGUAUAUACCUGCUCAAAAGAAUGUGAGUAAUAUUCCUUUUACAAAUUUUAAUAUUUCACCGUAACACAGAGAGCACUAUAUAUUUUAUUUUCUUCUUUUGGGUCUGUACUUUGGACGUUGUACGUGUACCAGAGAACCGCCAUUUGAAGUCUAUUCCAUAUAUCCUUGAGUGGUGAUUAUUCCACUUCACGUGCUUAACAUCAGAGCUGGAUCUUCAGCUCUGAAAAUUGUGAGUAAGACCUAUUCUACUAUUUUAUUUUCAACGUAUUUACAUACUGUACCAUUGGAGUCCUGUUUCUUCUUCUUUCCACAUAUGUUCCACUGAAUCCUGUACAUACCAUUAUGAAGAUUUGACCCUACUCCACAUUUUAAAGAACCUUCCUUUGUUUUUACGUGGGAUCACUCAUUACGGACUUUGAUAAGUUUUGGACAUUUGUUAAUUAUAUACUUUUAUACUAUAUUUUACACUUUGUUUUAUAUUUUAUUUUAGUUCAUAUAUUUUAGUAUUUAUUUUGGGCGCAUCCUUAUUGUACUAUUUUGUUCUGUGACCUUCCUAUCAUUAGGGAAUUGUAGGGGAUUCCCUUCUGAGGAGUGCAGCCUUCACAUAUUGUGGCUAUUUAAGCGCUGAUUUUUUCUGUUUUUUCUGUCAAACUAUCAAACAUAGUCUUACCCUGGAGCUUGUUCACCUCAUCCAGACGAACGAUUUCACCAAACAGUGCCCUUCUAAGUUGUACAGAACCAAACGCAGGCGAUGGUGGUAGUCCAGCGGUGUUCGGGAGUUUACGUGUCUGAUUUUACUUCCAGGAACUUGACGACCAAACAUCACUGCCUGCAUUCAUGCGAACAAGAUGGCUGCCACUUCGUGAUCGUUCAUGCGAACAGUGGUCACCCAAACAUACAAUUAGAACACUGCACUUAGAAUCAUUACUAAGUGUUAAUAGGGUUUAACAAGCUCCUGGGUGGUCUCUGGUUCGUGUGGCUGUUCGGUUCCCGAACCACACAACCCCAAUUUCAGAAACAGAGCCUUUUAAAAGUAUAUUAGCCAAGGUCUAUUGCAGGGGCCAUAGUCCUGAGGCAAGAGGCUGGCCAGCAGGCCCCUCCAAGAACCCGUGGCGAGGUUCAGUUCAUCACAAACUUCAAACAGUUUAAUGUAACUAGGCAUCAGAACUCUUACACAAUCAUUCACUAAAGUGAUAAUUCAAAGUAAAUUCAAAGUGAAUUUUAAAUUUAAGACCAAAUAGCUGAAUUGUAAAAAUUCUCCAAGUCAGCUAUGCUUUUAGUUCAGAUACUGUUGCCUUAAAUUUGAAAUGAAUUUUGAAUCCACAUUGAAUUCUCUUUUUAGUAAAUAACCCUGUUAUUGUUUGGCAGUCAAGGUAGACUUUUUUUUUUUAUUUGACCAAAAGACCUGCUCGCUCCAAAGUUCAACACUUCAGGAAAUUGCAGAAGAUACAAUAUCAGGCUAAUUUACUAAUGCAUUUUGGCAUCUUUAACAUGAAAGUGCUGUGUGGUAGUACAUCUGGUAUUAGCGCUGAUGCAGAAAUAUAUCAUCCUUUCUUUUUCAGAGACUGGGGAUUAAAAUUCUUUCAAAUGGCAUUAUAAGGAAGCCAGCUCAAUGUCUUCAUUCGCCCUUUAAGGCCAGUCAGUUUGGAUACGGCAGCUUUGGUAAAUAUAAUGUCUCUGAACAGGUUCCCACAAUAGCUAAUUUAAUUUAAGUGUUUUAACGUUCUCAUACUUUGCUUGUUAUCUUACUAGGAAUGUUUUUUGUCUAUUACUUUGUUAUUCACAUAAUGAAGAGAGGAGGAGAGGAUUGCUCACAUUUUACAUAGUAAUUACUUAGUAAUGUUUGUAGAGAAAAAGAUUGAAGUUGAUCAAGUUCUGCAUUUCAUAUAUCUAUGUUUCUGCAGUUGAUCCAAAAGGAUUGGAGAAAAAAAACGAAUUUAAAGAGAUUAACAGUUGUACAAUGAUAUGAGAAUAAAACACAUUGACUCAAAAUUGGUAAUUCAAUAUUACUUGGCUGAACAAGCUAACAACCACCCAUAAUUUAAAAUAUACUAGCUUUUCACUAAAAUAGAAUCUGAUAAAACCACUUCUUCAGACAGAGAAUUCUUGAUUUUAUUAUUUAUUGUACUUCCUGUCCAGAACACUUUCUAUGCAUGACAGCGUAAAUUCUACAAUUUAUCUUUAGGUUGAAUUAUAGAAUUAGCUGGUAAUAUUUUAUCUUUUUUUUGUCUACCCGUCUGUUUGCUCUGAGUGUGUUAGGGAAAAGUUACCAUUAGGAGAGAAUGAGAGAAUAGUAUUAGUCAUAUUUGGCUAUUAACACACAGAUGUACUGAAUUUACUAAAAUCUUAUACAAUGUCUGCACCAAUAUGUUAGGAUCACUAUGUACCGAGUUUAUAUUAUUAUAGGCUGAACCUGUUUUUUUUUGUCUCAUGGAUAUUUUUUUCAAUCCCUUCCGGCUCAUACCAUCUUAGAAGAGGAACCUCCACGGAUGGUAGAGAGACCUAGGGAUACGGCUUACGGAAAAGAUAUGUUUACUGAUAUAAAACAGACAAUUCGGAAAAAUUUACAGAAAACAUGGAUAUGGAAAUUGGUACCUGUCGGGUAAGUAACAUCAGAGUUAUUAGUGCUAAUUUCACAAUGACACUGUAUCUACAGAGUAACAAACAUCUCUUGUUUACAAAAUGAGAACAACCCAGUGUCACAUAUACAUAAUUAUACCCAGCUCAAUUCAUAUAUCUCCCAUGACAUCCAGUCCACAUCACCUAGACACAAUGGUACCCAGUCCAUCUUAUAUCUACGCAAUAACCCCCAGCUGGCCCAACCAACGAUACAAGAAACCCAGAGGCAGACAGAACAAAUUGUCAAUGCUAGACAAAAGUGUCUGCUCUGCCAUUAAGAUUACUGUGAAAGAGUAUGUUUUAGCAACAAUAACACAGUGCUAAAACAUGUCUGCCUUACACUGUUCUAGUGUAUUAAUAUAACUUGAUCUUGAAUGUUAGAAUUCCAUAAUGCUUUGUCAUGUUAAAUGCAUGCAAAGCAUCAUGGGAACUUUAGUUCUACCCCACCUGGGGAUCUUCCUUUUGGGUCCCCCUGAUUUAAAUCUUGUGCCAUAAGAUGAUAUAUUUUGUUUCAGUAUUAUGUCUGUGUCAUUUUAUUAUAUAGUUAUAUCAUGUUCUAAUGACUCAGACUCGUCUUCUAUAUGACCUUCAGAUCACAAAUAUUUCAUGUAUUUAAUUCUAUGCACAAAAUUCCUCUUGUUGAUAACCAGAACAAGUACAGAGUAAUGUACAGUAUAGAGCUUAAUAUAUAGUAUAUAGCUUAAUGUAUGGUAUACAGCUAAAUGUACAGUAUAUAGCUUAAUGUACAGUAUAUAGCUUAAUGUAUAGUAUAGAGCUUAAUGUAUAGCAUAGAGCUUGAUGUAUAGUAUAGAGCUUAAUGCUUAAUGUACAUUAUAGGGCAUGAUGUAUAGUAUACAGCUUAAUGUACAGUAUAGGGCAUGAUGUAUAGUAUAGAGCUUAAUGUAUAGUAUAGAGCUUGAUGCAUAGUAUAGAGCUUAAUGUAUAGUAUAGAGCUUGAUGUAUAGUAUAGAGCUUAAUGUAUAGUAUAGCGCUUGAUGUAUAGUAUAGAGCUUAAUGUAUAGUAUAGAGCUUGAUGUAUAGUAUAGAGCUUAAUAUAUAGUAUAUAGCUUAAUGUAUGGUAUACAGCUAAAUGUACAGUAUAUAGCUUAAUGUAUAGUAUAGAGCUUAAUGUAUAGCAUAGAGCUUGAUGUAUAGUAUAGAGCUUAAUGUAUAGUAUAGAGCUUAAUAUAUAGUAUAGAGCUUAAUGUAUAGUAUAGAGCUUAAUGUACAGUAUAGAGCUUGAUGUAUAGUAUAGAGCUUAAUGUAUAGUAUAGAGCUUAAUGUAUAGUAUAGGGCAUGAUGUAUAGUAUAGAGCUUAAUGUACAGUAUAGCGCUUGAUGUAUAGUAUAGCGCUUGAUGUAUAGUAUAGAGCUUAAUGUAUAGUAUAGAGCUUGAUGUAUAGUAUAGAGCUUAACGUAUAGUAUAGAGCUUAAUGUAUAGUAUAGGGCAUGAUGUAUAGUAUAGAGCUUAAUAUAUAGUAUAGAGCUUAAUGUACGGUAUGCAGCUUAAUGUAUAGUAUAGAGCUUAAUGCAUAGUAUAGAGCUUAAUGUACAGUAUACAGCUUAAUGUACGGUAUAUAGCUUAAUGUAUAGUAUACAGCUUAAUGUACGGUAUACAGGUACAGUAUUUAGCUUAAUAUACGGUAUAUAGCUUAAUGUAUAGUAUACAGUGUAAUGUACAGUAUACAGCUUAAUGAACAGUAUACAGCUUAAUGUACGGUAUACAGCUUAAUGUAGAGUAUACAACGUAAUGUAUAGUACAAAGCUUAAUGUAGAGUAUACAGCGUAAUGUACGUUAUACAUCUUAAUGUACUGAAUGCAGGUUAAUGUACAGUAAAGAGCGUUGUAAUGGCACCCCGGAUAUAAAAGGGGUUAAACGCAGUUUAGAGGAUAUUCCCCUUCCAGAUACACAGGCAGCUACCAAAGACACCAAUCUUCCGAACAGGAAACCAUGUGAAUGCCGUAAACAGCCGAGCCGGAACCAUACGAAUGCUGUAAACAGCCAAAUAGGAAAAACCAUACGAAUAGGUUUACACUCCUAGCAGUCAAACUGAAACAGCAUACAAUAAAUCCCCCCAAGAACGAGACAAGGCUCCGUUUUGGGGGUCAAGCAGGAACAGACAGAGCUGUGGGUUUAUUGUUUUUAUAUACACAUUCUUACACAUUAGUACCACCCACAGGCAGGCCCGGACUGACCAUCGGGCACACCGGGCAAAUGCCCGGUGGGCCGCGGUGGCCAUGGGCCGAGGCCGGCAGGGUAGGUCCCAGGAUCUCCCCUGCCGGUCUAUGCAGGGCCGGCACUAUCCGAGCGCCGGCCCCGCUGUAGUCCAUGGCGGGCCGGUGGGGAGAUCAAAGAUCUCCCUCACCGGCCCACAUGCUGCAUAAUGCGGCCGCCGGCGGGGAGAGAGGGAAGGAGACAGCCAGGAGAGAGGACCCGGCGGAGCUCUGACUUAGAGCUCCGCCGGGUUCCUCUCGCGAGAUCCGGCGCAUUGCCAUGACAAUAAAAUACAUAAAAAUAUAUAACUGGGCAGCUCUGGCAUAAAACAGGUACAUUCAACAUAUCCCCAGAUAGCUUAGAUCUGAGCGCACAUUAUAACUGAAUGGCGCUCAGAUCACAUGCAUGCCAUGGAGCCAUAGUCUUUCACAUAGUCUUUCGUUAUACGAAUGGGCUCAGGCCCAGACUGGCCAUCGGGCACACCGGGCAAAUGCUCGGUGGGCCGCGAUGGCCGUGGGGCCGAGGCCGGCAGGGAGAUCACAGGAUCUCUCCGGCCGGCCCCUGCAGGACCAGCGCUAUCCGAGCGCCGGCCCCGCUGUGUGCCUCCAUGGGCCGGUGGGGAGAUCACAGAUCUCCCUCACCGGCCCACAGGCACUGUUACAUGCUGCCGGCUGGGGAGUGAGGGAGGCAGGAGAGAGGAGAAGACCGGCGGAGCUCUAACCAGCAGCUCCGCCCGGUCCUCUCGCGGGAUUCUGAGCGUUGCAACGCAGGUUAGAGUUCACUCUCACCACUGGACCACCAGGGAAGCCAGCAUGGUCCCCCUCCUCCACACAGAACGGACCUCCCCCCCUCCCAGGCUAAAGGUAAGAAGGGGGGGGGGGGGACAUAACUUUUUUUUUAUUAUUAUUAAGAAUUAUUAAUUAUAAUAAUAUUAUAAUUAUUAAUAAAAUAAAAAAAUAUAUAUUUAAAAUAAUUUCCCUAACAGCCCCCCAGACACACACAGCCCCCAGACACACAGCACCCCACAGAUACACACACAGCCCCCCCAGACACAGCCCCCCAGGACACACACACAGCCCCCAGACACACACACACAGCACCCCCAGACACACACACAGCACCCAGACACACACCGCACCCCCAGACACACACAGCUCCCCCAGACACACACACAGCUCCCCAGACACACACACACAGCACCCCACAGACACACACACACACACAGAACCCCACAGACACACACAGCACCCAGACACACACACAGCUCCCCCACAGACACACACACACAGCCCCCCAGACACACACAGCCCCCCCACAGACACACACACAGCCCCCCAGACACACAAGGUAACCCCUUUCCACAGACACACACACAAAGUAAUCUAGACACACACAGCACCCCACAGACACACACAGCGCACCCCCAGACACACACAGCACCCCCAGAUGCACACAACACCCUCAGACAGACAGCACCCUCACUCCCACACAUAUACAGCACAUAUAUAUUAUAUAAAAUAACCCUCAGUGAGUUAACAGACAAAUAAACUUAGAAACCCAGAAUGUGACGGCAGAUAAAAACACCCUCACACACAGCACCCCUCUUACACAAACACGCUGCGCACCUCACACAUACAAUACGUCCAAAUAUAUUUUAUAUAUAUAUAUAUAUAUAUAUAUAUACAAAAAUCAAAACUGAGGAUGCACUCACAGGACUUGGUUAAAGUGAAAAAAGGGACUUUUAAUUAUUCCAUGUGAAAUGUACAGAAAAAUCAAUUUUCCAUUCACAUGGAAUAAUUAAAAGUCCCUUUUUUUCACUUUAACCAAGUCCUGUGAGUGCAUCCUCAGUUUUGAUUUUUGUAUAUUUCUGACGUUUGGGAUAUAGCAACCAGGCUAUUAGUUCUUUCUUAUUACUUAAAGGAGAGUGCCAAGCAUCCUGUUUUUUUGCUAUAUAUAUAUAUAUAUAUAUAUAUAUAUACACACACACACUACAGCACCCCUCACACUGCACCACUACACACAUUACGCUCCAGAUACAUGCUAGAUCCCUUACCCUAUAUGCACUCUUAAUCCUCUACACACAUACACACACACACAAUCUUCUAUACACACUCUGGGUCCUUUACACACUAGAUCUCUUACACACACACUGCACCACCUACACACACACUACAUUCUUUGUAAGCAAACACAUACAACACUCUAAACACACCCUCUCUACACACAGUAGUGUGUGUGUAUAAGUGACACACACUACGUCACCUAUACACACAUACUACUGCCCGUAUGCACACACUCGCUACAUCCCUAUAACACUAUGCCCCUAUACACGAACUCUGUACAGCCCCUAGCCACACAUAUUACACCACAAAAUUGACCUAUUUACACAAUACCACACCACACUCUACACACAGGCAAUCCCACAAGCAUGCGCCAAACACAUGCACCAUACACUUUCCUGGCCUUUUUGUCCUCUGGUAUCCCACUUGUGGAGACACCAGAGACAAUUUAAAAGCAAACACAGCGCAAGCAUGUUAUUACAUUUGCUUGCGCUGCGCAGAACAAAUACAGGGCCUUUUUCUAAUGCUAGAGCUCUUCAGCGGGGCUCUGCGCAUUGAACCAACAUGCUCACUUUCUCUGGCCCCGCCCCCCUUUUGGGGGGCCGCUCUAAUUGAAAAAUGCCCGGGCCUAAUUUGUUUCCCAGUCCGGCCCUGAAUGGGCUCCAUGGCAUAGCUAUCUGGGGUUUCACCGCUCAAACAGGGAAAGCACCGAAUGACCCGGCUUUCGUGUCUUUGCAGCGGAAAAUCAAGCGUUUCAACAUGGGACCAUAGUCCAAAGGCAGCAGGCAGGAAACCAGGCUUCUCCAAUGCACAGUGGCGAGAUUGGUCUUGUCACAAGCGUAAUGCAUAGUAUACAGCUUAAUGGUGUCUUUAGUCUGUCCCUGCAGGCUUUUCAAUGUAAACACUGCCUAAUGAGAGAAAAGAUUGUGUUUACAUUACUGCCUAGUAACACCUCUAGUGGCAGUUACUCUGAAGUUCAGCAUCUCCACACCGUGCAUGGACGCGUUGAACGAUGCCCAUAGAGAUGUAUUGAUUCAGUGCAUCUCUAUGAGGAAAUGCAGAUUGGCAUUCCUAUUGGAUGAGAUCGUCAAGUCUGAUGAUCUCCGUCUAGGAGGCGGAGCAGGGGUGGGGCCAACCAUGAGGAGACCAGCGCGGCACUGGAAUAAAGGUAAGUAAAAUCACCUUUUACUUUGCUGACAGGGGAGCCAUCCACCUAAACUGUCAUAUGAUUUACAUCUCUUCAUGCUGUAGUAGAGUAGAGAUUUAAUUACCGCUUCAACUGUCACAGCCACGCAGUGUGGAGGAGGCCAUUGUACCACAUUACCCAAAUAAAGAAACAAGUCAACAGACAAUAUUGUCACAAAUGUACCUGCAUCAGGCACCCGCGCUGCUCUCCUUGUUGGGCCUACGAGCUGAACUCUUCACGGGUCCGUGCUGCCCCGAACAUUACACGCGGCCAUGCGAUUUGAACAGGGAAUAUUAUACUUACCAUUUGGCCUGGCGAACAUCUCCCUCUAAUUGUUCACGCAGGAUGAAAUCCAUUCAGCAGUUUAUGUAUUCAAAAUAAUAAUUAAAUGUGAUGUCACACCUGCCCUUAAAGUGACCACAUCUUCCAGGCGACCCCAUAUUCUAUCAAUUUGGAGUCGCAAAGAUGGCGUGGACCACUCAGAAAGUAUGUUAGUCUAUAUAAAGUUAAUGUGGGUCCUUGUUCAUUGUCCUAUCAUGGCUUUUGCCUUGAUACUUUAAUAUAUGUAUUGACCUCGGCUUGUAUUUGACUUUCUGAUAACAGAAACAUGUUAAUUCCUUUUUAUUUAGAUCUUCUGGAGAGGCUGUCCUCAACACACAGAUCCCUGAUGUCAUCACUGAAUGGAAGACCAAGAUGUUCUGCAUGGGCGACAGUGGACUUGGCCUGUCUCCACCAGUCUCCAUAAAAACAUUCCAGUCAAUUUUCCUUGAACCUAUUCUCCCAACCUCCAUAGUCAGAGGUGAAAGUUUCGUUUUGAGAGCUCUGGCAUUUAACUACCUGAAUAAUAUAGCCAUGGUAUGUACAGGAAACACAUAAAACAUGCCUUUAACCAUCUAACAAUCAGCCUGUUUUAUUGCAUUAGAAAAGAUGUGCUAUUCUAACACUUGAAUUUAUUUUAUGUAUGACAGCACAUGCUUUUCAUAGGCUUUUUAUAUGUUACUGAUUACUGAUACAUCUCAUUUAAAUUACAAAGUAGACUACAACAGUUUUUACGGUAACACACUCUGUGAAUUCACGUGAGGCCAGUGGAGUGGAUUCUCAGUUGUGCAAAUUCCUUGUGACAGUUAGCCAAUACCCUCACUCCACCAGCCAAUGUCAAACCAAUAAAAACUGCUUUUCAGGUGAGCCGUAUCUAAGUCAGUAAAGAUUUUCAUGCAAGGGUAAGAGUGGUCUAGUGUGUCAAUUUUUGGCGAUGCAUUGGAGAGCAAUGGGGAGAUUGUCAGUUUGACCAUGCCCUGCUCGGGACUAGUCUGUAAUCUAAGUUGGUCUUGGUGUUGUCUAAAAAAAACUAUAAUAUAUAAUAUUUGUUGGCAGUCUAAAACGUGUUGUAUACCUGCACUUUUUCUGCCAAGCAGCAACCUGGUGUCACAUCUAAUCAAAUUCAACAAUUAACUAAUAAUAAAUCAGUUAUUCUGUAUUAUUAUUAUUAGUGUAUAUAAUGUGCCAGCAUAUUCCACAAUGCCGUACAAUUGGGGAAAGCAGACAGUGCAGUACAUACAACCCUGAACUGAGAUCUCGAAUUUGCAGUUCAUUUAGACCAAGUACUUUGCUAGAUAGUUUGUGAUAUUACUUUUAAUGAUAACAUCGAAAGCAGUGCUAUCAUUGCUCCCUAAACAUGGACAAGUUUAAAAAUAAUGCCAUUACAAAAUCUAUUCUUACAAGAAAACCAUGGUGCCUGAUUCUCAUACCUAUAAUUUAAUGAAUACACCAGAUACUAUAAAUAGGUAAUGGCCAAGCUCAUCAGAGUAGGGUGACCACUGUUUACUAAGACAUUAAACCUUCAUAAUCUGAGAGGGUAUCUUACAUGUGUGGUCAAAGAGAGAUGAAACAGUCUCACAAAAUAUUUCAUAUUCUCAAACCUUUCGGGCUCUCACCCCAUUCCUAUACUAGAAUGGUGGAGGAAAAUAUCCAAAAAGAAAGAAGCGUUAUGGUCAAGUUGAGGCCAAUGUCUUAUGCAACUCAAUCUUUGCUUUUGUGCGACACAACGCUCUUGAAGCAUUCAUCACAUACCUCUCUGCUGAACUCAAAAUGUUCUUAUCUUGCUUCUCUCUCAAGUUAUGGUACAGAUUUCCAUGCAGUACAUGUCACUCUUUUCCUGUGGCACAGAAAUAUCAUUUGCAGGACAGAAUGUUCUAUCAUGUUCCCUGCUUGACCACCAUGCACACAACGGUGAUUCUGCUGCCCAGUCCCGUCACAGAUUUCCUGUUCGUUAUUGUUAUGCCAGAGAAUGUAGUCAAUAACACCUGAAGUUUGUGGCACUAAAAGAUUCCUUUGGAAAUAAAGGUUGGAAGUAAUAAUUGAAGGGAUAGCAGGAAAUUUUGCCAUGUCUUACGUGACAUGUUGUACUAUUUAAAUUAACUUCUUCAUCCACUUUUUUUCAUUUCCCCAGAUUAAAUCAACAGCAUUGGCCUCACCUCAGAUGGAGAUUAUUCUGUGUGAAAACUGCAGUUACAGCCAAUGCCUGGCGCCUCACGAGACCAAGAUGUUUACCUGGAAAGUAAAACCACUACAUGUCGGUAAUUAAACCCUUCAUAACUCCCCUGUUUAUACAAUACACACAUUACCAGUAACUGCUAUUUAGCUGCAGGCAACUACACAUAUUUUUAUAUACACCAAGAUCAGCAGAUGGUAAUGGGGCAGUAACCUAUGUCAUCAUCUCAGGAUGACAAACACACAGUAUCGACUGACUGACCCUUUUAUUUACCAUUCUAUAUGUUGACUGCCCCUUAUAUAAUCCCCAAGCACUACAUUCUAAAUAUCGAACCCCCAAUUACAAUACAUACGUUACUAUAUACUGUCUGCCUCAUAUUGUCACGGCACAGGCUGAGCCCUACAGACAGCGAGCUGUGUCGUGCUGUCCAUAAGGGGGCUUCAGUUUCUGCCUGCAUUAUUCUGCUUCCUGACCCCUUGCCUGGAUUAAGCAGUGCCGACCCACCUGCAGCACAUUUCCAAUUAGGGUCAGCUGCACCUUAUUAGCAGGCUGUAAAAGCCAGCCCUGCCUGGUCAUUUUUGCCUAUUUGGUUACUCCACUGCCAGCCCUGACUUCUGCUUCUCCACUGACCCUGCGUUUGGAUUCCCCUUAAUCUGUACUGUGCUUUUGGUUUUUGCCUCCUUCCUGUGUCAUCUCCUGCGACUGGGCUCCAACUCCUGUUAAAUUGUUGCACAUAUAUAACCCACAAACACUGCGUCCUAAAUACAGUCUGCCUGUAAUAUAACCCCAGACACUGCAUUCUACAGACUGACUGUAAUAUAACCCACCAGACACUGCAUUCUAUAGACUGACUGUAAUAUAACCCCAGACACUGCAUUCUAUAGACUGACUGUAAUAUAACCCCAGACACUGCAUUCUACAGACUGACUGUAAUAUAACCCAACAAACAUUGCAUUCUAUAGACUGACUGUAAUAUAACCCCAGACACUGCAUUCUAUAGACUGACUGUAAUAUAACCCCAGACACUGCAUUCUAUAGACUGACUGUAAUAUAACCCACCAGACACUGCAUUCUAUAGACUGACUGUAAUAUAACCCCAGACACUGCAUUCUAUAGACUGACUGUAAUAUAACCCCAGACACUGCAUUCUACAGACUGACUGUAAUAUAACCCCAGACACUGCAUUCUAUAGACUGACUGUAAUAUAACCCCAGACAUUGCAUUCUAUAGACUGACUGUAAUAUAACCCACCAGACACUGCAUUCUAUAGACUGACUGUAAUAUAGCCCCAGACACUGCAUUCUAUAGACUGACUGACUAAUAUAACCCCAGACAUUGCAUUCUAUAGACUGACUGUAAUAUAACCCACCAGACACUGCAUUCUACAGACUGACUGUAAUAUAACCCCAGACACUGCAUUCUAUAGACUGACUGUAAUAUAACACCAGACAUUGCAUUCUAUAGACUGACUGUAAUAUAACACCAGACACUGCAUUCUAUAGACUGACUGUAAUAUAACAGGCACUGCAUUCUAUAGACUGACUGUAAUAUAACACCAGACACUGCAUUCUAUAGACUUAACAGGCACUGCAUUCUUUAGACUGACUGUAAUAUAACCCCAGACACUGCAUUAUAUAGACUGACUGUAAUAUAACAGGCACUGCAUUCUAUAAACUGACUGUAAUGUAACCCACCAGACACUGCAUUCUUUAUACACUGACUGACUGUAAUAUAACCCCAGGCACUGCAUGCUAUAUACUGACUGACUGUCAUAUAACCCCAGACACUGCAUUCUUUAUACACUGACUGACUGUAAUAUAACCCCAGGCACUGCAUUCUAUAAACUGACUGUAAUAUAACCCACCAGACACUGCAUUCUAUAUACUGACUAAUUGUAAUAGUUCAGUUUUGCACCGGGGCCCCAUGGAUUGUGUGUACGCCACUGCCCCAAGCACUGCAUUCUAUAUACUGACUGACUGUAAUAUAACCCCAGGCACUGCAUUCUAUAUACACUGACUGACUGUAAUAGAACCCCAGACACUGCCUUCUAUAUACUGACUGUAAAAUAACCCCAGGCACUGCAUUCUAUAUACAGUGACUGACUGUAAUAUAACCCCAAGCACUGCAUUCUAUAGACUGACUGUAAUAUAACAGGCACUACAUUCAAUAUACUGACUAACUGUAAUAUAACCCCAGACACUGCCUUCUAUAUACUGACUGUAAUAUAAUCCACCAGGCACUACAUUCUAUAUACUCACUGACUGUAAUAUAACCCCAGACACUGCAUUCUAUAUACACUGACUGUAAUAUAACCCAUUAGGCACUGUAUUCUAUAUACUGACUGUAAUAUAACCCACCAGACACUGCAAUCUAUAUACACUGACUGUAAUAUAACCCAUUAGGCACAGCAUUCUAUAGACUGACUGUAAUAUAUAUGCAUUCCAUAUACUGACUGUAAUAUAAUCCAUUAGGCACUGCAUUCUAUAGACUGACUGUAAUAUAACACCAGACACUGCAUUCUAUAGACUUAACAGGCACUGCAUUCUUUAGACUGACUGUAAUAUAACCCCAGACACUGCAUUAUAUAGACUGACUGUAAUAUAACAGGCACUGCAUUCUAUAAACUGACUAAUGUAACCCACCAGACACUGCAUUCUUUAUACACUGACUGACUGUAAUAUAACCCCAGGCACUGCAUGCUAUAUACUGACUGACUGUCAUAUAACCCCAGACACUGCAUUCUUUAUACACUGACUGACUGUAAUAUAACCCCAGGCACUGCAUUCUAUAAACUGACUGUAAUAUAACCCACCAGACACUGCAUUCUAUAUACUGACUAAUUGUAAUAGUUCAGUUUUGCACCGGGGCCCCAUGGAUUGUGUGUACGCCACUGCCCCAAGCACUGCAUUCUAUAUACUGACUGACUGUAAUAUAACCCCAGGCACUGCAUUCUAUAUACACUGACUGACUGUAAUAGAACCCCAGACACUGCCUUCUAUAUACUGACUGUAAAAUAACCCCAGGCACUGCAUUCUAUAUACAGUGACUGACUGUAAUAUAACCCCAAGCACUGCAUUCUAUAGACUGACUGUAAUAUAACAGGCACUACAUUCAAUAUACUGACUAACUGUAAUAUAACCCCAGACACUGCCUUCUAUAUACUGACUGUAAUAUAAUCCACCAGGCACUACAUUCUAUAUACUCACUGACUGUAAUAUAACCCCAGACACUGCAUUCUAUAUACACUGACUGUAAUAUAACCCAUUAGGCACUGUAUUCUAUAUACUGACUGUAAUAUAACCCACUAGACACUGCAAUCUAUAUACACUGACUGUAAUAUAACCCAUUAGGCACAGCAUUCUAUAGACUGACUGUAAUAUAUAUGCAUUCCAUAUACUGACUGUAAUAUAAUCCAUUAGGCACUGCAUUCUAUAGACUGACUGUAAUAUAACCCCAGACACUGCAUUCCAUAUGCUGACUGUAAUAUAACCCACCAGACACUGCCUUCUAUAUACUGACUGUAAUAUAAUCCCAGACACUGCAUUCUAUAUACACUGACUGUAAUAUAACCCAUUAGGCACUGCAUUCCAUAUACUGACUGUAAUAUAAUCCCAGACACUGCAUUCCAUAUGCUGACUGUUAUAUACCCCAUUAGGCACUGCAUUCCAUAUACACUGACUGUAAUAUAAUCCCAAAUACUGCAUUCCAUAUGCUGACUGUAAUAUAACCCACCAGACACUGCAUUCUAUAUACUGACUGUAAUAUAACCCACCAGACACUGCAUUCUAUAUACUGACUGUAAUAUAACCCACCAGACACUGCAUUCUAUAUACUGACUGUAAUAUAACCCACCAGACACUGCAUUCUAUAUACUGACUGCCGUUAAUAUAAUACUUUACCACUACAUCUGUAACCCCUUUCAUCUCCCAAGCAUUGUAUUGUACAGGGUGAGCAAAAAAGUAGGGUGUUGAGGAGUCAAUUACUUUUUUAGAAUGAACCAAUUUCGACGAUGAUACAUACAAUGAAUACUUAACGUAUGGAGAUUGGUUUGACUAGGUACAAAGAUGACAUCUUUUAAAUUCGCUCCAUUUGCUCACAAAGUCAGGCUCUUUUGAUUGGAUUGUUCAUAACAUUAGUUAAUGUUUGAGGCUCUAGCACGGAUAUUCUCCUUGAGCUGUUCAUGUGUAUGCGGUUUGUUUAUGUACACCCACUCCUUCAGAUAUCCCCACAGGAAGUUAUAAGGGGCUGAAAGGUCGGGUGAACGUGGUGGCCAGUUAAUCUGGAAAUUCCUUUAAAUUAUCUGCUCGCAGAGCAGUUGUCUCAGUUUAGAAAAUAAAAUUCCACUAUUUUUAAAAAUGUUUCCUUCAUAAAAUUACACAUGAUAUAUAAGUUAUAAUAUGUAACAGCAACAAAAAAAAUUUAACCACCAACAAAAGUUAUUUACCUGUGAAAUCCUACUCUGAAUGUUGGUCCACACUGUACAAAUAAUUGCUUGAUACAAUCCCCAGGCACAAUAUUGUAUAUGAUGAUUAAUCCAAGUUUGAUUCCCGAUUUAUCUCCAAAAUAUUGGAUGCUAUGCUGCAUAUUUACUGGUCAUGUUAUUUAAAAUUUGUUCUACAGAUAACUUUUCUCUAAGGUUUGUUGCAGCUUACUCUAAACAUAGAAGCCAUCUCUACAUCAGAGCUUUGUGAUGGAAAGACACCAGUGGUGCCAGAGGAUGGGGCGUCCGAUACAUUAAUCAAAUCUGUGAUUGUUAAGGUCAGUGCACAUUGUGUCAGAUCACCGCCCAUGUCCAAUAUGAGUAUCACCCAGCUGACAGUAGCUUCAUACAAGCUGUCUACGUUUUAACAUCACUCCAACUGGACUAGUGCUGAGUAAUGUCAACAUUCUGGAAAGGUUCUUUGUUUGGUCCAAUCGCAAAGCUUCAUUUCCCUCUAGCUUUUCAAAUACCUGCUUCUGCCACCCAUCUUCAUAGUGAUGGGAUGUUUGGUACAGUCAGGGCAAUAGCUUAUUUACAUAAAAAAAUAAUUUGAACUAUAUUGUUAAAAUAAUAAUUGAUUCUCUUCAUUGACACAUGAAGCAGCAGGUAAAAAAUGGGUAUCCUUUUGGGAAGAUAUAUAUUUUUAUUUAAAGGGCUCUUUGUUGUUGGUAUUUAAUUCUAAUACUCUACUAUAAAUAAUUUAGUAAAGCAUGCUGUUAUUGGAUAUUAAACAUGCACGGAAUUCAUAUUGGUAAACCCAGAAUUCCUUUUCUAGGUUGGCUAAUGACACCCCAAUGACACGGCCGGAGGUGGAGUUACACCCCCUUUAUACCAAACCCCUACACAUACAGACCAGAUUUCAUGAACAAAUUACUAGCGGUCAUGGUGCUUGUAGUAAACAUAUUAUUCAUGCUGUGUAAUAGUACAGAGUCAGUGGAGAGGAUUUUAAUCUAGCAUAUUAAUGUUUUGUUUUUUUGGAGCAGUUUGUGUGUUGUUAUGGUAAUAACUAAUGAUUUAAUUAAUCCUUUUGUUCUUUUGCCAUUUCCAGCCGGAGGGCAUGGUAGUGGAAACAUCUCAGAAUACAAUGCUCUGCGCUUCAGGUAACCUAUCACAAACACCAUCACUGACACAUAAAAACAGCCACAAAGUCAAUAAGGGGAAUGGAAGAGUUUAAGUAUAUCAAAGGAUUAAAACAUUGGAUUUGUUAAUACUACAAAAUAUGUCUCAUUUCCAUGUUCCUGUCGUUAAUGGAGCCAUUAAAAAACCCUAACGGUACUGCAAGUUUCAAAGCAUGCGUGGCUCCAUUUUACCAAGCUUGCACCGGGGCCCCAUGGAUUGUGUGUACGCCACUGCCCCAAGCAGCUUGGUAAAAUGGUUCAUUCUUGUGUUUAAUGUCUCAAGCUUACUUUUGAGAACUUCAGCGUGCUGAUAAGUAUUAACCAGUUUGUGGCUUGGACUUCCUCAAGAAAAAUAGAAGCAUUCUCCAAUUCAGAAAAUAAAUAACAAAAUAAAUUGCAUUUUGUGACUCUUAUAAAUCUCUAAGCUAACACUUUUAGCAGCCACUAACUGCCAGUCAAUAAACAUUAUAUAAUAGCACAGCACCUGGCAUUGCACAGAGCUCAGCACCCAUACCAACAACCAGUAAAAGAAUCAAGCCAGUACCCAGGCAGUACACAUGCCAGCUCAGCUAAUGAUUAAACAGCACGCUUUUCAUUGGAAAUUAAGUUCCAGAAAAACUUGAUAGUUUUAGCUUUGAGACUUAAAUACUGUAAGAUUGUAUAUGUAAAUUAAUAAACCAUCUAUAUAGCAGUCACCGGUAUGUUAAGAGAACAAAACUGCAAAUGAAAUAUAUAUAUUUUUCAUAAUCAAGAUACAACGUAUAAAAGAUAAACAUGGCGGCAUGUUGAAGAUCACAGUUUACAAAGAACAAAUCAAAACACAAAGUAACCCAUGUCUCCUUUUCCAUUCAGGAAACCUGUCAAAGGAAGUGAUAUCCAUUAGUUUACCACCAGAGGUUGUGCCAGACUCUGCAAGAGCCGAGGUUUCUGUAAUGGGUGAGGAGCUGAGCAGAGUAUAAAUGUCAUAUUAAAAACUUAGGAAAGAACCCACUAUGGAUGGAUCAAUCUGUAGCAACCCGAUAUGGAGUUUAUUAUUCUGUUUAUAUGACUAUCUUCAUCCCCUUCACAGGAGACUUGUUGGCAGUUGCUCUUCAAGGCGCAGAGGAUCUCCUCAACCUCCCUUAUGGAUGUGGAGUGCAGAACAUGAUGUCCUAUGCCAUAAAUGUGUAUGUACUGCAGUAUUUAGAAAAAACAGGCCGACUGUCAGAGUCUAUCAGAGCCCGAGCGGAGGACUUUAUGAGACAUGGUGAGUGGAAGCAGGUUAGGCAUGGUCAGUAGGUAUUGGGCAGGCAUGGGUAAUUGGGAUGGGCAGAUAUGAUGAAUGGAAACUGGGUAGGCAUGAGAUGUGGGGCUGGGUUUGGAUCGUCCAAAUUGAUUCAUCCAAAAAUACUAUUCAGAUUUUGUCCUUGUGGCAUUUUGGUUCAGACAAAUUUUAUCCAAUUGUUUUUUUGAAAACGAUUUAGACAAACCAAAAGGAAAUGAAACAUUUACAUUUUAUUGGAUGCACCAAUAAAGCAUGUUCAGCAGGAAAUAAGUAAAUCAUGAACAAAAGUAUAGUAUGCAAACCAGGAAAACAGCUGAACAUAUGCAGCAGGUAACCAGUAAUGCAUACUCAGCAGGUAAUCAGCAGAUCAUUCUCCACAGAUAACCCACAGAACAUAAUUAGCAUGUAACCAGCACCAGUGGCGGAACUACCAUGGUCGCAAGGGUUGCAGUUGUGAUGGGCCCGUCUCUCCAGGGGGCCCAGCCACCCUGCUGACACCUGCAAUUGUGAGUCUCUGAAGGUGUGGGUUCUGAGAAGAGCCCUCACACAGGGGGCCCAGGAGGUGGACAUCUGGCCACCUUAGAGCACCCCCAAAUCUUACUUGGAUUGCAGGUGCUUACUUUGCCGAUAUAUACUGCGAGGACAUGAUGCAGAUGGGGGAGGCUGAUCUGGUCGUUUCACUCUCCUCCCUUGCAUGCCCUCUGUGAUGCUGGGAGCCAGAAUAUGUCAUUCCAGCCCCGGCAUACUAAACAGUGCGCAGGAGGAGAGAGGAAUUGCCAUAUUACAGCACAGCCCCACACUGGACGCCAGGGAGAGGACCCACACCACCUCUCCAAAAGGCUUGGUGGGCCUCAAAAAAAUUAAUUGUGUGUGUGUAUCUGUCUGUCAGUGUGUGUUUCUGUCUGAUAUUGUGUGUCUGUCAGUGUGUGUGUGUGUCUGUCCCAAAUGUAUGUGGGUGGGUGGGACUUGGAGGGACACAUGGGGGCUGGGUAAGAAACAUUGAGGGACUAUGGGGGAAAUUGAGGCAUGUGGAGGGGCUGGCAGAGGGAGAUGAGAUGUGUGGAGAGGCUGGCAGGGGGAGGGGAAAUUAGACACAUGGAGUGACUGGCGGGGAGAUGAGACACAUGGCGGGGCCCCAGUGCAGUUUUCACACCAGGGCCUGGUGGUUUCUAGUUACUCCUCUGGCCAGCACAAUAUACUCAACAGGUAUUGUUAUUCUAUUCACAAAAGUAAUCAGUAGAACAUGCUAUGCUGUUUACAUAGGCGAGAUGCAUGCAAUAAUGCAAGGUUGCAAUUCCAACAUGGACCCAGUAAACUGAGUCUGAGAGACAAGGAAAUUGUGGUAAAACUGAUGAAUCCGGUUAAAGUUCGGUUGCCUUGCAGUCACAUUGUUGGUAAACACAUACACCAGAUAGUGAGCAGUCUGCAGACAUGGAGAACAAAUAUCAUCGUAUUUCUAUUCAUCAUAGGUUACCAACAGGAGCUGAAAUUUAAACGAAUAGAUGGUUCAUUCAGUGAAUUUGGAGAUAAAGAUAAAGAAGGAAACACAUGGUGAGUUUGAAUUAUUGCUGUAACAAUGAUUUUUAUUCUCAUUACCUUGUGUUUUAUCCACUAAGUCCCAUUUAUAGACAUCUUUGAUCACCUUACAUAUUUUGUUUUCCUUUCUUCUGACAUGCUUGUGUACCUCGUUUCCAUUAUAGCCAGUGGUUUCAUACAUUUAAUUUUGUUGAGGACCAUAUAAUCUACAUAUACAGCAACAUGCAGUAGAGUACUGUAGCGAAACCGACCUCCUCACUGGGCAUUGGAGAAGACUGAUUGCCAGCCUCCUGCCAUGUGACUAUGGCCCCUGGGAUGUAUUGCCCUUUAAAGACAUGAUUUGGGCAUAAUGGAUUUAUGUGGGGACAUACUGUGGAGUUACUGGGUGGCCACCAUUUCAUGUAUCAGAGGCACAUGGUGAGAACAAUGGAUGAAGCACAUGGUGAGAACAAUGGAUGGCGGCCAUUUUAACUCCCAGACACUGUUUGGACUUUUCAGCACGAUGCCAUCUCGCCGGUAUUUGGUGCACAGAGACAUCGUGCAGUGGUUUUGGACUAUACAACAGGGGACACAUUAUACAGUAAUUGUUUUUCAUUUAGCCUGCAUAUGUUCUGUGGAAUCUGCAUUAAACUGUAUCUUCCAAAGUACUGAAUGGAUCUGGGUGAAUUUUGGAUAUGUGGUUCACCCAGAUCCCCCGGUUCCAAGGAUAUACCUCCACUUUAUGGGGUUAUUGCAUGUUUUGGGGUCCCUGUGAUGUGUUUUAUAAUACUGUAUUUCUCUGCCUGUGAUAAUUAGAUUAACCAUUGUGUUCAGUAAUCAUAUCACAGGCAGAGGGGAGGAUUUUGUGUGGGAGUGUCUGUGUAUAUUGUACGGAUUGAUUGGCUGUGUUUCAAAACCCUGUGGGCAGUACUAUAUUUGUGGAUUGUGAAUAAAAGAGGCUGUAUGUGCCAGUCCAGUCAGUUCCUGCUUAACCCUCAAAAUGAAGUGUUGUCUCAUUAUUGGGGGAGGAUUUAUUGUAUGCUGUUCCAGUUUGACUGCUAGGAGUGUAAACCUAUUCGCAUGGUUUUUCCUAUUUGGCUGUAUACAACAUUCAUAUGCUUGAGAGCAUUCAUAUGCUUCUCCGGUUCGGUGGUUGUGGUGUCUGCUGCAGUGCUUGGAGUCCUCAGGAAGCGCUAGGAGCAUCCUUCAACGGAGGUACCCAGUCGGGGUGCCAGGUGAUCCGUUACAUUGGUGGCAAGCAGUGGGAUGGCUUCCUAGCCUUGGGAAAACUAGCACUAUUACAGAGAUGGAAGGCCGUGCAGCAUCUCACUUUGACGCCAGGCUCCAGCAGCGACUACAGGAUGUGAUGCACAGUAUGGAGUAUCCUAUCCCAGAGGAAAGAGAGACAGAGUGGAGGGUGGCGCUUCGUACCGAUCUCUGGAAGGAGGACAUUGGCGAAAUUCGACCCUUCUGGUGCGAGGAAAUCCUGACCACUAACCAGCGCCAAGCAGAACAACUAGAGCUGCGGAUGCAGUUAUUGGGAAACCAGCCCUCAGAGGAAUGGGUAAGCGAACUGGAGAUGCUAGUUGAGACUGAGGUGUGGCUGGAUGAUUCCUAUCGGGCCCUGCGGUGGCAUGCUUACCACCUCUACCCAUGGCUGAUCGAGUACAAGUGUAUUGAGGUGGAAGACUACGAUGGCCCUGGUUUGUUGUGGGAUAUUAUUGAAACUAGUCUCUGGUUCGGAGACACUGACAUUGCCCGCUUCUGGUCCAUCCGAGCUGAGCGGGCAGACAACUGGAACCUUACGGAGAUCGAUGCCAUUCAGCCAGAUCUAUCUUUUCUUGCCAACCGGGAGUGGGAACUAGAACAGGAUUAUGUUUGCCUAUUCCAACGUGUAACGCCGCCUGUCUCUGACAUGAUGGGGCUUAUUGACUGUAUACCACCGGAAGCAUUGAGUUUAGUUCCUCCUCCCCAGCAACCAAGCCUGUUAUCAGGGGACCUUGGUACUGUACCACAUACGUCCCAACCAGCCCCAGAGAUGGAAGACCUGAUUGACUUGUCCUGGGAAGACACCCAGCUGGCAGGUGGAGAUGGGACCGAGGUCUCUCAACAGGCCCUACAGGGAUGUUGGGCAGUUGGCCCAGAUCCCCAGCGGCAGUAUGUAUCCCAGGGAGCUAAAGGUGCCGUCCUUCCUCCCCAGCGGCAGUGUGUGUCCUUAGGAGAGGAGACAGUUGGUCCCUCUCCCCAGCAGUCCAGUGAGUUACAGGGAGCCGAAGGUGCCGUCCUUCCUCCCCAGCGGCAGUGUGUGUGUUACAGGGAGCUGAAGGUGUCGUCCUUCCUCCCCAGCGGCAGUGUGUGUCUUUAUGAGAGGAUACAGUUGGUCCCUCUCCCCAGCAGUCCAGUGAGUCCCAGGGAGCUGAAGGUACUGUCCUUCCUACCCAGCGGCAGUGUGUGUCCUUAGGAGAGGAGACAGUUGGUCCCUCUCCCCCGCAGUCCAGUGAAUUACAGGGAGAUAAAGGUGCCAUCCUUCCUCCCCAGCGGCAGUGUGAGUUCUUGGGAGAGGAGACAGUCGGUCCCUCUCCCCAGCAGUCAAGCGAGUCCCAGGGAGCCGAAGGUGCCGUCCUUCCUCCCCAGCAGCAGUGUGUCCGGCAGGGAGCAGAGACAGUCGGUCUCGCUCCCCAGCAGCGGGACAAUAUAUUGAAAGGGGAGACAGUUGGUCCCCCUCUCCAACAGCAGAGAGAGUGUCAGAGAGAGGAGCUUGUUAUCCCCUCUCCCCAGUGGCUGAAAGUAUGUAUGGGAGAGGAGCUUGUUACCCCCUCUCCCCAGCGGCAGCUUAGCCCACCAAGGGGAGACAGUAAGCUCCACAACAGUGCAGAUGGGACCGUGGUCUCUGCACAUGCACCACCAGGGGGUAGGGACAGUCGGUCUCCCCCUCCAGCAGCAGGGCUGUUUAGCCAAAGGGGAGACAGUCGGUCUCCCCCUCCAGCAGCAGGGCUGUGUGUCCAAAGGGGAGACAGUCGGUCUCCCCCUCCAGCAGCAGCCCCAGAUCCCGAGAGAGGAGCCUACCAACUCUUCUUUUCAGCAUGGCUCCAACAGGCUACUCCCGUGGUAGCGCUGGCACCAGGGCAGAGUACCGCGGGUCUCUGCCCACUCAGCAACCCACCAAGGCAGCCUAUCAGUACCCCACACAGCCGUGGUGAGGCACCUGGACAUGGACGAGCUAAUCUUUUACCCAGGUGUAGUAACCAUGUAUUGUGGGUGGGCUGUAUUACUGUUUGUGCUUCGUGGGUGGGUUGCUGGACUAACCAGGGCACUGACCGACAGGAGGUCAGAUACCCUGUUAGUCUGUUUGGAAAAGGGGAGAAAUGUGGCGGAACCAGCCUCGCCACUUGGCAUUGGAGAACACUGAUUGCCAGCCUCCUGCCAUGUGACUACAGCCCCUGGGAUGUAUUGCCUGCUCUCCUGUACUGCUGAGGAACUAGGUGGAUUUGGCUAUGGAGCUUGUGUAGUGCCCUCUGUUGGUAGCAACAGUAAUAUGCACUACCUGAAUAGCAAGACUGGUAAUUUGCAUAUUCGGGUAGAUUUGCAUAUCGCUAAUUCUGCAUGCAGGAGAGACAUUGUGUUAAUUAUGGUCUUCCCCACCCAUUUAUAAAUAUGUAUUUAUGUUAUAAUAAGUCACUGUAUGUUGCCUACUAUGAUUUGACUGUUUGUAAUUUUAUUGAAUUUUCACAGCAAUGUUAAUGUAAUGACCAUAUGGGCUAGUCCGAAGUAAAAUAAAGUUUUAGACAAUUCUACUUCAGCCUCAAUUUGGAGUGCCAUCUCUUAUUGGGGGAAUCUGCUAUAAUGGAUUGCUAUGCUUGUCAUACUCCCUUGCUAAAUCACUACUAAGCUCUUGUAAGGGCUUGUUCCUGCAUUGCUCUCUGGAGGAGUCUGUGGUGGUUAUGGUGUCGGCUGGAAUGUUUGGAGCCCUCAGGAAGUGCUAGGAGCAUCCAUCAAUGGAGGUACCCAGUCGGGGUGCCAGGUGAUCCGUUACAAGUACCUUUUUUCAAAUGUUUGUCCUGGCUAACUGUAAAGGAUGGUAUAAUGAGAAUGCUAUACAGAUCUCCAAUAAGAGCUCCACAGGAGUCCAGAGAAGUAUACUCAGUCAUAUUGUGUAAAUCCAACAUUGGCUGGAGAGUCAAUAAACUUGCCUCAUUAGGUCUGUGGAGCAGUGGUUUGAAUCACACCACCUCUAGUGGUCCAACCAACCAGUUUAGGCAUCAAUUUAAUAUUGCUAUCAUGUUGAUAUAUAGGUUUUCAAAUUAUUGAAUAUUUAUUAAUAAACAUUUAUUUAUUUUGAAAUAUUAUAUCAAUAAUAUUCUUCUUGAUCCAAGGAGAAAUCUGUCUGCCAUUCUGGGGUCAAGAAGGAAUGUUUUCCUUGUAUGUUACAAAAUUGGAAAGCGCUUUAAACUGGUUUUUUUUGGGGGGGGGUGCCUUUUUUUUUUUUUUUGCCUUUUUUGGAUCAACAGUAAACAGAUUUGAGAAAUAAUAUUCAAAAAAAUUUACAUAGUGGUUUGGAUGAUAUACUCUAAAACACUCCAGUGUAUCUCCUUAACCCACACCAACAACCAUUAACAAACCAUUAACAAACACUAAAAAUAUGGGGUGGAGCAAAAUGAGCAGUAUAUGUAUACAUACAUACGUGUUUCAAAUAAUAAAUCUGCAAAAUAUGAUGGAGACAAGAUAAUAAGGCAAAUAAGUCAGUUUAAAAUUGUUGUUUCCAAAACGCAUUUCACCUUUCCAACUGAGGAAGCCAAAAGGCGGAACGCGUUUUGGAGACAACCAUUAUCCCUAAGUGGACUUUGCUGUUUUUAUCUAUAAUUUUUGUUUUUAUACUGUGUUGGUAAUACAUUACGGAUUAUUAUAUCCAUUUGGUCUUACUUCGGGAAUAUCCAGUUGCACAACUACCAAGCCAAGGAUAAAGAAACAGAGAGCUGGAUUCCCUUUAAAGAUCCACAGGCACUUUUCCAUCACAGCCAAGUGAGUUUUUGGCUCCAUUCUUGUGUGUGCUACAUAUCCCCAUAUCUAUAGAUCUAUUUUAAACUGACAUAUUUGCACUAUUAUCUUUUCUCUUUUAUCUAUUUUGCAGAUUUAUUAUUUUAUACACGGAUGUAUGUAUACAUAUACUGCUCAUUUUGCUCCACCCUAUCUUGUUAGUGUUUGUUACAGAUUUAAGAGAAGCUGUGUAGCAGACUUGUUCCCCUCUCUGUUUGGUUGUCCGUACCCCCCAUGUUUGUUUCUCGAACGAAGACACGUUUCCCCCUUUUAUACUCUCCAAACACCGACCACCCCCUUGUUAACUUCAAAUAAUUAAUUAGCUCAAGUACUUUCCCUGGGUGGCAGCCAUUCGAAUAACCGCUCACACGUGCUCUAGGUCAAUGGCGGCCAUUUGUCUCCCAAAAGCAGGCAGCGGUACAUGGUCGGCAAGCGUCUGGAACUCAUUUCUGCUAGACGAUCCCACGAACCCUGGGAAAACUGUACCACUGCCUGCUCUGCUCACAGUCAGGAGAGUGAUGUUCAGGAGAAAGAUACUACCAACUGUAGGGAGCAUUCGCUCUCUAAGAGCCAGGGGGAGCAUUCGUUGGUGUUCGCACAGGAAUCCCAAAAGUUGACCGGACGCUGCCUCUUUUUCCCUGGACUGAUUUGGGCUACCAUCUUGUGGCUGGAUGGUCAGAACCCAAAUGGCGAUUCCAUUACACUGAAUGAAUCUGAGCGCUAUUUGGACAACUUGGGCGCUCAGAUCCGGGUUAUGCAGGGAUAUAAGACUUGUGGGAUUCCUGUGUAGUUUGUAGUUUUGGGGUGUUUUGUAUAUUUUCUGUAUGGUUCCCUGUACCUGAGAGCUAAUUGAGUUACCGGUCUUUGACUCAAUUAUCUCCCAGACACAGGGAGACCUGAGAGGGGUUUGUGUUAUUUUGUAUGGAAACCUCAUGAAAUGGGGUCUGUGCGUAAGUAGCCGAGUUUGACACAAACUUUGGUUGUACACCCAGAACUGUGUGUUGUCCAGUUACUGGUGAGGGAUAGAGUUAUUCACACUUCCGCACCUUGUUCCAAUUACCACAGAUCCAGCGGAGAAAAGUCCUUGUCAGGAUUAGAGCUACGCUACAGGCUGAACUUGAUAUCUCUUUUCAACAUAUGUAAUAAAGAUAUAAAUAUAUAUAUAAAAAUCUUAAAAUAUUUUACAAAUAAAUACAUUAUUUAAAAAUGUUUUCCAAAAAAUAUUAAAUCGAGGCCUUAGUUUUGUAGACCACAGGGGUGAAUUGAUACAUUGUGAAAACUCUAUAUAACUGAUAUAUAAUGAUCCAUUGUUUUUUUGGGGGGGUUGUCCAUUCAUUCCAGGGCAUAGUAAUAUUAACACUAAUACAAGCAACACUAUUCCAGAUUAUUUAGUUUCAGCAAGCUCUUUUUUGGUGUCUGCAAGACAAUGCUCCCCAUGCGUUUUAUGCUCUAUACUAUCAUUUGACAGUAGUGCGGAAAAAACUUGACUGGUUGCACUAAACUUUGAUAUUGAAAGAUGUUACUUGUAUUAUAUUGUAAUACUCUAUAUUUCCCACUAACAAUCACACACAGAUCACCUGUUUUCUCUCAUUGCACUAGGCUAAACGCACUUGUGAUGAAGACAAUGUACGCGUCUUCCCGAUACAUCUCUGUUGAGCAGAAGCACAUUAACGAUAUAGCCAAAUGGCUCAAAGAAAACCAGCUCCCAAGUGGAUCCUUCGCUUCCAAGGUAAAGCUUUUCAAGGAGUCUCUAAAAGUAAGUUUCAUAAUAGUGUAGCAUAAUAAAAUGAAAGGUAUAGAGAAGCAUGGAAAGUGAAUCUCACACACACAAAGCAGUGAGGACAGUGAAUGACACACAGAGCAGUGAGGACAGUGAAUGACACACACAGAGCAGUGAGGACAGUGAAUCACGCAGUGAGAACAGUGAAUCACACGCAGACCAGUGAGGACAGUGAAUCACACACAGACCAGUGCGGACAGUGAAUCACAUGCAGACUAGUGUAGACAGUGAAUCACACGCAGACCAGUGCGGACAGUGACUCACACGCAGACCAGUGCGGACAGUGAAUCACACACAGAGGAGUGAGAACAGUGAAUCACACGCAGACCAGUGAGGACAGUGAAUCACACGCAGACCAGUGAGGACAGUGAGUCACACGCAGACCAGUGAGGACAGUGAAUCACACGCAGACCAGUGCGGACAGUGAAUCACACGCAGGCUAGUGCGGACAGUGAAUCACACACAGACCAGUGCAGACAGGGAAUCACACGCAGACCAGUGCGGACAGUGACUCACAUGCAGACCAGUGCAGACAGGGAAUCCCACGCAGACCAGUGCGGACAGUGAAACCCACGCAGACCAGUGCGGACAGGGAAACCCACGCAGACCAGUGCGGACAGGGAAACCGACACAGAGCAGUGAGGACAGGGAAUCACACACAGAGCAGUGAGGACAGAGAAUCACACACAGAGCAGUGAGGUCAGAGAAUCACACACAGAGCAGUGAGGACAGGGAAUCACACACAGAGCAGUGAGGACAGGGAAUCACACGCAGAGCAGUGAGGACAGGGAAUCACACACAGAGCAGUGAGGACAGGGAAUCACACACAGAGCUGGGACCACACAUAAGUUUUGUGUUCCUGUUUUACAGUGACUGUAAUUUGUUUCUUUUUUUUUUUAUAUACUAGCGAGGAAUUCAUGAUGACGUCAGUAUUACUGCAUUUGUGGUUGCUUCUCUACUUGAGUCUGAUUGGCCCAGAGAGGUAGACUUCCUUAUUUCUGCUUUAUGUCCGCUUUGACAGCUCUCCGCUGUCCGAAUAAUGUAUCUAUGUGCAUGAUUUCCUUUGUUCUCAUCAAUUCUUCCUUUUGGAGACUAUCCAGAUUACUGUUUUAUUUUCCUACGGUUUAUCUGCUAUCACUUGGCCUGCCCUUGUUUGUCUUAUUUGUCUUCAUUGCUACAUAACAUAAUAAUACUCUUGUUGUAAUGAUCAGCCCUUCAGCUAGCCCUUCUCUGACAGUCGCAACGUCCUCUCUCUCUCAGGAUGAAAUGUUGAAGAAUUCAAUGCGAUUCCUGAAGGCAUCACUACCACAGGUGGAACAGCUGCACACCAAGGCUCUCCUUUCCUACCUCUUCACUAUGUCUGGAGAUACAGAGCUAAGAGAGGGGCUCCUGGAGGAACUGUAUGAGAAAGCUGUUACUAGAGGUAAACAGUUAAAAUUAAUAUUACUGAGUACAUUAAGAACAAUCAACCUCUAAUGCACUUCUCCCGGUAAAGUCAUGUGUCUAACCCGAGCCAGGUUAAGAUUACCCAGGGUCCAGAACAUAGCCCAGUCUCAUUGUUGAGCUCUGGGCUAUGUUCUGUAAAUAGAGGCAGUAUUGUUAAUGUGAUGGCUGAGCAUUGUGUAUGGAGGUGCCUGAGAGCUGUAUGUAGAGGGUGGGCUGAGUGUGCCUGUGUGUGUUGUGGGGAGGAGGGGGAGUGUGUGGGGAAUUGUGUGUAUACCCCAGGGGUCAAGUCCUGGGGAAAAAAGUGUGGGAACUCACCCAAGAUUCUACCUUUAAAAUUACACUCCUAUGCAUAUAGUGCAGUGUAGGGUGUGUAUAAUGAAUGUAGUGUGUUUGUAGUGAAUGCAGAGUGUGUAUAAUGAAUGCAGUGUGUUUGUAGUGAAUGCAGUGUGUAUAGUGAAUGUAGUGUUUUUGUAGUGAGUGCAGUAUGUAUAAUAAAUGUAGUGUGUUUGUAGUGAAUGCAGUGUGUAUAGUGAAUGUAGUGUUUUUGUAGUGAGUGCAGAGUGUGUAUAAUGAAUGCAGAGUGUGUAUAGUGAAUGUAGUGUGUUUGUAGUGAGUGCAGAGUGUGUAUAAUGAAUGUAGUGUGUUUGUAGUGAGUGCAGUGUGUAAUAUAAAUGUAGUGUGUUUGUAGUGAAUGCAGUGUGUAUAAUGAAUGCAGAGUGUGUAUAGUGAAUGUAGUGUGUUUGUAGUGAGUGCAGAGUGUGUAUAAUGAAUGUAGUGUGUUUGUAGUAAGUGCAAAUUGUGUAUAAUGAAUUUAGUGUGUUUGUAGUGAAUGCAGAGUGUGCAUAGUGAAUGUAGUGUGUUGUGAGUGCAGAAUGUGCAUAAUAAAUGCAGAGUGUGUAUAGUGAAUGCAGAGGGUGUAUAAUGAAUGUAGUGUGUUUGUAGUGAAUGCAGAGUGUGUAUAAUGAAUGCAGUGUGUUUGUAGUGAAUGCAGUGUGUAUAGUGAAUGUAGUGUUUUUGUAGUGAGUGCAGUAUGUAUAAAUGUAGUGUGUUUGUAGUGAAUGUGCAGAGUGUGUAUAAUGAAUGCAGUGUGUUUGAAUGUAGUGAGUGCAGAGUGUGUAUAAUGAAUGUAGUGUGUUUGUAGUAAGUGCAGUGUGUAAUAUAAAUGUAGUGUGUUUGUAGUGAAUGCAGUGUGUAUAGUGAAUGUAGUGUUUUUGUAGUGAGUGCAGAGUGUGUAUAAUGAAUGCAGAGUGUGUAUAGUGAAUGUAGUGUGUUUGUAGUGAGUGCAGAGUGUGUAUAAUGAAUGUAGUGUGUUUGUAGUAAGUGCAAAUUGUGUAUAAUGAAUUUAGUGUGUUUGUAGUGAAUGCAGAGUGUGCAUAGUGAAUGUAGUGUGUUGUGAGUGCAGAAUGUGCAUAAUAAAUGCAGAGUGUGUAUAGUGAAUGCAGAGGGUGUAUAGUGAAUGUAGUGUGUUUGUAGUGAGUGAAGAGUGUGUAUAAUGAAUGCAGUGUGUGCGUGUGCUGGAUGAUGUGUGUGUGCGCGCUGGGUGACGUGUGUGUGAGUGCUGGAUGAUGUGUGUGUGUGCUGGAUGAUGUGUGUGUGUGCUGGAUGAUGUGUGUGAGUGCUGGAUGAUGUGUGUGUGUGUGAGUGCUGGAUGAUGUGUGUGAGUGAGUGCUGGAUGAUGGGUGUGUGAGUGCUGGAUGAUGUGUGUGUGAGUGCUGGAUGAUGGGUGUGUGUGUGCUGGAUGAUGGGUGUGUGUGUGCUGGAUGAUGGGUGUGUGAGUGCUGGAUGAUGGGUGUGUGUGUGCUGGAUGAUGGGUGUGUGAGUGCUGGAUGAUGGGUGUGUGUGUGCUGGAUGAUGGGUGUGUGUGUGCUGGAUGAUGGGUGUGUGUGUGCUGGAUGAUGGGUGUGUGAGUGAUGGAUGAUGGGUGUGUGAGUGUUGGAUGAUGGGUGUGUGAGUGCUGGAUGAUGGGUGUGUAAGUGCUGGAUGAUGGGUGUGUAAGUGCUGGAUGAUGGGUGUGGGGGGGAGCAUUUUUUUUAACUUUAUGUGUCUAUAUUUUUUUAUUUUAUUCCUCCCUCCCUGCUUCUUACCUUGUCAGGGAGGGGGGAGAUCGCCUGGUGGUCCGGUGGUAUGCUGGAGGGAGCCAGCCGCUGCACAGAGAGGCCAUCACACGCUGUGUUCCCUCUCCAGCUCUAACUCUCGCGAGACUCGCCUGUGCGGAGCGUUGCCAUGGUAACAGCCGCGGGUCUCGCGAGAGUUAUAGCUGGAGAGGGAACACAGCGUGUGAUGGCCCCUCAGUGCAGGGACCAGGGCCGGUCCUGCAGGACAGGUAACGGGAAUGGCGUUCCUGCUGUGGAAAAAGUGCGGGAACGCCGUUCCCAUGCGUUCCUGCAGGACUCGAGCCCUGGUAUACCCCCUGUUCCAAAUUAUUAUGCAAAUGAUAUUUUUCUCAUUUACCUAAAUAAUUUAUGUAAAUAACAGUCAGCAUAAUUCUCAUGUUACCAACUAUUAAGAGUACAAUUCAAAUUUUAUUGAACCAACCUCCUAAUGAUAACAGUAUUUUUUUUAAACAUAAAAAUCUUACAAUGCACUGUUCCAAAUUAUUAUGCACAAUAAGUUUCAAAACACUUUAUAGGUUGUAAAGAACUGAAAAUUGGCAUUUGUUGUGUUUGCAGCAUAUUUACUGAAAUCAAAAGCUAUUUCAAUCAAAAAAAUUUUAACUUUUUAAACAUUUUAACACGUCACGUUACAUUUUAACAUAGGACCCCCUAUUUGAUAGCAGCUUCACAAAUAUUGCAUCCAUUGAACUUGUGAGUUUUUGGACAGUUUCUGCUUGAAUUUGUUUGCAAGAUGUCAGAAUAGCCUCCCAGAGCUGCUGUUUGGAUGUAAACUGCCUCCCACCCUCAUAGAUCUUUUGUUUGAGGAUGCUCCAAGGGUUCUCAAUAGGAUUGAGGUCAGGGGAGGAUGGAGGCCUCCUUUUAUCCCCAUAGCAGCCAUUGAUGCAGAGGUAUUCUUUGCAGCAUGAGAUGGUGCAUUGUCAUGCAUGAAGAUGAUUUUAUUCCGGAAAGGAUAGUUCUUCCUUCUGUACCAGGUCAUCUUUACACCUUCGGGGAACGUAAAGGGGCCGACCAGCUCUCUUCCCAUGAUUCCGGCCCAAAACAUGACUCCACCAUUGCCUUGCUGACGUCGCAGCCUUGUUGGAACAGGGUGGCUGUCCACCAACCAUCCACUUCUCCAUCCAUCUGAUCCAUCCAGGGUUGCACGGCACUCAUCAGUGAACAGGACUGUUUGAAAAUUAGUCUUCAUGUAUUUUUCUGCACAAUGCAUCCUUUUCUGCUUGUGAGCAUUGGUUAGUGGUGGCCGAAUAGAAGGCUUAUGCACAGUUGCAAGACUCUGGAGGACUCUACACCUUGAUGUCCGUGGGACUCCAGAGGCACCAGCAGCUUCAAAUAUCUGUUUGCUGCAAUGUAAUGGUAUUUUAGCAGCUGCUCUCUUGAUCCGAUGCAUGGAUCUGGCAGAAAUCUUCCUCAAUGUGCCUUUAUCUGCACGAACCCGUCUCUGAAUCUCAAUCAGCCACAAAUCUCUUAAUAGUCAUGCUUACGUUUUCGUGAAAUAUCUGUUUUCAUAACUCGUCCAAAGUAUUGAACUAUUUCACUCUUUUCGGCAGCAGAGAGAUCCUUUUUCUUACCCAUAUUGCAUGAAAAUGGUGCUCUGCUUAAUAAUGUGGAACACCCUCCUUUAGUAAUUUUUCCUUAAAUUGGGCUCACCUGGCAAUCUAAUUAUCACAGGUGUCCGAGAUUGUUUUCAGUGAUCAAAAGAGCCCUGAGACACAAUGCCAUCUAUGAGUUAAACUGAAAAACAAAAUAUUUAAUCUUUGUGACACUUAAAUAGAAUUUGCAUAAUAGGAACAGGGUGUAUAUAUGGAAAGGCUGAGUCUGUGGGCGGAGCCUUAGUUGUGGGAGUGGAUAUUGCUAUAAAUACACAGGUCGCCCCUCCCUCUGGGCUGAGACUGUCUGGGUCAGUACAGAACCAUCUACUUCCAGUUCAAAGGUCAUCAACACAAACUGCCUCCAGGCAAGCUGGUCUUGGCCUAGUGCAGUCCAUGCAAGUAUUCAUUUUACCUCACUAGUAAACAACAGCCUCCUACCUCAUGGAGCACCGCCGUGUCCGGCCCAGGCAGGUAUUCAUUUUACCACACGCUAGUAAACCACAGCCUCCUCCCUCCUCCCUCAUGGGGCAUCGCCGUGUCCGUCCCAGGCAAGUAUUAUUUUACCUCACUCUAGUAAACAGCCUCCUCCCUCAUGGAGCACCGCCGUGUCCGGCCCAGGCAGGUAUUCAUUUUACCACACUCUAGUAAACCACAGCCUCCUCCCUCCUCCCUCAUGGGGCACCACCGUGUCCGGCCCAGGCAAUUAUUCAUUUUACCACACUCUAGUAAACCACAGCCUCUUCCCUCCUUCCUCAUGGGGCACCGCCGUGUCUGGCCCAGGUAAGUAUUCAUUUUACCACACUCUAGUAAACCACAGCCUCCUCCCUCAUGGGCACCGCCGUGUCUGGCCCAGGCAAGUAUUAAUUUUCCCACACUCUAGUAAACCACAGCCUCCUCCCUCCUCCCUCAUGGGGCACAGCCGUGUCCGGCCCACGCAAAUAUUCAUUUUACCUUACUAGUAAACAGCCUCCUCCCUCAUGAGGCACCGCCGUAUUCUGCCCAGGCAGGUAUUCAUUUUAUCUCACUCUAGUAAACAACCUCCUCCCUCAUGGGGCACCACCGUGUCCAGCCCAGGCAAGUAUUCAUUUUACCACACUCUAGUAAACAGCCUCCACCUUAGAAGCUCAUGGGGCACUGCUGUGUCUGGCCCAGCCGUGGCUGUCACUACUCACACAUUUUUAUUUUUAUUUAUUUUUUUCUCUACAAACUUUGUUGUUCAUUUUGGAUAUGGCGAAUUUCACUACUAAUGCAAUUUCAGCCUAUUUCAAUGGUACGUAGCAUUACAGCGAUGCCUCAGUUAGGUUCAUGCUUUUACUUAUUUAUGUGGCAAGGUGUUGCAACAGUCCAAACUUGGGCCUGUACAUGUUGUUGAGGAAAAAUAAAUAUAAUCUUUUUAUAUGCAUUCUCUGUAUACUAAAAAAUUUAAAAAGUCCUUAUCCUGUUUCAAGGGGAAUAUCUUCUAAAUGUCUAAAAAAUCUUAUUACUAGACAAACUCAAACUCUUAAAAUUUAUCAUAUGCAUUUCAGUUGCCACCCUGUUUUUAGUUUAUUUGUUGCAACUGACUGCCUAAAUGUAUGUCAGGCCCAAACUCGGGCCUAUACAUGUGGUUAAACAAAAAACCAACAAUGUGUGAGCGCUAUAGAAUAUAAAACGUUCAGUAUGGCGGCACUCGACCACAGUGAUACAAAAGUGUACACAGAGUAUAGACAAAUGUUUACCAAAAAGAUUGCGCUAAACUGAUGGAAAAGAUCUGCAAAUAUAAAAAACACAUAGAAUAGUGCAGACUAUCUGGACCAGACAAUAUAUGUGAAUGGAGGGUGUGGAAGGAAAAUUCACAUUUACCAGAGCCCUAUCACCCCUGGCUCUGGGUUUGCAAUGCUCCACUUAAGAGGGAAGACUCCCACACUGUAUCAACUCCAAGUAGUGUGCACACUGGAAGCUGGUAGUACUUUGCAAUAUAGGACAAAGAGAGGCAGUGUAGCGGAGAGCUGGUAUUUCACAGGUUAUCUCCACUAAAGAUCCCAGUGAGGCUCAGGAACAAGUAAUACAAUCCCAUAUAGCAAUAGUCACCACGAAUAUCCCAAUAUAGAUCCCAAUGACUGGACGACACACAGCAUCAGGAGCAGAACUAAACUUUUAAUCACACAACCUCCUUUUAAAGGUUUCUCCCAUGCAAGGGAGGGAUUCACAUUAAUUUGUACACUAGCCAAUAGUGUAAUGGUUACCUCCCACACAUCUCCUACCCUCAGUGUGACACAUAAUCCACUUAUACAUAUUGCUGUUUUACCCGAUUUCUGGAUGUACCCCCAAAACAGGGGUACCCCCUGGUAGCCCUGAUCUGGGUGACCAACAUAUUCAAAAUUCACCCAAAUCGGACCAGGGGUUCGGGAGUUAGGUAGAAGAGGCAAUUUGACCGACCGCACACGAGUUAGUAUCCGAAAAAGGCUCUAUGUGUUUUGGCCUUGCGGUCGGUCUUUGUUCGGGAGAUAAAACAUAUAAAAUUACUUGCCAUCCAACGUUAAAUCGGUAUUCGUAUGAAUUCCCUUAUUUGGUACAAUUAGUUCACCGAACGAAGGGCUGGUUGGCCCAUCCGUUUGGGAGUUAUGGAGCUCUGGAGGUCUCAGCGGUGUUCGGGUGAUUGAGUGUCCGAUUUGAGUUCCAGACACUCGACGACCAAACACCACUGAGAUUUUCUUGCGUAAAAUGGCUGCCGCCACACGGUUCGUAUGCCGAAUGGCGACGACACAGAUAUGUAUACAAAGUACCGAUUGCAUGGUCAAUUAGCUUGCGGUUACAGAGUGUGAAAGCCUAACGAGGUGCACACUUCUCUCUGGGGUGGUCUGAUGGUUCGGUAGUUUUAAUUCGUAUGGAACAUGGACUAAAAACUACCGAACAAUUGUAGAGGUGAAUACAGUCUUUUGUAGUGGGGGAUUCUUCAGAGUGGUGUAGAUGCGUCUUUGUACAUCAUAUGAAAUGAGAAAAUAACAACUGAUGGAAUAGUAUGUCCUGAAGGGAGUAGAAGCAAUAAAAGAAUAUAUGGUCCUACUCACGUUUUCAAGAGCUAUGGACUUAGCUGUAGUGUUGAUAACGUACAGUGUUAUAAUCCCCACUUAUGGGAUACGUGAGGUCUUAGUAUUCUUUCUUGAUUAGGGAACCAUAUGUGGAAAUAAAAGCGGGAACAACAAUGGUGCUCAAAGUAUAAAAUGCCAGAGGUGAGAAGAUAAAAAACCAAGUGGUUACUCACAUUUAGUUGAACAGACUAACUGUUCAAUGAAUACAGCUUGAGUGGUAUAAUCCCCACCUAGGAUUCUUGGGAGUAAUAUCCUCACUGGAAAGUAAAAACACUUCUGGUGCCGGAUAAAAGGAUGGUAGUAGUAAAAAAGUAAAAUGAUAAUAGUAAUAAAAAGUAAGAUGGCUAACUCACAGUAAGAAAGUGGCCAAAAUAACUUUAUUUAAAACAACAUAGUUUAAAAAACCACAACGCGUUUCGCCCUUAGGCUUUAUCAAGUGGAGAUCAGAAAGUACAUCCUGUUACAUACAGGUUUAUAUAGGCAGUGAACAUAUUAGAAAAUGGCGCCAAAAUGAUGUCAUAAUUUUAUUUUUUUCUUCAAAAGUGCUAAAUGUUAUAUGUGUAAGUGAGUACAUACCUAUAUGUGAAACAUGUGAUAGUUUAAAAUUAAAAACAAGGUUUUAUACUCACAAUACCUUACAUAUUAUAUUUAGAUAGAACAGUCACAUGAUCGGUUGCCAUUUUUUUUAUUUAUUUUUUUCAAAAGUGCUAAACUUUAUAUGUAUCAGUGAAUACAUACCUAUAUUAGAAACAUGUGAUAGUCUAAAAUUUAAAUUAAAAACAAGGUUUUAUACUCACAAUACCUUGCAUAUUAUUUAGAUAGAACAGUCACGUAUAUAAGUCACAUUAUAUAAAUAUGUACUUCAUGCACAAAAUAAUUAUAGAAGAUAAUAAAAUAUGAGAAAUAUAUUAUAAAAAAUUAAUUAUAAAAAAUUAUAAAAAAAUAUUAAAAAAUUAAGAACUCUACAUUAAGACCUUCGGGGGUAAGGGUUUUUAAAAGGAAGACCGAGUGCAUUUCUUUUUGUCCCAGUAAUUUUUUGAGGUCACCUCCCCUCCAGGGUAAUUUACAUCUUUGGAUCCCAGUACAUUUUAAAAAUUUAGGGGCUUUGUUGUGUUUAAUAAAAUGCUUUGAAACAGAGUGAUUAAGGUAGCCUUUGAUAAUAUUUCUACAAUGUUCUGCUAACCUUAUUUUUAAGCAUCAUGUGGUCAUACCCACAUACUGGAGGCCACAUGGGCACUCCAAUAGGUAUACAGCAUUCUUAGUAGUGCAACAUUUUAAAUCUUUGAUAGGGUAUGUAAUACCUGUUUUGUUUGAGGUGAAUUGUGGUUUUUUUGAUGUGCUGUUGUGGUCAGUGGAUCUGCAGACAAUGCAUCUGUUGCAUUUGAAAAAACCUUUAGAAUUUGAUAAAAAUGAUGGAUUGCUUGUAUUGGCUUUUUUUGUAUAAUUUUUAGUAAGCAUUGUCUUUAGGUUUGGGGCCCCUCUAAAAAUGAUAUGGGGUUUAUCUGGGAUGAGUGUCUUUAAAAUUUCGUCUUGUUUUAAAAUGUGCCAAUGUUUUUGAAUAGUUUUUUCACAAUUUUAUUCUUAUUGUCAAAGUUAAAGAUGAUCAGCAUGGAUGGUGGGUCUUUAUUUUUAUUCGUAUUAUAUUCUAAGAGCUUGAGUCUUUCUUUUUGUUUCACUGCUUUGAGGGAUUCUUCAAGCUUUUCUUUUGGGUAAUUUUUACUGAUAAAUUAAGCUUCUAGUGUUCUAGCUUGUUCGUCGAAAUCUGUAUUAAGGGAACAGUUCCUGCGAAGACAUAGGAACUGACCUUUAGGGACCCCAUCUAACCAUGGUUGGUAGUGGCAGCUUGAUCUGUCAAUGACUGUGUUGGUGCACACUUUUUUAAAAAAAAGUUCUAGUGUUAAUAUUCCCAUCCUGGAUAAAAAUUUGGAUGUCUAAAAAAUUUAUUAAAUCUUUGCUGUGUUCUGAUGUUAAAAUGAUGCCACUAUUGUUGUUGUUUAGAUGGUUUAAAAAAAGUUUAAGUGAGGUUUCAGGACCUUUCCAGAUAAAAAACAAGUCGUCUAUGUAUCUAAAAUAGGAUACUAGGUUUGCUUUCCAGGGGUGAUCUCCCCAGAUUGCUUUAGACUCCCAAUUGUCCAUAAAAAGAUUGGCAUAACUUGGUGCAAACCUAUUACCCAUAGCUGUGCCUUGUCUUUGAAUGUAAAAAGUGUCUAAAAACCAAAAAUAGUUAUUUGUUAAAAUAAUUUUUAUCCCUUCUAAGAUAAAAUGAAUUUAUUUUUCUGGAAUUUUAUUAUCCGUUUUUAAUCUAUUUAAAACUGCUUCACACCCUAAUUCGUGGGGGAUUAUGGUGUACAAAGACUGGACAUCACAAGUGACUAGAAUAAAAUCUGGAUGCCUGGUAAAAUUUUCUAAAAAACGUAAGAGAGACAUGGAAUCUUUUAAGUAUGACCUCAUAAGUCUGACUGAUGGUUGUAAUAAAAUGUCAAUAUACUCUGAUAAGUUUGAUAAAACAGAAUUGGAGACCAUAGGUCUACCUGGUGGAUUGAUCUCAUUCUUGUGUAUUUUUGGUAAAAAGUAUAUAACUGGAAUUUUUGGAUGAGGUAUAUUUAAAUAAGCAAAUUCUUUUUUGUUGAGGAUAUUGGAAUUUAAGCCUUUUGUUAAAAAUGAUAUAAGGGAGUUUUGGAUGGUAUGGGUUGGGUCUGAUAGUAGCUUGUCAUAUACUUUGGGGUCAUUAAGCUGUCUACAUGCUUCUUUGAUGUACAUUUCUUGUUAGAGUAUAACUAGGCCGCCCCCUUUAUCGGCUGGUAUGAUGACUAUUGUGUCAUCUUUUUUAAGAUCUGUGAGAGCUUUUCUUUCUUGAAAGGUUAAGUUAUAUUGGUUAUAUUUAUGAUAUUUGUGGUUGGUUUUUCUGGAGGUAUUAAUUUUUUCUAAGUCUUGCUUUACCAAAUUCUCAAAAACUUCUAUCGGGCCAGAUUUGAAACUUGAUGGGUAAAAAUUAGAGUUAUUCUUAAGGGUGGUGUUUUUCACUGGUAUCUCGUCAUUAAUAAAUGGAGGUGUGGGGGAAUAGUUGGUCUGUCCCUGGUUAAUAGAUUGAUUCUCAAUUCUGCUGGUAAAAAAUAUUUUUAGUGUAGCUUUCCUAACAAACUUAUUUAAAUCUAAAAAGGCUUGAGGACAGCCCAAUGCCAUCCGCUACAGGCAGGACCUCUAAUUGAAUAGUAUCUCAAACAAUUUAUUAUAACACAAAGGUUAAAAACUCUUACUUAGCGAGUUGUGGGUUAUGCUGACAUAGCUACCCACAUAGGAGCAUAAAUACAGCAAGCAAAAAUUUUGUAGAGUCACUUCUGGGUUUCGUCCGUCCCGAUCAUGUGAUUACUUCCAGGUCCGCCUCUCCAGUGACGUAUGUGUGACGCCUUUUGCCCGCAUACCCAGGCUUCCUCUGACAAUGUCAUGGUCAUCCAGCCCCUUCUGUUCUUUCAUUGGUCGGAGGGCAUGGUUUCCUCGUGGGGUACUCACUUGAUUCCUUCUUUAUGGGAGUGUAAAUUAGGAGCUAAUGUCCAACCUACUAUUGCACAUAAAUGCUUAAUCUAGCAAAAAAACAUUCAGUUAGGGGCUAAUGUAAAACCUACUAUUGCACAUAAGUACUUGAGCUAACAAAUAGGAACAUAUAUUUGUUCCCUUCCAUACUGAAACCCUAUCAAAAUAGGCAUAUUAAGGGGCUGUGUUCCAAAAUUCAAGAUAAAUUCACAUUUGGUAUUUUUAUACAGACAUACAUUUCAGGUUCUUAUAACUCCAGGUCUAUAUAGUGGAUGAGAGGUAAUGAUCGCCAUCUAGAGCUCCACAAAUCAAAAUGAUGAAUUAAGUAUAAAAAUCAAUCAUUUAAAAAAACAAAUAAGAAUACAUGUAAUAAAAAAUAUUGCUCUACUACCACUACUUACAAUGUGCGGUCAUAUGCCCCACAGUGGGCUACAUGCCAUGUCCUAAUUCGAAACCUCAUUUGGGCAUUUCAUUUGCAUUACAUCGAUCUUACAGGGGUUGCAUACUACCCCACUACAUGUUACUGGCAACAUAUCUAUCCUGAAGAACCUCAUUUGGCCAAUCUCAUGGGGUAGUUGUAAUCCCUCCAUUAUGUACACUAUAUUUACCUCACAUUAAGCACUUUGGUUCACCUAUAUCUAUUUAGACAAGUUUAUUCUAUCAUAUAUCCUUCAUAUUGAAACUGCUUACAGAUAGCAAGGUUGUGAGUAAAUGCUCUCUUGGUCUUGUUUCAGGUCCAAUGCCUUCAGACGCGGCUGUGCUGGGCCUUCAUUUCAUUCCCAUCAUAUGACUGAUAUGCAUAAGUACCUUUCGCUGCAUGGGGGUUAUAUGUAUAUACCACUCUUUCUUACAAAAUUUAAUUGCACCACUUAUACUCACUAGGCCUAAAUAGCCCUAACUCUGCCUGCAAAACUCCAUGGUACGUUAAUCCCUUAUUCUAUACAUUGUAUCUUUACUUCACAUACUGUCACUUUGUUCUUGCACAGUAUUAGCAAUUUUAUGUCUCAAGUCAACUACAUUGAGACACCAUAGAAUCUAUUGUGUUGGUUGUAUACUUGCCAUCCUUUGCCAUGGGCCUUAUAGUCGGCCUCCACUGCAUGCCAUGUCAUCAUCCUUCUAGCCUAACUAAUAAUUCUACCUUUACAAAUGGACCGGACCAAAAACUAGGUAUUCACUAUUGGCCAUUUCACAACACCCGCACCUUGGCAUGCUUAUACUGCUUUUGUUCAUUCCAUACAUCCGUACCCCUCAUGCAGCCCUAUUUCUCCAUCCAGCAGCUCAGGACUAACAUUGAGCACUCUGCCUUCCACUACAACACCUCUACACAUGGCCCUCACUAAGCAUUCACUCGAUAUGUUUACACAUGGCCCUCUACGGGCACUAUGGCAAUUUCGGCCCCUCAUUUGGGCAAUUACAUACAUAAAUUUUAGCCCCUCAUUUGGGUAAUUACAUACAUCAAUUUCCUAAUAUACGAGGGUCAAAGAAAUACAACCUUUCAUACUACAUUCCAAUAUUACACUUGGCCUCGUUAGGCCCACACAAGUCUUUUCCCUCUCUUGGCACACAUCCGAGAACCUGAUACCUAUCACAAUGCAUUUAACAUAUCCAGGCUUCUUCGGUCUGUCACUAUUUUAACUGUUUAGUACCUCCACCUUAAGGCACUUGCUAGUUCUGGUAUUUCACUUCCUGCAGUACGCUAUGGGAUUUGAUGUGAUGGCUGUGGGGUUUUCAGGGUGUUCUUUCGCAUACACACAUCAGGUCCUUCUAGUGGAAGGAUGUGCAGAGGGAACUCAUGCCUAAAUUCGGUACAAUCAGGUAUCUGGUACCAGCUUUUGAUGAAAACUGUUCAUUUUCAGUUACUCCACAUAUCUGCACUGUUAUGUUUUAUAUUAGGCCUUUUUGUCACUAUGCCACUUGCGGCUAGUUAUCCUCAACUUGAUAAUUUGGGAACCGUACCCUCACCUCCUGACAUACUUCACAGGGGUCUUGUUGUUCAAUUAUUCUGGUCACCUCCUUAAUGACCUAUAUCAUUAUAUAAUGUCUUACCAGGUAUACUUUAUGGCAACCAUUGCAUAUCUGGGGGCAUAGUCAACUAAGUCAUUUAUCACACUGUUCAAUUUCCUUUGGAUAGUUUGGUAACAGAUAUUAGUAUUUUGGGUUCUGGGCUCCUUGCACUUACUUUACCUACCUUACCGGCAAUCUGUUGCAUUUUCACUGGUGUUGGUGUCGUAGUUCUGAAUUAUGAACACUAAGUUCUUGGGUCUCUCUCUCUCUGGUUGGAUUUUGGUUUUGAAUCUUGGCAAACCUUUUUUCUUUUCCCCUUUACUUUCUAUUCACCUGUUCUGACCAUCAACUUCUAGCAUAGCUUUCAUUUAUCUGCCAGGUGUAAAUCUUAUCAUGCCACAUUUAUUAUUUUCAAUUUACGUUUUUUUAAGUCACGACGUAAGUGACUUGCUUUACGAUACUACCUCCCUUCUUACAACCACCACUUGCUCUGCAAAACUUGUCUUUAGCUUGGUCUGGCUGUUAGGGUACCCUAAGUGGCCAUAAGUAGUUUUUGGCUUCUUGUGCUUUGCACUCUGGGCUCCAUGCUAUUAUGCUGAGUGCAGCAAGCCAAGGGCUUCAAUAUCCAGAUAGUUCAAACAUACAUAGGCUAGCACUCAGUCAUUCAAAGAUAAAAAUUUCCUUACUUUUUUAAAAAAAUGAUUAAAACGUGGAUCGAUGUUUCAGUCCCAGUUCGGGGCUUUUCUGAGGAUCAAAGACCCAAAUUCUUCGAUUAAAACCUUUAUAAAGACGGUUAAAACAGACAUGGAAAAAGCGAUAAAAAAAUCCUCCCAAACACCAUCAUAAUUAGACACGGGGAGAAAAGCUGGCCCUACAAGAUCUAAUGCAAGAUUCAAACACUAUUAUCCGGCCUGCGGAUAAGGGAGGAGCCACUGUCAUCCUAUCGUACCACAAAUAUCAAAAAGAUUUGUCGCCAAUUAAAUGACACCAAUAAGCCAAAUGGCAUAUGAUUUAGGUGAAAUGGCAAAUGAUUUAAGCCAAAUGGCAAAUUAUAUAAACUGGAAAAAUGAUCAGAGUUGUGGCAAUUGACAUUUAAUGUGGAUAAGUGCAAGAUAAUGCAUCUUGGACGUAAAAACCCAAGGGCAGAGUACAGAAUAUUUGAUAGAGUCCUAACUUCAACAUCUGAGGAAAGGGAUUUCAGGGUGAUUAUUUCUGAUGACUUAAAGGUAGGCAGGCAAUGUAAUAGAGAAGCAGGAAAUGCUAGCAGAAUGCUUGGUUGUAUAGGGAGAGGUAUUAGCAGUAGAAAGAGGGAAGUGCUCAUGCCAUUGUACAGAACACUGGUGAGACCUCACUUGGAGUACUGUACGCAGUACUGGAGACCGUAUCUUCAGAAGGAUAUUGAUACUUUAGAGAGCGUUCAGAGAAGGACUACUAAACUGGUUCAUGGAUUGCAGGAUAAAACGUACCAGGAAAGGUUAAAGGAUCUUAACAUGUAUAGCUUGGAGGAAAGACGACACAGGGGGAUAUGAUAGAAACAUUUAAAUACAUAAAGGGAAUCAACACAGUAAAGGAGGAGACCAUAUCUAAAAGAAGAAAAACUACCACAACAAGAGGACAUAGUCUUAAAUUAGAGGGGCAAAGGUUUAAAAAUAAUAUCAGGAAGCAUUACUUUACUGAGAGGGUAGUGGAUGCAUGGAAUGGAUUCCAGCUGAAGUGAUAGAGGUUAACACAGUGAAGGAGUUCAAGCAUGCGUGGGAUAGGCAUAAGGCUAUCCUAACUAUAAGAUAAGGCCAGGGACUAAUGAAAGUAUUUUGAAGAUUGGGCAGACUAGAUGGGCCAAAUGGUUCUUAUCUGCCAUCACAUUCAAUGUUUCUAUGUGAUAUGUAUUCUAAGCUCACCUUUGAUCCGAUGUCAAAAUUCCAGAAAAUAAUUAAAAACCACAUUGAUCUAGGGGUACAAUGUGAGUACCUGGAUAUGAAAACAGUCCAAUUCUUAUUCGUUGAACAUCCUAAACACCCGGUGAUGUACACAUUACCCAAGAUUCAUAAAGACCCGCAAAACCCUCCAGGAAGACCUAUAAUGUCAGCCAGAGAAAGUCUACUAGAACUGAUUGUCAAAUAUAUUGAUCCCUUUAUCAAGGAAAGUGUCAUGGCACUGCCCACCUGCCUACGAGACACAAGACCUUAUUACUAACAUCAAUCAAGUGUCUUCUAUAGAAAAAAAAUUCCUCCUUCUAACUAUUUAUGUGCAGAGCCUGUACACUAUCAUACCACAUGGUGAUGGUGUGCAGACUUUGAGGAACGUUUUAAGUGAAUCAAAACUAUAUGAAAGACCUCCCAUCAAAUAUCUCAUGGAUUUCUUUAUUGCUCUUUCAUGCAAUUAUUUUAAGUUUGAAAAUAAAUUAUUUCUCCAACACUCAGGGACGGCAAUGGGAGCGCCAUGGCACCAUUGUAUGCCAAUGCGUUCAUGUACAUAUUUGAGCUUACAUAUAUCUUACAGAAAUAUGGUAAACAUAUCAGGCACUAUCAUCGGUUUGUGGAUUAUAUCUUUUUGAUCUGGACAGGUACUUCUGAGGAAUAAGAACAAAUGGUAAUGGAUAUCAACCAACAAACACUUUGUAGUGUUUUAGCAUGGUUGACACUAUUAUGUUUUAUUUUUUGAGACCAUUGCUGAGGUUGAAUACAUGACACAUUCCUAAUGCAUAAAUUUGCAUGAAAUUACACAGUUAAUGUUAUGCCGAUACUUUAAUUUGUAUGUUUAUCAGUAUCCUAGUAACAACGCCAUCACGUUCAGAUAUGUCACUUCAUGUUGAACCGUCGAUCGAAUAUAUAUGUAACCCCUUCUAUGGAUUAAAUACUCAUUUAUUAUUGGAAUACCACAGAGUGCAUAUCUUUUCUUUGUUAUCAGAUAUAUCUACAAUGCAGGAUUGCACCAGGGCAAAAUCAUACCCAUAUACUAAAAUAAAAGGUUUUUAAUGAUAAAAGGUUUUAAAUCAUUUAAAAAAAACUUUAAAAAAAUUAUUGGAAAGGUCAUAAAUGCAAAAUUGUUAGCUCCAAAUAAGGCUUUCAUCAGUUCAGAGUGAUUUAUUAUAAUCAAUUUUAGGCUUAGAGGGAGUAAAUACAUUUUGGUGGCUUUCACAAACUUUAAAAACCACUGAAAAUAUCAAAUUUGGAGAUUCAAACAUUUAGCAAUCCUGAAAUGAGAGCAUGUCUACCAAACAGUGAGGACAUAUCAUAUCAGACAUUCUACAUCAUCGACACAAGAGCACCUCCCAUCACAGACCUAAAAAACAGCAUAGAUUUUGGCCUCCUCAAACUGAUACUAUCCUUCGCAAGCAGUCUAAUGUACCAUUCAUUGAGAAAUUCGUAAGCGUUGUCAAAGGAAUCAUUUUUUUUGAUGGCGAAUGUAUCAGUCACUUAAACUCACAGGCAACCUCAAUAGUGCACCCGCCAAGACACAUCCCUGUCGCAUUAUGCAGUCGCCUUUAAGAAGGACUUGAAAGCGUGGAGAGGCAGAGUCUCACAAUCAGGUUCGGGUACAUUAAAUGUUCUGUAAAUCUUUAUAAAUUGAAUAAUACCUAUAAACUUAGGGAAAUAAACAUCCAAUCAGGGGAAGUGUACCUCAAUCAGAAUGUAUAAAAUAAGGCAGACAGUAUCUUGGUUCGAAUGGCAAAAUGAACAUAGUGAAAAUAAAGUGGCCAUUCAUGGACUCCCUUCCUCAUUUCUUAUACCAGUGGAGCUCUCCUGAUGUAAGUAUCCCUUUGUGGGAUUCUUUACACCCCUUUCUCCUAUUUCCUGCAUAUUUUGGAGGGGUACCCCCUUAUUGGAGCUCCCUGUUAGGUGGUUACAGUGGUGCAGCUCACGGCCCCUUGACUAGUAUCCGGACUCCUGACCUGCACUCUGUUUACUUUAUCUCUCCAUUUUGUGUUAUUUGCAUAUGUAAGUUCCCACCAAUCACAUAGCAGUAUUAGAAUUCUGGGAUGAGUGUUUACCCCAUCUAGUUUCAGUUGAGUCAGACAUCCUCUCUGUGAGCAACAGUUAUUUUCACCUCUCUGAUGUAUUUGAUAAACCGACACCUGUUUACAUACACCAGGCACCCGGGCUUUACUGCUAAAUAUGCUGCAUUAACGACAACAAAACAUUACAAAGUCCCUUGGUGUGCCGGUCCUAUUUUUUUUAAAUUGGAGUGUGUAUGUUGGGUAUUCUGCUUAUUUAUGGGUGCUGCAGUCGCUUUCUAGAGUUGUAACUGUGUGUAUGUGGACUGUUCUAUUAGAUGUGUUCAUGAAUAUAGUGUGGUAUUGAUGUAUGAUAUCUAUGAAUGUGGGCUGGUUGUGGUAUUGUAUGUGUGGAUGAUAUGACACAUAGUGUGUUUGUUGGUGUGUGUAUUUGUGAGGCUGCUUGUGGUAUUGCAUGUGAGCCUGUUUGUGGAAUACAGGGAACUGGUGGUAGGCUUAACACAAUAUGACCGUGUUGUGGAACUGAAUCCCAAUAGUUGUUUGCUGGCAUUGGCGAUUUUAAAUAGCCUUAUAACAUUUAGAAAUUUAUUUUAUGAGUGUGCUGUUCCUUAAUCUGUAUUAUUAAAACUAAUUCAUGGUAUUUAUUUUCCAGAUGGACAGGUCUACUGGUCUUUUAAAACAGACUCAUCAUCAUCCAAGCCAAAUUCGUUAGAAGUAGAGGUAGCAUCCUUUGUGGCCCUUGCCCAUCUUUCCAUGGAAGCCCCCACUAAGAAAGACAUCUUCAAUGCUUCAAAGAUAAUUUCUUGGCUGUCCUAUAAGCAGAAUCCACAUGGGGGCUUCGCUAGCACACAGGUAAGCAGCGUAUAGAUUUGUAACCUACAGUUCCACUGGCAUGUCUGUUACAUCUUUUAUAUGUUGACAAAAUUAUGUAAACACAUUUCCUGUAGUCUUUCCAGACCCAGGAAUAUGGUAACAUUCCCAAUGCUAUAGUUUUCUCUUCUUUAUUUAAAUUCAGGGCCCGUUAAAUCUAAAUAAAAAUUUUGAGAAAAAGAGUAUUACUUACCUUUUUUCCAGCGCCAAGAUCAAGUUCUGCAGCCAAUUGUCCUGCCUCUCGCAAUAUCACAAUAUGCAUAUAAUGGUCCAAUUUAAUGUUCCUUAUAGAGGAGCACUUGAGUUGCUUGGCGUUUUUAUUGGAGACUCAGUGGGAGAACUUAGUUCCCACAGCAAAUGCACCUCUACUGGAUGUCAGGUAGAGAUAGAGGCAAUUUUUUUGUUUUUCCGGAAAAAUUGUUGAAGCACAUACACAAGUAAGAUGGUACAUAUGAGAUCAAAACAAUACAGAAACACUAGGACUAAGAUGAUAAUUGUGUUGUGACACAAUGCAUUGUGCCAUGCUUAGUAAAUACAGGCCAUAAUGUAUCUCCUCAUAGACAAAGCAUAGAUAUCUGAUUUCUGAAGGUCAAUUAAGCCCACUGGUUAAGAAUAGAGAAAGAGGUGGAAAGUAAAAAAAGAAGGGUGGGCGGUGAGAAGUACAUAGAAUACUCUGCCACAGUCUGCUUGCCAAUUUGUCAACACAGCUUGAAAGCGUUUCAAGUUUCGUAGGUUUUAUUUGACAAAUCUUCAUAUUUCUUAGUGAUGCAAAGUAUGUCAGACAUGGCUUGGGUAUGUGGGGGUUGCAUCGAUUUCCAUAUGUGUGCAAUAGUUGUGAUGGCUGCUGUGAUAAUAUUGAGGAUAAGAGAUAUCCUCACUCCCUCUACCUCUGCUUGGAGCAUGUUCAAUGAAUAUAUCUCUGGUUCUAAAGGGAGCACAUAAGUGGUUGUGUUCUGGAUCUUUUGAAUCUUCAGCCAGAAUUGUUUUUCAAGAUUGGACAAGACCAGAAGAUGAGAGGGAGGAGUUAUGCCAGUCAAAGGGAUGUUGUUGCUCUUGCUGCUUCAGUGUGUCAGUACCCCAACUACCUCUCCAUAUUUCCUAAAGAGACCCUUUAACUGUUGUAGGGUUAUGUUAUACUGAGGGUGAUGUCAUCAGUAAAUAAUGGCAACUUGUUUAUCGAAUCGUUCAGAGUGGCACCUUGAAUUUCUGGAGUGUGUGUGAUUUCUGAGAUCUGUGAUUCUAAUGCCAGAAUAAACAUUAAGGGAGAGAGUGGGCAUCCUUGCCUAGUAACAUUUUGAAUUGUGACAGACUUAGAGAAGAAUCCGAACUUUAAGACCCUUGCAGUUGGGGAUUAGUAUAAUAACUUGACGACUUUUAUAAAAGGUUCAGGUAAGCCAAAACGUACAUGUAUUGCCAAUUUGGCAUCCAAUGCAAGUAAUUGCAUCGGAGUGACUCUAUUCCUACUUGCCUCAACCAAGGAUAAAUCUCCAUGUGUUAUCUGAGACUUGCCAUCCAGGGAAAAAUCCCACUUGUUCCAGUAAUUUAAUGUUGGGUAAUAGGUGGCUGAUUAUGAAAGCCAAUAGUUUGGCAUACAGUUUCAAGUCUGUAUUUAAAUGAGAUUUGGGUCUGAAAAUGGGGAAGGAGGUGGGAGGUUUACCCGGCUUCGGUAGGGUAAUAAUAGUAGUCUCAAACAUGUUGUAAAGUUCCUUCUCAGGCAUCGGAGCAUACUCUGAAAGCUAGUUGAGGCUCUCUGAGAGGCAGUUUCAGACACAGGUGAGCUUGCCCUCCAGUGGACACCAUCUUGCCUAGCAAACAUUUUGUCAAAACGCUGAAACACGUGCCUUUUUCCCCAGGUGUACUCGGGGGCUUGUGGGAAGACAUUAUGGUCUCAGCUAAUUUUAGCUUGCAUCUACAAAAGUUUUAGGAUUGCCGUUCAUUUGGAAAUCUGGGUCUGUAUUUGUACGGAGUGAUACUUACAUGUGUCUGCUCUCUGUUGCACUUUUGACACACCCCCCCACCCCCCCGACUACCUGCAGGGUAAACAUUGCAGUAUUUACUAAAUGAUAAUGCUUUACAUUGCAGAGUUAAAGGUAACAGACCACUGCACCCAUACCAUUUUAUUAAGAUCUGGUCUGGCUUUUGGGCACAAAGCAAAAGCAAAGCACUAUUAGAGCUCACAUUAUCUGUUUUCAGAAUGAUAUACUAAGAUUCCUAAAAAUAAUUUAUUACUUCUACAGUUUAUUAUCGUAUGAACCAUGUGGAAUAACACGACUAAUUUUUUGUAGGACACAUUGGUGGCAUUUCAGGCUUUUUGUCGUUAUGCUGAACUAACCUACACUGGACAUAUAGGUUUAGAGGUGACUGUAACUGGAGAUGAUUGUCAAUACAAGUUCUCGGUGAAUGACACAACUCGACUCCUGCUGCAAAAAGGAUCUCUCCAGCAGAUACCGGGAAACUACACUAUACAGCUCAAAGGGGAAGGUUGUGCAUAUGUACGGGUAAGGACAUGUAUGGAAUAGGUUUCAUUUUUACCAUUUUCUUUGAGUGAGGAUUUUUAGCUGAUCCAGCUUACUCUUUGGCAUAUUUAUACAUUAACAAAAAGGCAUUUUACUCUAAGCACCAAAACAGCGUUAGUUUAAUAAAGAAGUUUUGGUUUAUAACUCAUUGUCACGGCUGCUAGUGUGGUCCAACACGCAGAAACUAUGUAAACAUAUACAUGCAAAAGGAAAGGAAAUAAAAGGACAGAGCGUAAACCGAACCUUAGAAAGGCCAGACUAAUACACUAGAGAUAGAGAAUGGUCAAAGGGAAAGCCAUGGUCAAGGAAGCCAGAAAUACUCAGAUACCGUUUAAACAAGCCAAGUCAGGGGAACCAGAAUUCGGAAUAACCAGGGAAAAACCAAAAUCAGGAUACCAGGAAGUAAUAUUCACAAAGAUAAACACACUCUAGGGAACCAGGAACAGGAAACCACGACAGGGCAAGGUACUGGGGAGAAUUAGGGAUUAAAAUAUCCCUCCCUAGGCUCUGAUUGGUCAGAGGGUGACCUCUGACCCCAGAACCUGCGCUGACGUUGUGACAUCACGCGCGCGUUCGUAUAAUUUUGGGGGGUGGAGCCAUGGAUGGACGCGACCUCAUGGUCAGCGCCAUCUUGGAUUUCCCCGAGUGGCAUGGAGGAACUGUUCCCGGCUUGCCGCUGUGAGUUGGUGCGGUCGUGCCGGUCGGGCACGGACGCACAUGGUGGCGAGCCGGGGGCCGUGACACUCAUGCCCGUGCAGUCUCAUUGUUUAAUCCACUGCUGUUUAUGAGUUACAGUACUGUGAGUAUGCAGGCUGUGUCAAAUGGCCCUUGACUUUGACUCACACAACCUCCAUAAAAAAAUAGAAAAUACAGCAUAGUUUGUUUCCUUUAGUGAACACACAUUUUAUUUCCUAUCUGUUAACUGUACUCUAAUAAAAAACAACCGGGCUGCUGCAGGCUCUAAAAGGCAAAUCACAAAACAGGAGAUAAGAAAUUCUGAUUUACACACACUGCUCAAUAAGAGAAUCCAGAAAUGUACACUCUUUAAGGAAGAGAGUAGGAAGGCUGUGUGAGUCAAAGGCAGGGGAGGUGUGACUAUAUGGACGAAUAGAGGGACACAUAACGAGACAGGUGGAUAGAUAGAUGGAUGGAUGGGUGGCUAGAUAGACAUAUGUUUAAACACACAGAUAUAUGGACAGAUGGCUAGAAGGAUGGAUAGUUGGAUAGACUUGUAUUUGGUGGUUGUGAUUAACUUGUGUUCUUUUAGCAAUUGUUCAGACAAUGUGUGUUAUCGAGCACCUUAUUAACUAUUACAAAACUCUGCAGACCAUGCUGAAAUACAAUAUGUAUUCUGCCGAGACAAGCCCAAUGUUCGACCUUCAUGUCAAUACCACUACGGCAGCCUGCAAGGACCAAACUAAACUAUGUUUCCACAUUAACAUUUGCACACGGUAAGUUACAGUGAAAUAGUAAAACAUCAGUUUUGGAAGAGCUCACACUGGAGACAGUACAGUAUGAUCUAAUUCUUCAUUCAUUGUUUUAAGCUAAAUUUUAAGUAAAUCGUCUGUUAGUAUUUGUCUUGUUUACUGCCCUAUGUUUUGCUAAAUGUGCCUGUUCUAGGUAUAUUGGGCAGCGGACAGAAACUGGCAUGGCGUUAAUUGAAGUUAAUUUACUCUCCGGCUGCAGCGCCGAUAUAGAAACCAUAGCCAAGGUAAUACAGGGAAUGGGGAAUAAUACAGGGAAUGUGGGGUAAUACAGGGAAUGGGGGAUAAUUCAGGGAAUGUGGGGUAAUUCAGGGAAUGUGGGGUAAUACAGGGAAUGGGGAAUAAUACAGGGAAUGGGGAAUAAUACAGGGAAUGGGGGAUAAUACAGGGAAUGUGGGGUAAUUCAGGGAAUGUGGGGUAAUACAGGGAAUGUGGGGUAAUACAGGGAAUGGGGAAUAAUACAGGGAAUGGGGGAUAAUACAGGGAAUGUGGGGUAAUUCAGGGAAUGUGGGGUAAUUCAGGGAAUGUGGGGUAAUUCAGGGAAUGGGGAAUAAUACAGGGAAUGUGGGGUAAUACAGGGAAUGUGGGGUAAUUCAGGGAAUGGGGAAUAAUACAGGGAAUGUGGGGUUAAUACAGGGAAUGUGGGGUAAUUCAGGGAAUGUGGGGUAAUUCAGGGAAUGUGGGGCUAAUACAGAACAUUGGAACAGUAAAUGAGGUAUCUAGCACAGGAUAAAUAUAAAUGCAUGGCAAUGGCCCGGUGUAAUAUAGGGUAUAAAAAUGCGUGUGGUAACCAGUAUAGUGGGUAUAAUGAUGCUGUGUGGAGGGUUGUUAUCCAGUUGGGUUAAUGAUUUUUGUCCAGUACAGAGGGUGCUAUUAUAUGGAAAAUGACUUACUGUUAUAAACCUUGUCAUGUAAUAUUUUAAUAUGAAUCUGUUUUAUAUUUCAAUCAUUUCAGCUUGAGAUGAACAGUUUGGUAAUGAAGACUGAAGUCAAAAAGGAUAAAGUUAUCAUUUAUAUUAAUGAGGUGAGCUGGUCGGUGACAUGGAAUAUCGAGACACAGACAGACACAGAGACAGACACAGAGACAGACAAGAGACCAGAGGCUAAACCAGAAACUUAAGAAUUUGCUGUCCCUUUUCAUCUUUAUUUAUCUCUAAACUUUUCACAACUCUCAGUUUUUAACCCCUUAAGGACUGAGCCAAAUGUACACGUUGUGAACGAAACAAAAUGUAAACAAAACCUGGAAUUUGCGCUACGUGUCUGUCCAACCGUAAUUCACCUCUUUCAUAUUAAAUGCACCCACCCUUAUUAUGUAUCAUUUUAUUCAGGGGAAACAGGGCUUUCAUUUUAUAUCAAAUAUUUAGCUAUGAAACAUAAUUUAAUAUUAAAAAAAUUGGAGAAAAUAAGAUUUAUUUAGAUUUAUUUUUAGUUCUACAUGACAUUUUAACUGUCAAUGUCUUAAUACUGUUUGCUUUUACUGCAAUAAAAUACACAUAUUUGUAUUCAGCAAAGUCUCACGUGUAAAACAGUACCCACUAUGUACAGGUUUUAUGGCGUUUUGGGAAGUUACAGGGUCAAAUAUAGCAUGUUACAUUUGAAAUUGAAAUUCGCCAGAUUGGCUAUGUUGCCUUUGGGACUUUAUAGUAGCCCAGGAAUUAAAUUUACACCCAUAAUGGCAUACCAUUUGCAAUAGUAGACAACCCAAGGUAUUGCAAAUGGGGUAUGUCCAGUCUUUUUUAGUAGCCAUUUGGUCACAAACACUGGCCAAAGUAAGCGUUAGUAUUUGUUUGUGUGAAAAAUGCAAAAAAAUGCAAUUUUGGCCAGUGUUUGUGACUAAGUGGCUACUAAAAAAGACUGGACAUGCCCCGUUUGCAAUACCUUGGGUUGUCUACUAUUGCAAAUGGUAUGCCAUCAUAGGGGUAAUUUUCAUUCUUGGGCUACCAUAGGGUCUCAAAGGCACCGUAACCAAUCUGGCGAAUUUUAAUGUGAAAAAAUGAAACACAAGCCUUAUAUUUGACGCUGUAACUUUUGAAAACACCAUAAAACCUGUACAUGAUGGGUACUGUUGUACUCGGGAGACUUCGCUGAACACAAAUAUUAGUGUUUCAAAACAGCAAAAAGUAUCACAGCAAUAAUAUCGUUUGUGUAAGUGCUGUUUGUGCAUGAAAAAUGCUUUUGAAACACUAAUAUUUGUGUUCAGCGAAGUCUCCCGAGUAGAACAGUACCCCCCAUGUACAGGUUUUAUGGUGUCUUGGAAAGUUAUAGGGUUAAAUAUAGUGCUAGCAAAUUAAAUUCACUUUACUUUCGGCAUGUGUUGUCAGGCAGGUCCCGCUAAUUGUAAUUAAUUAAGAUACCUAAUUAUGUAAAAAUAUUACAUAAAUAUAUAUGUAGAAUUAAUAUAUGUAUAUAUAUAUAUAUGUAUGUGAAUCUAUAUGUGUAUAUAUAUAUAUAUAUAAUUUUUUUUUAAAUAUUUUUAUUUAUGUAUAGGUAUAUAUAUAGUGAUAUAUACGUAUAUAUUUAUGUAUGUAGAUAUAUAUAUUAUUUUGUUCUACGUGUAUUUUGAUAUAAAUAUAUACAUAUAUAUUAAUAUCACAAUACAGUUAGAACAAAAUAACACACAUCUAUAUAUUUUUUAAUAAUUUUUUUAAUUAUUUUGUAAAUUUUAUUUUUUAACGUAUUUACAUAUUAAAUUUUUUUAUAUUAUAUAUAAAUAUAUAUAUAACAAUAAUUAUAUAUAUAUUUAAUCAGUAUCAGUCUACGUGUAAUUUGAUCUUAAUAUAUAUAUAUAUAUAUAUAUAUAUAUAUAUAUAUAUAAAAUUAUAUAUAUAUUAAUAGUAAAAUACACCUAGACAGUGUAUGUGUGUGUAUGUAUAUGUGUGUAUAUAUAUAUACUUAGAUCAUAUAUAUAAUAUAUAUAUAUUUUUUACACUUUUUAAUUUUAUUUUAAUUUUAUCUUCAGCCAGCAGGGGGACCACCUGUCAUUACAGGCAGCCCCCCUGCUGGCAAUGCAGGAGGCAGCCUACCUGGCCAUGUGAUUGUGGGGUCCUCGCAAGGACCUCACUCUCACAUGGCCGGGGGGCAACGGAGGAGGAGGAUCUAAUGCGGGGGGGGCUCCCUGGGAGUCCCCCCCACCGCGAUCGCCGGCGUGGGACCGCCGGCGACCGGGUAAGUAAGAAAAGACCGGAGGGCGUACAAUUACGCCCGGCGGCGUUUAGAGCCACCUAAAAUAGGGCGUAAUUGUACGCCCUCCGGUCUUAAGGGGUUAAAAUGUAAAUUGCAGAUUUUAGGCUCAGACAGUUUAAUUAGUAAAAUUCAUAUAUAUAACUUAUUUAGUUAUAACUUAUUUAGUUUUAUAUAAUAAUUUAGUUAUUAAGGUAUUAAAGGAACACUAUAGUCACCUAAAUUACUUUAGCUAAAUAAAGCAGUUUUAGUGUAUAGAUCAUUCCCCUGCAAUUUAACUGCUCAAUUCACUGUCAUUUAGGAGUUAAAUCACUUUGUUUCUGUUUAUGCAGCCCUAGCCACACCUCCUCUGGCUAUGAUUGACAGAGCCUGCAUGAAAAAAAACAAAAAACUUUAAUCACAUACAGGAGGCUCUUGCAGGGUCUAGCAAGCUAUUAACAUAGCAGGGGAUAAGAAAAUCUUAAUUAAACAGAACUUGCAAUAAAGAAAGCCUAAAUAGGGCUCUCUUUACGGGAAGUGUUUAUGGAAGGCUGUGCAAGUCACAUGCAGGGAGGUGUGACUAGGGUUCAUAAAAAAAGGGAUUUAACUCCUAAAUGGCAGAGAAUUGAGCAGUGAGGCUGUUGUUCAGGUGACUAUAGUGUCCCUUUAAGGUAAAUGUGCAACUUUGUAAUCAAUUACUGACAAUUCCUGUAUUGUAUUUAGUGAAUAUCUCUAUAGAUCUCUCUGUCUCUCUAUGAUUCCUGUUCCUUUUACACUAUGUCUCUAUAUAUGUUUUUGUGUGUCUGUCCAUAUUCACAUUCACUCACUGUCUCUCUGUAUUUUUAUGCAGCUCUCUCAUCAAACUGAAUGUUUCUCGUUCACCAUAAUUCAAGAUAUCCCAGUGGAAAAUGUGCGCCCCCAGCUGGUCAAGGUGUUAAAUUACUAUAUGCCAGGUAACAAAAUGAUUAUUAAAACUCCUAUAUACUUACAUGCUGACUUCUAUGCUGCAAACGAAAAACAAAAAAACUAAGAUUAAAAACAAACAGGAUUAUGGGGGAAUUGGUGCUGUGUUAAUAAACCCAUUUCAGCUACAAUAAACCAAAUGUAAUGUCGGCUUUGCACUUCACAAAAUAUCAGCAAACCCAGGUGAAAGCAUGCAGUGAUUCUAUUUGCCAUACCCACAUUCUAUGCUAUAAGAAAAACAUGAUAACAAAUCAUAGUGUAGUGUAUAGAGCACAAAACAAAGAUAUAACACAUUAUUCAGAGCCUUGGAAAAAUUGUCUCUAAUCUAUAGCAGCGUAGAAAAUUAAAUACUCCGACAGUAUAAGUAGCCAAGACAGGAAUACUGAGACCAGGUCCUGCUCCCUCUUCUCCGUGAUUUGACAAACAACUGCUCAAAUGACAGCAGAAACACAGAAAAUGUAUUGUGGAAAUGCAAUACUUUACAAUGAAUAAAUUUAGCCACAGCACAAUGUGUUUCAACCAUCCAUCUAGGGCAGGGAUAGUCAACCUUCGGCACUGCAGAUGUUGUGGACUACAUCCCCCCCAUAAUGUUCUUACACCUAUAAUGCUGGCAAAUAAUCGUGGGAGGUGUAGUCCAAAACAUCUAAAGUGCCAAAGGUUGCCUAUGCGUGAUCGAGGGUCUUCCUCGGGUAAAUAUGAAGUACUAAGUUCCAUUUUUUUACUCCCCCAUGCCAAAACUACUGCUUCCCAGAUUUAUGGUGGCCAGUAUCAUCUAGACAAGGCUAGUAGGUUAGAUCCUGGUAUUCUGAGUCCUGGUCAGAGCUUGCGACAAAAGCUCAGUGAGGGCCAGUGACAGGUUAACUAUAGAGCUGCAUUCAUUAACAGAUUGUCAUUGCAUUCUUCCCUUGCAGAUGAAGAGGCCUACGCAAUGUAUAACCUACCCAACUAAGAGGUAAGUGGAGUCCAAUUUAAAAAGUUAUUAACAAAGUAUGAGAUCGCAAACACUGCAUUAGACAAUAAGCAAAGUAUUAGAGCGCAAACACUUUGUUAGAGUAUAAUCACAGCAUUAGUGCGCACACACUGCUUUAGAAUGUGUACUCAGUGUUAGAGUAUCUACAUUAGAGUUAGUAGCCAGUAUUAGAGUGUCAAUAUAAUAUAUAUACCCACGUGAAAUAAGUGAACUAUAAUAAAAACAUAUACAAGAGUACUUAACUUCAAAUCGAAAACAGCUUCCCAGGGGGCCUUCCCAACUAGCACCCCCUUAUAUGACAAAAUAUGGAAAUAUACAGAAAAUGGGAUACAGCUGUAUAUCUGCUAAGAAAAUGAACACAUAGUGAUGUACUAUAAUGUACAAAUUAUCACUUUACUACUGAUAGCAGUCACAAGAGGUCGGAAUAUAGAGCACCUCGAAUCAAUCCUUGAGGGACAUAUAGCUGUUAUCACGUCCACCUCCUUUGUAUCCGGGAAUCACUGGUCCCCCCACAGAAUACUUCUCAAAGAUCAGGAUAACGAUUAUAAAAAUAUAUUUGGGUCACAAUCAGCCGAUAAAAACACAAGUCAUAUAUAUGAAAUUUGUUAAGAACGGUCCAAGAUUUAAUGUAUAUUUUGUUUUCUGUUGUGCAUUGUUACAGAUUGCACAUUGCAUUAACUCAUUGUGGUAAUUCAAGUCUAAAACACUCUGCUACAUUGUGUUUUAUGUGUUGAUAGGGAGAAGGGAUGUCUCUUGAAUAGAAAUGGGAAGCCAACAGGCACGAACACGUUGGUGUCCAGAAUAACAUCAGAGUAAAUUACAGCUUUUAUGUUUAUUUUUUGGUAAAGCAAAAUAACAAAUUGUACAUGUUAUCACUUUCCAUGUCGAAAUAAAAAUAUAUUUCUAUUCAUAAUAAAUCGGUAACAAAU
Messenger RNA from Pelobates cultripes (western spadefoot toad), 94559 nucleotides. The record is from the annotation of a GenBank genome assembly. Lineage: Eukaryota; Metazoa; Chordata; Amphibia; Anura; Pelobatidae.